GUUAAAUUAUCUCGGGAUUAUAUUUUGUAUUUGUGAAUGUUAAGAAUCAGGCACAGCUCCAUGUCCUCAGCAGUGAUCUGAUUGGCUGGUUCAGGGUCAUGACACAGGCACAGAGGAAAGCCCCGGUCCCCCCACAGGCAUGCUGGGAAGCCUCAGCAGGGUGCCAACCAACAUGUCAACACAGGCGCCGACAUUCACUCAGCCGCUUCAGAGCGUCGUGGCACUAGAGGGUAGUGCCGCGACGUUCGAGGCUCAAGUUAGUGGUUCCCCAGUUCCUGAGGUGAGCUGGUUUCGUGAUGGCCAGGUUCUUUCCGCCGCCGCUCUACCCGGCGUGCAGAUCUCGUUCAGCGACGGCCGUGCUGUUCUGAGGAUCCCCGCUGUGACCGCCGCACACAGCGGGAGAUUUUCUGUCAGAGCAACCAACGGAGCUGGACAAGCCACGAGCACCGCUGAACUCCUCGUUACAGCGGAGACGGCGCCUCCAAACUUCCUCCAGAGACUGCAGAGCUCCACAGUGAGACAGGGCAGCCAGGUGAGGCUGGAUGUCCGUGUGACAGGAAUCCCAACACCUGUGGUGAAGUUCUUCAGAGAGGGAGCCGAGAUCCAGAGCUCAGCCGACUUCAGGAUCCUUCAGGAAGGAGACCUGUACAGUCUGCUGAUCGCUGAGGCCUUCCCAGAGGAUUCUGGGACAUAUUCUGUAACCGCCACCAACAGCAGCGGACGAGCCACCUCCACCGCUGAGCUGCAGGUUCAGGGAGAAGAAGCUGUACCUAUGAAGAAAACAAAGACUAUUGUGGCCUCGUCCCAAAUGGCUAUGUCCCAAAUGGCCGCUUCUCAGGCCACCCUGCAGAAGAAAGUUGAGAUGGGUUUCCAGGCCACCACCAUGAUGGAGAUGCAUGUAGAAGGAGGAAUGAUGACUCAGCAUUUGGCUCACAAAACCCCACCGCGGGUUCCCCCAAAACCGACUUCCAGGUCCCCCCCGUCCUACAUUUCUAAGGUGGGGGGCGGACGUCAGCAGUCACCUUCACCUGUCAGGCAUGUGAAGGGGCCGACACCCGCACCUGUCAGACCUGUUUCUCCUUCAAUGAGACCGUCUGUCUCUCCAAUCAGACCUGUGAAGUCUCCUCUCAUGAGCAGGAAACAGGUGUCUUCCUCUCCUGAGGUCCUGCCACCCUGGAAGCAGGGAGACUACAUGGCAGAAGCCAGCUACAUGACUAGUAUGACCAGCAUGUCCAGUAUGAGCAGCACAACCCAGCUGCAUAUGGAGAAGCACUGGGAGCAGCAGGUCACCGCCACCAGAGAGGAGGCUGCUGCCGUGCCCACAAGAGCUCAGGAAGCUGUUGUCCCUCCCACUCUCAUUGCUGGCCUGAAGAAUGUGAAUGUGACAGAGGGCGAGUCCGUGACCCUGGAGUGUCAGAUCAGUGGUCACCCCGCCCCCACCAUCAUGUGGUUCAGAGAGGACUACAAGAUUGAGAGCUCCAUCGACUUCCAGAUCACCUACAUGAGCGGAUACGCCCGCCUGGUGAUCCGUGAGGCGUUUGCUGAAGACAGCGGACGCUUCACUUGCACCGCCACCAGUGAGGCCGGAACCAUCAGCACCUCCUGCUACCUGCUCGUUAAAGUGUCAGAGGAAAUUGAAAGCAGAGAGGAAAUGAUGACCGUCACCGAAGUUGGAAUCAGUCAACAGAGAACCUGUUCUCCCUUCAGUGUUGAGACAACACAACAGAUGGUGUCUGAGGUGAGCGCAGGAGAGGCUGCUGCUCCCUUCUUCAUCAAGAAACCGACCCCUCAGAAACUGGUGGAGGGAGGCAGUGUGGUCUUUGAAUGCCAGAUUGGAGGAAACCCAAGACCUCACAUUAUAUGGAAGAAGAGUGGAGUGCCGCUCACUACUGGAUACAGAUAUAAAGUUGCCUACAAGAAGGAGACAGGAGAGUGCAAGUUGGAGAUCUCCAUGACCUUUGCUGAUGAUGCUGGCGAAUACGCCAUCUUUGUGAAGAAUACACACGGAGAAGCCUCAGCCUCCGUUACCCUGAUGGAGGAAGAGCAAUACGAUGCAUACAUGAUGCAACAAGACGUGACAUAUAAAACUGAAGUGACAACGACGACGACAGUGAUCCAGGAGCCCUCUGUGGUAGUGAGUCAGUACGAGGUGGAGCAGAGGAGAGUGACAACCCCCAUGAGCUUUGUCUCAGAAACAGAGUUUCUAAUUUCAGCCUUUGAGGAAAGAAUCAUCCAAGAGAUUGAGCUCCGUAUCAUGAGGAUCACAUACAGCGAGCUGGUGAUCGAGGAUGGAGAGAUGAUGGUGACUAUUGCAGAGCACGAGGCACUGCAGCCGGCCUUUGACACACCUGUUAAAAACUACAGGAUCAUGGAGGGAAUGGGCGUCACUUUCCACUGCAAGAUGGGAGGAAGUCCUCUGCCAAAGAUUGCAUGGUACAAAGACGGCCAGCGCAUCAGGGCUGGUGGACGUUACCAGAUGGAGGUACUGCAGGACGGACGGGCCAGCCUUCGUCUGCCUGUUGUGCUCCCAGAGGAUGAGGGCGUGUACACCGCCUUCGCCUCCAACAUGAAGGGAAAUGCCGUCAGCUCUGGAAAGCUCUACAUCGAGCCAUCUGGAACUGUGACACCCCAGAGAUACACACCUCAGCCAGCCAUGCAGAGGAUCAGAUCUACUUCUCCUCGUUCUAUGAGCCGCUCUCCUGGACGUUCUCCCAGCCGUUCUCCUGGACGUUCUCCUGCCAGAAGGCUGGAUGAUACAGACGAGGCUCAGCUGGAGAGACUGUACAAGCCUGUCUUUGUAAUGAAGCCUUCUUCCAUUAAAUGCUCUGAGGGACAGACUGCCAGGUUCGACCUCAAGGUCGUUGGCAGACCAAUGCCGGAAACUUACUGGUUCCACAAUGGACAACAAGUGGUCAAUGACUACACCCACAAGAUAGUGAUCAAGGAGGAUGGCACCCAGUCCCUGAUCAUCGUCCCUGCCAUGCCUCACGACUCUGGAGAGUGGACAGUCAUCGCUCAGAACAGAGCUGGACGGACCUCGGUCGCUAUAACUCUCACUGUUGAUGCUCGAGAAAGCCUGGCGCGCCCUCAGUUUGUAGAAAAGCUGAGGAACAUCACCGUGAAGCAGGGCACUCUGGUUGAACUGGCUGUCAAAGCCAUCGGAAACCCCCUGCCUGACAUCGUGUGGCUGAAGAACAGUGACAUUAUCACUCCUCAGAAACACCCACAAAUCAAGAUUGAUGGAACCAAAGGAGAGGCCAAAUUCCAGCUCCCGUCUGCUGCAAGCACAGACAGCGCCUGGUACACAGCGACAGCCAUCAACAAGGCUGGCAGAGACACCACUCGCUGCAGAGUCAAUGUUGAGGUAGACUUCACAGCUCCUCAAGCUGAGAGGAAGCUCAUUAUCACCAAAGGAACCUACAAGGCCAAGGAGAUCGCAGCUCCAGAGCUGGAGCCUCUCCACAUGCGAUAUGGUCAAGAGCAGUGGGAGGAGGGCGACCUCUACGACAAAGAGAAGCAGCAGAAACCAAUGUUCAAGAAGAAGCUGACCUCUAUCCGCAUGAAGCGCUUUGGUCCAGCUCACUUUGAGUGCAGACUGACUCCUAUUGGCGACCCCACCAUGGUCGUGGAGUGGCUGCACGAUGGCAAACCCCUGGCAGCUGCCAACAGACUGCGCAUGGUCAAUGAAUUUGGUUACUGCAGUCUCGACUAUGAAGCUGCUUAUGCCAGAGACAGCGGGGUCGUCACCUGCAGGGCAUCAAACAAGUUUGGAGUGGACCAGACCUCAGCCACCCUGAUCGUCAAGGAUGAGAAAGGCCUUGUUGAGGAAUCACAGCUCCCUGAAGGCAGGAAGGCUCCUCUUAGAAUGGAUGAGAUGGAGCGCAUGGCUCACGAGGGAGGACCUGCUGGAGUCAGCAUUGAUGACGAGUAUGAAAAGACCAAACCCGAUAUCGUCCUUGUUCCUGAACCAGCCAGAGUGCUGGAGGGAGACAUUGCAAGAUUCCGCUGCAGAGUGACCGGUUACCCCGCCCCCAAGGUCAACUGGUACCUCAACGGACAACUCAUCCGCAAGAGCAAGAGAUACAGACUUCGUUAUGAUGGUAUUUACUACCUGGAGAUUGUGGACAUCAAGUCCUACGACUCAGGAGAGGUCAGGAUAGUGGCAGACAAUCCUCUAGGCACAACCGAGCACACUGUGAAGCUGGAGAUCCAGCAGAAGGAGGACUUCAGGGCCGUGCUGCGUCGUGCUCCAGACUCGAAGUCUGCAGAUGCUUCACAUGAAGCUGGGAGGAUUGGGUUUGAUGUUGUGAAAGUUGACCGACCUGGCGAAAGUGCACAGGACAGGGAAGUUGUUAAACUGCGUAAGACACAGAGGGUGGUUCACGAAAAAACCUCUGAGGAGUCUGACGAGCUGAAGAGCAAGUUCAAGCGCAGGACAGAGGAGGGUUUCUACGAGUCCAUCUCUGCUGUGGAGUUCAAAUCUCGUAAGAGGGAUGACUCAUAUGAGGAUCUCCUGAAGAAGACUAAGGACGACUUGCUUCAUCACUUGAAGAUGAAAGAGGAAGCUGAGAGGAAGAGGCUGGAGGAACAGGGCCAAGUCACCAUCCCCACUUUCAAACCAGAGAGGGUCCAGCUGUCCCCCAGCAUGGAGGCACCCAAGAUUCUGGAGCGCAUUGCAAGCAAGACAGUAACUCCCAAUGAUGAGGUUCACUUCCGGGUCAGAGUCGUCGGCAGACCAGAACCUGAGUGCCAGUGGUUCAAGAACGGUAUCCUGGUUGAGAAGACUGAGCGUGUGUACUGGUACUGGCCUGAGGAUCACUUGUGUGAACUGGUGAUCAAAGACGUCACAGCUGAAGACUCGGCCAGCAUCAUGGUUAAAGCCAUGAACAUUGCUGGUGAGGCCUCAAGCCAUGCCUUCCUGCUGGUGCAAGCCAAGGCAACAAUUAACUUCAUCCAGAACCUGGAGGAUGCCAGCGCGAAUGAGAAGGACACCAUGGUGACCUUUGAGUGUGAAACCAAUGAGCCUUUCGUUAAAGUGAUAUGGUUCAAGAACAACAUGCAGAUCUUCUCUGGAGACAAGUACAGGAUGCACUCUGACAGGAAGGUCCACUUCCUGUCCGUUCUGGUGAUUGACAUGAAUGAUGAUGCUGAAUACAGCUGUGUGGUUGAAGAAGACGAGAGCAUCAGAACAACUGCAAGGCUCCAUGUAGAAGGCGCUGCCUUGGAGCUCAUAAAGCACAUGGAGAACAUUGAGGUGCCUGAGACCUACUCUGGAGAGUUUGAGGUUGAGCUGUCUCGUGAAGAUGCUGAAGGCAGCUGGUUCUUUGGAGACAAAGAGCUUUCUUCAAGCAGUAAAUAUGUCAUGUCCUCCCGCCGUGGAAGACACAACCUCUCCAUCAAGGAAGUCAGGAAAAUGGACCAGGGCAAAUACACCUUUGUAUGUGGAGAACUGAAGACCAGCGCCUCACUGAAGAUGAAAUUGCGCCCGGUGACGCUGAUGCAGCCCUUGACCGACCUCACAGUCUGUGAGGGAGACAUUGCCCAGCUGGAGGUCAGGUUCUCUCAGGAGAAUGUCGAGGGAACCUGGAUGAAGAGCGGCCAGGCCAUCUCUGCCUCGGACCGUGUCCAUAUUGUGAUCGACAAACAGGUUCAUAAGCUUCUGGUGGAGAACGUCACCAGAGACGAUGCUGCUUCCUACUCCUUUGUGGUUCCUGCCCAAGACAUCUCCACCUCUGGCAAACUCAGUGUUCAGACUAUUGACAUUGUGAUCCCACUGAAGGAUGUGUCCUCUGUUGAGGGAACAAAGGCCGUUCUGGAGGCCAAGAUCUCUGCUCAGGAUAUUGGCUCUGUAAAAUGGUACCACAACGACAAACUGCUUGUUCCCAGUGACAGAAUCCAGAUGGUGGCGAAGGGAGCCAAGCAGCGUCUGGUCUUCAGCAGGACCUAUGCUUCUGAUGAAGGACGCUACAAACUGGUGGUUGGCAAGGUUGACACCAGCUGCAGCCUCAGUGUUGAAAAGGUGCACAUUGUUAAGCACAUGGAGGACAAAGUGUGCUCAGAGUCCCAGAAUGUCCUCUUCAACGUUGAAGUGUCUCAUCCCAACAUCGACCCAGUCUGGACCUUCAGGAACCAGCAGCUCAAAGCUGGACCCAAACACAAGAUGGAGUCCAAGGGCAAGGCUCACUCUCUGACCAUCAUUGACACCAUGAAGGACGAGGAGGGCGAAUACAUGUUCCAUGCUGGGGAAAAGACAUCCAGUGCCAAGCUCACUGUCUCUGGUGGAGCCAUCACACGCCCUCUGCAGGACGUGACAGUGGCAGAGUCACAGACAGCUGAGUUUGAGUGUGAAGUCGCCAACGCCGAGGCUGAGGGCAAGUGGAUGAAGGAGGGUCUGCUCGUGGACUUUAAUGAGAACGUGGUGAGUGAGGUGAACGGAGCCGUCAGACGCCUCGUCAUCGUCAUCACCAGACCUCAGGAUGUCGGAGAGUACACCUACCAGGUGGCCAACUCCAAAACCACUGCCAACCUCAGGGUGGAGGCUGUGAAGAUCAAGAAAACUCUGAGGAACCAGACUGUGACAGAGACCCAGGAGGCUUUGUUCACGCUGGAGCUCACCCAUGUUGACGUGAAGGGAUCCCAGUGGAUCAAGAACGGCGUGGAGCUUCAGAACAGUGACAAGUACGAGAUCACCUGUGAGGGCAUGGUCCACAAACUGAAGGUGAAGAACUGCAACACACAGGACGAGUCUGUUUACUCCUUCAAACUGGGAAAACUGUCCGCCAACGCCCGGCUCAACGUAGAGACCAUCAAAAUUGUGAAGAAGAUAAAAGAUGUGACAUCACUGCUGGACGGCACCGCCUCUUUCGAGAUGAGCCUGUCACAUGACGACAUCCCCGUCAGGUGGAUGUACAAAGGCAUGGAGCUGAAGGCGAGCGAGAAGUGUAAGAUUCUGUCCGAGCGGAAAGCUCACAAACUCAUCCUGCAGAACGUCAACAGCAGCAACGCAGGAGAGUACACCGCCGUGGUCGGACACCUGCAGUGCAGCGCCAUGCUCACUGUAGAGGCUCUGAGAGUCACCAAACCCCUGAAAAGUUUGGAGCUACCUGAGACUCAGAUGGCCACGUUCGAGUGUGAAGUCUCACACUUCAACGUGCCAUCAACCUGGCUGAGGGACGGCGUGGAGAUCGAGAUGAGCGAGAAGUUCAGGAUCGUGGUUCAGGGAAAACUCCACCAGCUGAAGAUCAUGAACACCAGCAGGGAGGACUCUGCAGAAUACACCUUCGUCUGCGGGAACGACAGAGUCUCCGCUACGCUAACCGUUAGCCCCGUCCUCAUCACCUCCAUGCUGAAGGACCUGAACGCUCAGGAGAGAGACACCAUCACCUUCGAGGUCACCGUCAACUACGAGGGCAUCACCUACAAAUGGCUGAAGAACGGCGUGGAGGUGAAGUCAUCCGAAAGGUGUCAGGUCCGCAGCCGGCAGCUCACGCACUCCCUCACCAUCCGCAACGUUCACUUCGGAGACGGAGGAGAGUACCAGUUUGUGGCUGGGUCUGCCGCCUCGACUGCCAACCUGUUCGUGGAAGCUCGUCUGAUCGAGUUCACCAAGAAAAUCAAAGACAUAAAGAUCACAGAGAAGAAGAAGGCCAUCUUUGAGUGCGAGGUUUCUGAGCCCAACAUCCAGGUGAUGUGGAUGAAGGACGGGCAGGAGCUGGACAUGACUCAGGACAGGUUCAUCGUGACAGCAGAGAAGUACGUCCACCGUCUCAUGAUCCAGACCGUUCGGAUGUCCGAUGCUGGAGAGUAUUCUGUGGUGGCCGGAUCCAGCAUGUCCAAAGCUCACCUGAUCGUGGAGGGUCGAGACAUCCGCAUCUCUGAGUCUGCUGAGCGCGAGAUCACGGUUCUGGAGCGACACAGAGCAACGUUUGAGUUUGAGGUUAACGAGGACGACGUGGAGGGUCGCUGGAUGAGGAAUGGGGUGGAGAUCCAGUUCUCCAUGGAGGAGAGGUUCAACUAUGUCACCAUCAGGAAGCUGCACCGCCUCACCAUCUCUGAGACCUUCAGGAGUGACGCCGGAGAGUACACCUUCAUCGCCGGCAAGAACAGGAGCACCAUGCACCUCCGAGUCAACCUCCCGGAGCCUCCUCAGAUCCUCCGUCACAUGGAGCCUCAGUCAGUGGAGGCAGGUAAACCCGCUCGCUUCUCCGUGCAGGUGAGCGGCGUCCCUCAGCCUCAGGUCUUCUGGUACAAAAACUCCCAGGCUCUGUCACCAGGCUUCAAGUGCAAGUUCCUCCGCGACGGGAACGAUCACUCGCUGCUGCUGAUCGAAGUGUUCCCUGAAGACGCUGCCGUCUACAACUGCGAGGCCAAGAAUGAGUACGGCUCCGCCACCAGCACCGCCUCCCUCAACGUGGAAGUGUCAGAGGUGGUGUCUCCGGACUCGGCUGCUACUGUCGCCCCGCCUGUCGUCAUCUCACCCAUCACCAGUACCUCCACCCGCGAGGGAGAGCCAGCUCGCUUCCAGUGCAGAGUCCGUGGAGACGAUGUGAGGAUCAGCUGGUUCCACAGAGAGAAGGAGAUCAAGCAGUCGGACUUCUUCAGGAUGUCUCAGUUUGACGACAGCUGCCAGCUGGAGAUCUCCAGAGUUUACCCCGAGGACGAGGGCGAGUACACCUGCAUCGCCACUAACAACGCCGGCACCGCCUCCUGCUCUGCCACGCUCACUAUGGACGUGACUCACGUGAGGGAGCACAUCGAAGCCAAGAUCGAACAAGAAGUCAAAGUGCCACCUGUCUUCAGGCAGAAAAUCACACCGAUGGAGAUAAACGUCGGCAGCCAGGCCAAGUUCGAAUGUGAGGUCGAGGAUGUUCCAGGGGUGACCUUCAAAUGGUACAAGUCAGGCGUUGAGAUCAGACAGAGCGAGAAGUACAGGAUCAUCAGUCGCCACAUCAGUUCCUCCCUGGAACUGCUGAACCCAGUCAAAGCUGACAGCAAUGAAUACAGCUGCAAGGCUUCAAACCUGCACGGCACUGACAGCUGCACUGCCUCUCUCAUUGUAACUGAAAUAUACCCGCCAGUAUUUGUUUCAAUACCAGACCCAAUGACUUUAUAUGUGGGAAAACAAGCUAUGUUCCAGUGCUCUCUCACUGGAUCUUCACCCAUGGAAGUUGUCUGGCACAAGGACAACAUAGCGAUCUCCUCGGAAGGGAACUAUGUCAUGAAAUGUGAAAAGAACAAGUAUUCGCUUCACAUUAAAAGUCUUGCGCUGACUGACCAGGGAGUCUACCUGUGCAAGGCCUCCAACAGUGUUGGCACUGCUACCUUUACCACAGAGCUCAAUGUUAUAAACAAGCCAUGCUUCGUUAAAACCGUUGAGCCAGUGUCAGCAGCUGUCAAUGACCCGCUGAGACUGGAGUGUCAGGUGGAUGAAGACACUGGUGUGACCAUCACCUGGACCAGGGAUGGCAAAAAAGUCCACCAGAGUAUGGAUUGUAAACUGUCCUUUGAGGACAAGGUUGCUGUUGUUGAGAUUCCCAAGUCCAAACAGAAGGACUCUGGGAAAUAUGUUUGCACAGCCACGAAUGAGGCUGGAAGCUCAUCCUGUGAGGCUGUGAUUACAGUUCAAGAGCCCCCUGCCUUUGUCAAGAAAAUGGAGUCCAAGUUUAUAUGGAAACAGGGUAUAGCUGCCCGCUUACAAUGCACUGUUAAAGGAUCACCUGAGCUUCGGAUCCACUGGUUCUGGAACGAGAGAGAGGUUAACGAUGGAGAAAAAUAUAAAAUCUCUUUCAAGAAUGGAGUUGCUUCUUUGGAAAUAGUGAACACUAUAGUAACAGACAGUGGGAGUUACACCUGCGAAGUGUCAAAUAAUGCUGGCAGCGAGAGCUGCAACACUCUUGUAGCUGUUAAAGAGCCACCAUCAAUUAGAAAGGAGCUGCAGACAGUAGAGUCAGUGAAGGGAGAAGCAGCUCAUCUGGAGUGUGAGAUCACAGGAACAGCUCCCUUUGAAAUCAGCUGGUUAAAAAAUAAGAAAACCAUCACCAGCGAGCAGAGAUAUAAUAUUAUCUCACAGGAAUCUUUGGCAAGGCUGGAGAUCCAGUCCUUUGAAAGUGCAGAUGUUGGAGAUUAUCAGUGUGUCAUAUCCAACGAUGUGGGCAAAGUCACAACUAAGGCCCUAGCUAAACUUAAAGAGCCGCCAUCUUUCUCAAAGAGAGUUGAGAGUGUCACCACAGUGUUGGGAAGUUCAGUGAAACUACAGGGAACCAUUAAGGGCUCGGCUCCCAUCACUGUUAAAUGGAUGAAAGAUUCUGACAUACUGAGAGAUGAUGAUCCAAAUAUCAAGAUGGUGUUUGAGAGCAAUGUUGCUAGCUUGUCGAUAACAACAGUUGCCAUCAGUCACGGUGGCAAGUAUUCCUGCCAAGCUGAGAACGAGGCUGGCCAACAAAAAUGCGAGGCAGCCUUGACCGUGCAAGAACCUGCCAGAAUCAUAGAACCUGCAGAGUCCAUUAGUGUGACUGCAGGAGAUUCAGCCACUUUGGAGUGCACGAUUUCUGGAAGCCCAGACCUGAAAGUGAAGUGGUUUAAAGAUGGAAAAGAGAUGAUCAGUGGACGGAAAUAUAAGAUGACUCUGAAGGACAAUAUUGCCAGCAUGAAGAUUCUUACGGCCGAGAAAGGAGACACUUCAGAGUACAAGAUGGAGGUGUCCAAUAAAGUUGGGAAAGACCAGUGCACAUGCUCAGUCACUGUCUUAGAUCGGACAAUGCCCCCAACUUUCACCAAGACCCUGAAAAGAGUCGAUGGUAAUGCCGGUAACAACGUUUCUAUGGAUUGCAAGGUGUCUGGGUCCCAGCCCAUGACCAUCUCUUGGUUCAAAGAUGACAAGGAGAUUUUUUCUGGUGCCAAAUUCCAGCCAGAGUUCAAAGACAGCUCUGCAACACUGAGGAUUAUUCGGCUGGAGAAGGCCGACUCUGGAGUUUACAAAUGCAAAGCCACCAACUCAGCCGGCUUUAAAGAAACCAGUGGCACGCUCUACGUCAAAGAGCCUCCAGUGUUCACCUUGAAACCAGACAAUCAGGAUGUUAUACCAGGAACCACAGUUUCCUUCAAAGCAGCCUUCACUGGAACAGCUCCUUUGGCUGUUAAGUGGUUCGUAGAGGAAAAGGAGAUUGUCACUGGAAGUACAUGUUUCAUAAAGAAAGAUGCCUCUUCAAGCUCUUUGGAGCUCAACUCUGUGAAACCCAGUGACUCUGCUAAAUACACAUGCCAAGUGUCCAAUGAUGCUGGAAAGGUGGACUGCACUGCAGUCCUCUUUGUGAAAGAACCUCCUGUGUUUGUGAGGAAGCUCGAAGCUACUAAGCUUAUGACCAGCGGCAACUCAGCCAGGCUGGAGUGCAGCGUGACAGGCAGCCCGGUCAUCAGUUUUAAGUGGUUCAAAGAUGAGAUGGAGAUCAGCUCCAGCGCCAAAUACAAAAUGGCUUCCACUGACUUAGUGGCAUCUCUGGAUAUAGUCACCUGUAAAGUAGAGGAUAGUGGAGAUUAUGUUUGUGUGGCCUCCAGCGUGGCUGGCACUGACCGCUGCAGCAGCACACUGACCGUCAAAGAACCGCCAGUGUUUGUUCGUAGCUUGGAGCCCAAAGAUGUGGUCAAAGGUUCUGAGAUGAUGCUUGAGGGCCAAGUCUCUGGUUCAGCACCUUUCACUGUGUCGUUUUAUAAAAACACCAAGCCAGUAAGGAAUGACAAGAGACACAGGAUCACUGUGAAAGAUGACCUGAUAGCCCUGCAGGUGCUGGCUGUAGAGGCAGGAGACGUGGGUUUGUACCAGUGUACAGUUGAGAAUGAGGUUGGAAAGGUCUCCUGUGAUUGUCAGGUGACACUAAAAGAACCACCUUCGUUUGUCCGAAAGCUGGAGAACCUCAGCUCUUUGGUGGGCAGCGAGGUGUCUCUGCAGUGCACUCUGAAGGGCUCAGAGCCCAUGACUGUGGCCUGGAUGAAAGACAACCACGAGGUCAAAGAGGCUGAAAACAUUCACAUUACAUUUGAAAACAUGACCGCCCUGCUGCUCAUCACCAAUUUACAGAGCAAACAUGCUGGCAAAUACUUGUGCCAGGUGCAGAAUCAGGCCGGGAGCCAGACAUGCUCUUCUGUUCUAACAGUCAAAGAGCCAGCUAAGAUCACAGAGGAGGCCAAGUCCAUCAGUGUGACUCAGGGAGAUCCGGCCACACUCGAGGCAAGGUUCUCAGGCACAAAACCCCUGAAGGCAAAAUGGUUAAAGGCUGGCAAAGAGCUGACGUCAGGCCCGAGAUAUAAAGUACAAAGCACAGACACCAGCUCUGUGCUCAAGAUCAUCAGAUCUGAUAAAACUGACAGUGGCGAUUACACCUUUGAGGUUUCUAAUGAUGUUGGCCAAAGCUCCUGUGAAGCCACGCUCACCAUCCUCGAUCAAAUCAUUCCUCCAUCUUUUACAAGAAAACUGAAGAAAACGGAGGGUAUCAAAGGAUUGUUUGCUCAUCUGGAGUGCCUUGUGUCUGGUUCCCUCCCAAUAACCAUUCAAUGGUACAAAGAUGAGAAGGAGGUCCAGACUGAUGACAAACACAAAUGCACAUUUUUUGAGAAUGUUGCUUUUCUGGAAAUCUCGGAUCUGGACAGUAAAGAUAGCGGCAACUACACCUGCCUGGCUAAAAACAAAGCAGGAUCCGUCCAGUGCUCUGGGAUCCUGUUUGUCAAAGAACCACCAUGCAUUGUUGAAAAGCCUGAAUCCAUGAAUGUGUUGCCUGGAUCAAAGGUCCAGUUUAAUGUCCUGGUCUCUGGCACACCACCUCUAACCAUCAAGUGGUUUAAAAACAAGAAGGAGGUUUUAUCCAGUGCUGACUGCUCUGUGGUCAAAGACAACACCUCCAGCACUCUGGAGCUCUUCUUUGCCAAAACCUCCGACUCUGGAGACUUUAUCUGUGAGAUCAACAACGAUGUGGGCUCCACGUCAUGCCAGGCCACACUCUUUGUCAAAGAGCCUCCAAAAUUCACAAGAACCCCAGACCGUUGUUCUGUGGUUCGUCCUGGUCAGGGUAAAUUGUUUGAGUGCCAGGUGACUGGCACACCUGAGAUAGACAUCUACUGGUUUAAGGAAGGGUCUGAGGUCAGCCCCAGUGAUAGAUUCAAGAUGGCAUUUGUUAACUCUGUUGCAACUCUUGAAGUCUGCAGAGCAGAAACCAAAGACACUGGGCUCUACUACUGCGAGGCUCGCAAUGAGGCUGGCAGUGAGAGCUGCAGCAUGGAACUCAGGGUCAAAGAACCGCCAACAUUUGUUAAAGAGCUGGCUCCAGCUGAUGUUGUCAAAGGCUCCAGUGCCUGUUUUGAGUGUCAGGUCACUGGGACUGGUCCGUUUGAGAUAACAUGGCACAAAGAUGCAAAAGAGAUCAAACCCAGUGCUAAACAUGGCUUCUCCCAGACGAACAGCACUUUGGGCCUGGAGGUGCACAAAUGUGACAAGGUAGAUGUUGGUGAAUACCAGUGCACUGUGGCCAACGAGGUGGGAAGCUGCACUUGUAAGACUACACUAAACCUUAAAGAACCGCCAACGUUUACCAAGAGACUUGAGAAUACUGCCACCGUCCUGGGUAAAAUGGCAGAGUUUAUGUGCGUUGUCAAAGGUUCUCCAACUCUCUCAAUACAAUGGCAAAAAGAUGAUAACUGGAUUUUGGAGGAUUCAAAGAUUGAGAGGAAAUUCGAGAACAAUGUGGCCACUCUCAGGAUUCCUGCCUGUGAGGCUGCUCACAGUGGGAAAUACACCUGUCAGGUUGUAAACGAGGCUGGGCAAGAGAAGUGCUUUGCCACCCUCACUGUGCAAGAGCCCCCUCAGAUCAUAGAGAAACCUGAGGUUAUAAAGGUCACAGCUGGAGAUCCAGUCAAUAUGGACUGCAAAGUAACAGGCUCCCCUGAGCUCAAAGUGAAAUGGAUGAAAGAUGGCAAGGAGCUUCAGUCCAUCAGGCAGCACAAGCUGACCUUUGAGAACAACAUCAGCAGUCUAAAGAUUCAGUCUGUUCAGCGACAGGACGAAGGAGACUAUGUCUUCGAGGUGGCAAACCACAUCAGUAGCUGCACCUGCAGAGUCAAAGUGAUCGUACUAGACCAAGUAAUUGCCCCAAGCUUCAUCAAACCCCUGGUAAACAUGCAAGAGAUAUUGGGCUCAUUUGUUCAGAUCUGUUGCAAAAUAUCCGGCUCCCUGCCCAUAUCUGUGGAGUGGCAAAAAGACGGGACCAAAAUCUCUAGUGGGGUGAAACACAAACUCAUUCAACAGGACAAUUCUGUGUCCAUUGAGAUUGAACAGCUAGAAAGAUCUGAUGCAGGAUCUUACUCUUGCAAACUGACCAAUGCAGCUGGAAGUUGUGACUGCAGUGGAUCCCUCAUGGUCAAAGAACCUCCCAGCUUUGUAACGAAGCCUGAGUCGCAGGCGGCUGUGCCCAAUGCCACAGUGCGCUUCAAAGGCACAUUCAAGGGAACGCCUCCCUUUACUAUCAAAUGGUUCAAGGAUGACACAGAGCUCAUGACUGGGCCCACAUGCUUCACAAAGCUGGACGGACUGUCCUGCUUCUUAGAGCUCUUUUCAGUGGGUGUCACACAGAGUGGAGUUUACUCUUGCCAAGUCAGCAACGAUGCCGGCUCUGUACGCUGUAGUGCAGACCUAACAGUCAAAGAACCGCCUGAAUUUGUGCUGAAACUCCCUGCCACUAAAUUUGUGAGGCAGGGAGAGUCACUCCGUCUGGAGUGCAAAGUCAGUGGCACAGCCCCUCUCACAGUGACCUGGUACAAACAUGACACCAAGGUCACAGAAGGGGGCAACUACAGGACAUCAUUUGUUGACUCAGUAGCAGUCCUGGAACUGCACUCUUCGAGCUUUGAUGAUGAUGGAGUGUACACCUGUGAAGCUCAGAAUGAUGCUGGCAGUGUCAGCUGCAGCACCACUCUUACGAUUAAAGAGCCACCAUCUUUUGUCAAAGUCCCUCAGCCUGUUGAAGGGCAGAAGGGUAAGGACGUGAGUCUGUACUGCGAGAUGAGCGGUACAGCUCCGUUCCAGAUCACCUGGUUCAAAGACAGGAAACCUCUGAUGGAGAGCAGGAAGUAUAAGAUGGUGAGCGAAGGCAGCUCAGCCACGCUUCAUGUCAUUGGGAUAGAGUCUUCAGACGCCGGCGAAUACGAGUGCAAAGCGUCAAACAGUGUAGGAAGUGAAACCUGCCAGACGUCAGUUAAACUCAGAGAGCCGCCGUCGUUUGUGAAGAAACUGUCAAACAUGACAGUGAUUCUGGGAGAGGAGGUGACCCUUGUGGCCACUGUUAAAGGCUCUGAACCCAUUACUGUGUCCUGGGUUCAAGACAAGGAUCACAUUCUCAGGGACGGUGACAACAGGAAAAUCACCUUUGAGAACAACAAGGUCGCUCUUAAAGUCUUUAAGGCUGAUGCAACCACGGCAGGCAAAUACACCUGUCAAGUCAUAAACGAUGCUGGGAGUGUGGAGUGUUUCGCUAACUUGACUGUUCUAGAACCUGCCAAGAUCGUGGACAAGCCCGACACCCUGAGCGUGACCGCCGGUGAUAUCGCCGCCCUGGAGGUCAAAGUGUGUGGAACCCCAGAGUUGUAUCCCAAGUGGUUCAAGGAUGGCGUCGAGCUGGCGUCUGGGAGGAAGUACAAAAUCUCCUUUUCCCGGAUGAUUUCCAGCCUGAAUGUGCUCUCUGCUGAGAAGGUGGACUCUGGAGAAUACACCUUUGAGGUCAUGAACGAGGUUGGGAAGGAUCUGAGUAAAAUCAACCUCACUGUCCUAGACAAGAUCAUGCCUCCAACCUUCACACGGAAGCUGAAGGAUUGUAACACAGUCGUUGGAAACGCCGGAGAAAUGGAAUGCAAAGUGUCGGGCUCGCCACCUUUCACCAUCUCAUGGUUCCACGACGGGCAGGAGAUCCACACCGGACCCAAUUAUGACAUUUCAUUUAGUGACAACAGCUGCACGCUCAAGGUGCCCACACUGAAGCUGUCCGACUCUGGAACAUACAAAUGUAAAGCUGUCAACAAGGCGGGAUCCAGUGAAACCUCAGGCUCGCUGGUCAUCAAAGAUCCUCCAUCCUUCGUGGUUCCUCCUCAGCCAGUGGAGGCCAUGCCCGGCUCUAACGUGACUUUCUCAGCCAUGGUGAAAGGCAGCGCCCCCCUCAGGCUGAAGUGGUUCAGAGGAACGAAGGAGAUCGUGUCUGGACGUGGCUGCAGCUUCUCCCUGACGGAUAACCAGGUUCUGCUGGAGCUUCUGAACGUGGACAGCUCUCACGCAGGAGAGUACACGUGUCAGAUCAUAAACGAUGCAGGAAAAGAGAGCUGCCCGGUUCAUCUCAUUGUCAAAGAGCCUGCAGCGUUCACCAAGAGACUGAAGGACGUGUCUGUGGAGAAAGGCAAACCUUUGACUCUAGAGUGUACGUACAAAGGAACUCCUAAAAUCACCGUGAGCUGGUACAGAGAGGGACAGCAGAUCUUUGCUUCUUACAAAUACAACAUCACCACGACGGAAAGCUCCUGCAUCCUUGAGUGUCUGAGCACCGACGACAAGGAGGCAGCAGGACGGUACACCUGUGAGGUGUCCAAUGAUGCAGGACGGGACACAUGCGACGCCGCCGUGUCCAUCCUCGAGCCACCGUACUUUGUGGAGUCUCUGGAGCCCAUGGAGGUGACGUCCGGAGACGCCGUGUGUCUGAAGUGUCAGGUGGCGGGCACACCUGAGAUCAAGGUGUCCUGGUUCAAGGCUGACGGUAAAGUCCGGUCCAGCCCCACCUGUAAGCUUGAGUACUCCAAGGGCGUGGCCUGUCUGAAGCUCAGCAAGGCCACCAAGUCCGACAUCGGAGAGUACUCCUGCAAGGCCGAGAACCGCAUUGGCUCCGCCUCCUCCACCUGCAGACUCAAUGUGCUAGAGGCCAAAACUCCUCCAUCCUUCCCCAAGAAGAUCACCAGCCUGCAGCAGACGGAGGGUCAGGCCGUCAGGUUCGAGUGCCGCAUCGCCGGCUCCUCACCCAUUGAGGUGUCAUGGCUGAAAGACGGCGAGCCCGUGAGGCAGGGAGGCGAGUUCUCCAUGACGUACGACGACAACACGGCCGUACUGCAGAUCAGCAGCGGAGAGAUGAGGCACUCUGGAGAGUACACGUGUGUCGCCACCAACAGUGUGGGCUCCACAUCCUGCAGGGCCAAACUCACUCUGCAAGAACCACGAUACCCUCCAAUCUUUGACAGGAAGUUGUCACCACAGGAGGUGACGGUGGGCGACAGCAUUGAGCUUGAGUGUCACAUGACCGGCUCUGCCCCCAUAAAGGUCACAUGGUCUAAAGACCAUAAAGAUAUCCGCAGUGGAGGCAAUUAUAAGAUGAGCUGUGUGGAUAACACGCCCCACCUGACCAUAAUGAAGGCAGAUAAAGCCGACACAGGCAGAUACUUCUGCCACGCCUCCAACGACAUGGGGAAGGACUCGUGCUCCUCUGACAUCACGGUCAAAGAGCGUAAGAACCCUCCAGUGUUCACCAAAAAGCCCUCAGAGAACAUCGAGGACUUGGAGGGCAAACUGGUGAAGAUCGAGGGCCGGGUGUCGGGCUCUCAGCCCAUCUCAGUGAGCUGGUUCAAAGAGAGUGCAGAGAUCCACAGCUCCAACAAAUACGACAUCAGCUUUAAGAGUAACGUGGCCGUGCUGUGCAUUAAGAGCAGCCAGCUGACGGACAGCGGCGGGUACUCCUGCCAGGCUUCAAACGAGGCGGGCCAAGCCUCCUGCGACUUCACUGUGGGAAUCUCAGAGGCGAGGAAGCCUCCGGUGUUCGACGUCCCUCUCAAACCUCUGAGCGUGGACGAGGGCGAGAAGCUGAGCCUCAGGUGUCAUGUCUGUGGCUCUCCUCCUCUGAAGAUCCAGUGGAUGAAGGACAGGAAGGAUCUGAUGUCUGGUGGCAGCACCAGGAUCACCUUCUCAGACGGUACUGCCUCUCUGGAGAUUAGCUCCGCCUCAAAACACGACGCCGGAGAUUACCUGUGCAAGGCCACCAAUGAGGCCGGCAGCGAGUUCUGCAAGGCCAAAGUCACAGUCAAAGAAAAACCAGGUGCAGCUCCGGCUCCAGCUGAAGCUCCAACUGCUGCUCCAACCAAGAAACUGGACAACCUGUUCUUCAUCGAGGAGCCCAAAACCACACACGUCACUGAGAAGGGCACGGCCACCUUCAUCGCCAAGGUGGGCGGCGACCCGAUCCCCAGCGUGAAGUGGAUGAAGGGGAAGUGGAGGCAGAUCACACACGGAGGCAGGAUCUCUAUGGAGCAGAAGGGCCAGGAGGCCAAACUGGAGAUCAGAGAGGUGACCAAGUCAGACUCGGGUCAGUACAGGUGUGUCGCCUCCAACAAGCACGGAGAGAUUGAGUGCAACGCUGACAUGCACGUGGACGAGAAGAAGGGGGCGGCAAUGCUGGAGGGAGACCUCAGGGCCAAACUGAAGAAGACGCCAUCGAAGCAGAAGAGUCCACAGGAGGAGAAGGACAUCGACAUCGUUGAGCUGUUGAGGAACGUGGACCCAAAAGAGUACGAGAAGUAUGCCCGAAUGUACGGCAUCACAGACUACCGAGGCCUGCUGCAGGCCAUCGAGCAGCUGAAGAAGGAGAAGGCAGAAGAAAGUGGAAGACCGGAACUUGAACGUGCUGACAGAGAGUCGGAUGAGGACAUGGCCCGACUGGUGGCCGACCUGCAGAAGAGGAUGGAGCGCACAGAGCCCGUUACCGUGGUGAAGGACAUCUCCGAUCAGUCCGUCUUCACCAACAAGGAGGCGGUGUUUGAGUGUGAGGUCAAGAUCAACUACCCAGAGAUCACCCUGUCUUGGUACAAGGGAACACAGAAACUGGACACCAAUGACAAGUAUGACAUCAGCAUCAGUGGAGACCGCCACCUGCUCAAGAUCAAGAGAUGUCAGACGUCUGAUCAGGGCAACUACCGGGUGGUCUGUGGGCCUCACAUCUCCAGCGCCAAGCUCAGCGUCACCGAGCCCGAGGUCGAGAAGCAUCUGCAGGACACAUCGGGUAAGGAAGGCCAGUCGUGCUCUCUGUCUUGUCAGUUGUCCAUUCCUAACGUAGAGGCUCAGUGGUUUAAAAAUGGCAAGCAGUUAGAGAUGAAGGGCAGGUUCUCGUCCGAGGUGAAACACAAGGUUCAGAAGCUUCUGAUCAGAGACCUGAAGCCUGAAGACCAGGGCAGAUACGCCUGCAAGUUCCAGCACCUGGAGUCCUCUGCCGACCUCUGGGUUGAAGCUGAGCAAAUUCAUUUCACCAAACGCAUCCACAACGUCGAAGUCAACGAGCGCCAGUCGGCCACCUUUGAGUGUGAGGUGUCCUUCGACAACGCUAUCGUUUCGUGGUACAAAGACACCUGGGAACUGAAAGAGAGCACUAAGUACAACUUCACAAGCGAGGGCCGAAGACAUUUCAUGGUUAUCCGAAACGUGACCAUUGAAGACGAAGGCGUGUACUCAGUGAUUGUGAGGUUGGAGCCCAGAGGAGAGGCUAAGAGCACAGCUGAGCUUUAUUUGUCUGGCAAAGAAAUUGAAUUAGCAAUGGUGCCAAUCGAUAUCCCAGACUCCUCAGUUCAGAGGCCUGAAAUGCCUUCAUCAGUGGCACUUCAAGAAUCUGCUGAGUUUUAUCAGUAUGAAGAAGAGAUUGAACAGAGAGAAACAGCCGAAUAUUCAUAUCACUACGAAGAAGAGGUGGAGGUGGAGCAGAGAGUCGAGUAUCAAAGCUGGACAGAAGAGACGGUAACAGAACAGGUGUCCAUAACUACAGCUGCCAGACUCCCCGUUGAGGAGACAGUUGAGACGAAGAAAGUUGAAAUGAGACAGGAAGUCCCUUCAAAAGUUCCUAAAGCUGAGAAAAAGACUGAAGAGAAGCCAGCAGCUGUGAAGGAGCCGUCGCCACCCAAAGUGCCCGAGGUCAAAAAGCCUGUGGAGGAAAAGGUUCCUGUAGUUUCAGUCCCAGAAAAGAAGGUUCCUGCUCCUAAAGAACCAGAGGAGGUAAAGAAGCCCGCCGCUCCCUCCGUACCUGCUGAGAAGCCUGGAGUGCCAAAGAAAGACGAGGCUAAGCCUCAGGUACCAGCUGAGCCUAAAAAAGUGGCGCCUGCAGCUAAGCCUGAGCCAGAACCCAAGCCAAAACCUAAAGCAGAGCCUGAACCAAAGCCUAAGCCGGCCCCAGCUCCCAAAGCAGAACCUGAAGCCAAACCUGCGGCAAAGGUGGAGCCCAAGGCUGAAGAGAAGCCUGCGCCGCUGAAGAAGCCGGCGACGCCUCCAUCCAAAGUUCCCGAAGAGGCUGAAAAACCAGGAAAGGCAAGGGUUCAGCCUGAACCAGUGGUAGCAAAGCCAGAACCAGAAGCCCGGAAAAAGAAACCGGAACCGGAAAAACCAAAACCAGAAGUCCGUAUUCCUGAGCCUCCCAUGACGAAGCUUGAGCCAUGUGUCGCCAAGCCUGAGCCUCCAAAACCAGAACCUGCUGUGGUACAGAAACCAGAACCUGCCGUGGUACCAAAACCAAAACCUGCAGUGAAAAAGGCUGAAGCAGAAGUUAAAGUACCAAAACCAGAACCUCCAAAGCCCAAACCGGAGCUCAAACCUGAACCAAAGGAACCUAAGAGAACAGCUCCUGUGGAGGAAAAAAUACCCGAGCCUCCAAAAGCCAUCAAGAAACCAGAACCUGCUGUCAUUCCUCCCAAAGAAGAGCCGACAAAGAAGGAGAAAGCUCUGAAGCCCAAACCUAAACUGGUACCUGAAGAGGUGCCUAAAAAGGUUCCUCAGCAGGAGUUUGAUCAGGUAGUCGAGUCAGAGCCUGAACCUGAACCUGAACCUGAGAGGCUGCCUGAGAAAAUACCUGAAACAGUACCUGAGAGACGGCCUCCAGGGAGAGUUGAGGUAAAAGAAAAGACCCCUGAGAAGGUCCCAGAAAAGGUGCCGACACCUGAGAGGAAAGUUGAGGAUAUUCCAAAGAAGGUACCAGAAAAGGUACCAGAGAAAGUUCCAGAAAAACCACGGGUGGAAAAAGUUCCAGAGAAGGCUCCUCCUGAGAAGAAGCCUUCAAAGGUGGUAGAGGAAGAGAGGGUUCCUGAGAAGGAGCCGCGUGUAAAGGUUGAACCUGAAAAGGUGACUAAAAAACCAACAGAGCGGAUCUCUGUAGAGAAACCUGUUGCCGCUAAAGUCCUUGAUAAAGUACCCGAGAAGGUACCGGAAGCUAAACCUAAACGAGAGGUAGAGGAAGCUCUUCCUAAAGAAAUCGAUACUCAGAAGAUGAAGAUUCUGCCCAAAGAGGUGGAACCAGAGAAAAGAGUCUCUCCCCCAGAAAAAGCUACCAGUCUAGUCAAGAUCGAAAGAAAAGAAGCUCAGAAGAUUCAGGAGGUUUAUUACGUGACAGAAAAAGUGUCCUCCGCAGAGGAGCUGUGGGAGCACGAAGAGGUGCUGCAAGAACACGCAGAAAUGAUGUAUGAAGACAAAGAGCUUCCACUGGGCAGCACGGCCGUGUCGCUGACUGAAGUUGAUAUCUUUAGUGCUUUAGAGAGGAUGAGCCCGAGGGAGGAGAAGUCUGAGCUGAGAGGUGAGAUAUCUGUUACUGACUCUUCAAAGAGGAAAGAGACCCGGGUUAUCAAACAAAGAGUCGUCCCAAAAACACAAGAGGCCGCCGUCGUAGUCCAGGAAACUGAAUCUGACAGACACAGGGAGGUCAGAGAGCGACCACAAGAACAUAAUAAGGAAAUUAUUGAAGAAGUUAGUGUUGCAGCCAAACAGGGAAGCAAGGUCACGAUUAAAACUGAGAGCAAAGCCAGGCAGGUUAGAGGACAGGAGGACAGAAUAACAGAGGAAACUGUUACAGUGCAGGAAAUGAAAGUAAUGAGAGAUAAACCAGUAGAGACAAAAACAGAUCAAAACAAACGUCUUCCAAUAUCGAUUAGCACUGAAGCUAGAAAACGCACUGAAGAGCAGGAAGUGAGAGGAAAGGCUCGGACAGAGGUUUCCUACGAGGAAUCAACCAAUCAUGAUAUCAAGAUAACGACGACUGUCCCUGAAGAUAAAUACUACAGAACUGAGCAAAUAACAGAGGUCACUGAGGUCACAGUUAGAGACAAACCAACACAUCCACCGCACACUCAGGUUAAAAUAGUAGAAGAAGAAAUGAGUAGAAAAGUAGAGGCUCAAGUUAAAACACCUGUCAUCCCCGACUCCAAGAAAGAGAAACCUAAAGAGGAAGUGUCGGUGAUGACACAGGAGAAGGAACCUGAUCAGGUAGUUGAUAAAAAGAAAGAAAAACCUAAAGAAGAGGCGACCCCGAAGGUCAAACCGAAAGAAUCAGUGACAGAUAUCGAACCAAAGAGGCCAAAAAAAAUAGAGGACGAGACACAAUACGAGAAAAGAGAGGAGGAGGUCAAAGUCCUUCCUCAGAGGGUUUCUUCUCCGAAGAAAACAGAAGAAGAAAGUCUUAAAAUCGAGGAAUUGGUUCAGAUUAAACCUUCAGUCCCUCCAAAACCUGAGGAGAAGAAAAGGAUUCCCACACAAACAGCUUCCAGAGAAAUAGAAGUCAAGACCAAAACAAUUCCUCCUGAAGUAGAAAUAAAAAAGAGAGCAGCAGACACAGUUCCUGUGAAGGAGAAGGAGCCGCCAGCACAAGUCAAAGAGCCACUGGUAAAGCCAGUCGCACCUCCAGAAGAGAGCAAACCUCAGGCCGCUGUGAAAGUUCAAGAAGCUGCCAAAAAGCCUGAAGAACCCAAGAAGGUGGAGAAGAGAGUUACUCCACAAGAAGAACCAAAGCCAGUUUCAAAGCCACAGCCGGCCGUGAAGGAGCCAGCCAAGGCGGUUCCUCAGGAAGAAAAGCCGAUUGUGGCGGAGCAGAAAGCUCCUGAAAAAGAUGAAACCAAGGGACCUGUCCAAGCACCGGGAGGAGUGAAGAAAGAGUUGCUUCUGCACAAAAAAGGUAAAAUUCGUGUGGAAGAGGAGGGAACGUUUGAGAUUCCCACCCUCAAGAAAACAACCAGAGUCGUCAAGGAAGUGGAAGAGGAGCAGGAGAUCAUAAAACUGAAGAAGAUUCCAUCAGUUCCCCAAAAAGAGCCUGAAGAGCAAAAAACUCUGAGGGUCUCUAAGACCACAGUCACACAUGUUGAGGAGAUGGUGCACAGAGAGGAGGCUGUCGAGAUGUCAAUAGCCACCAGGAGAACUGUGGAGGAGAGGAAACCUCGAGACACAGCAGAGUUUGUGAAAAAGCCUGAAGUAGUGCAACCUAAAGAAGAAGAACAGAAAGAAGCUCCCAAAGAUGCAUGGACCCGCCAGAAACCAACACCAAAGGAUGAAAAACCUGAAGAUAAGAUUUCUCUGCAGAAGACUCCCAAAGCACCGAAGGAAGAGGAACCAGCUCCACCGAGUGCCGCCUUGAAGAAAGUGAAGAAGCUGCCUAAAGAGGAACUGGAACCAGAAGCUGUCAAACUGAAACCAUUUGAAAAGCCUGUAAAACCAGCUGAAGAGCCAGAGAAGGAUAAGAAAGAGAGGCCGGACAGGGAUACUGUGCCUUUCCAGAAGGGAGAGAGGACCCCAAGAGAGGUGGAAACCAAAGAACCACCGAAGAAACCUGAGAAACCUCCUGCAGAGGCGAAGGAGCCUGCAGCCAAGGUGCCAAAACAAGUAGAAAAAAAGACUCCUCCACAGAAAGAGCCUGAGGAGGUCAAACCGCUGAGCAAGGUGAAGAAAAUCCCAACAACGGAAGAAGAGAUAGAAUCAGUCAAACUCAAGCCUUUCUCCAGACCUUCCAAAGAAGCCGCAGAGCCUGAGAAGAAACCAGCAGAGGCGAAAGAGAGGAAGCCAAUCGAUGACCUGCGCCGGCGUCGCAGCCCAGAUGAAAAGCCAAAAGAACGGGAGCCAGAAGAAGCAAAACCAAAGAAACCUGAAAUCCCAGAAGUUCCUGAGAAGAAGCCGGAGAAGCCAAAGGAGGAAGAAGCAGUUCCCGUAGAGAAGAAGGUUUCUCCUGCUCCAGCAUCUGUUAAGAAACCUGAGAAGGUUCCUGAGGAGCCCAAACCUCUGCAGCUGAAGAAAGGGAUCAUACCCAAGGCCAAAGAGGAUAAAGAAGAUGUGGCCCUGAAGCCUGUGGAUAAGCUGAAGAAGGUUGAGCUGAAAAAGACUCCAUCUCCUAAAGUGGAGAAGCUUAAAGAAGAAGAGAAAGUCCCUGUUGAGAGGAGACCGAGUGUGGAUAAACUCAAAAAGAUUCCUAAAACUGUCUCACCCAAAGAAUCUAUUGAAGCCGUGACUCUGAAAAAGGUCCCGAAGAAGCCGUCCCCAGAGGAACCUGCAGAGCCAGCAAAGCCUGCUAAAGUUCCCCUGGCCAAAGAGGUCUCCCCCGGGGCCGUGCAGAUGAAGAAGAUCGCCACGCAGCCGGAGGAGGAGGUGUACGAGGAGGAGUUUGAAGCUGAAGAGGAAACCCAGGAGGAGGAGGAGGCCUGGGGCUGGGAGCUAGUUCCCACAGACGACUGGGAAGGUGAACCAGAGGAAGGUGCUCUGGAGGUACCAGGGGUGACCAGGAGAGAGGGACAACCAGCAGAAGAAGCAGCAAGAGGCAGGGGUAGAGGACUGAAACCCAAACAAACUCCAUCCCCUGGAGAAGGCAGGGGCCGGGGUCUGAGGCCUGGUGGCAAAGGACCAUCACCUCCAGAGGAACCCUUUGCAGGGUUCAAGCUCAAAGCUGUCCCUCUGAAGUUUAUCAAGAAGAUCCAGGACAUUGUGCUGCAGGAGGCUGAGUCCAUCGGCUCCUCUGCUACAUUUGAGUGUGAGGUCUCUCCCUCCACCGCCAUCACCUCGUGGAUGAAAGACGACUGUAACAUUCGCGAGAGCCCCAAGCACAAAUUUACAUCUGAUGGAAAAGAUCGCAAGUUGCACAUUAUUGAUGUUCAGCUAUCAGACACCGGGGAGUACACCUGUGUGGCAAAGAACGCCGGAAAGGAGAUCUCAUGCACGGCCAAGCUCAUCGUUGAAGAGCUGCCCGUGAAAUGGAUCAAAGAGCUGGAGCCGGAAUCAUCUGCUCUGAAGGGUCAGCCUCUGUAUCUGACCUGUGAGCUGAACAAAGAGAGAGACGUGGUCUGGAGAAAGAACGGUGAGGUCCUGAAAAAGAAGGCCAACAAGAUCCAGAUUAACAUCAUCGGUAUGCAGCACGCUGUGACCAUCCAGAACUCCACUGAGGAGGACGCUGGUACCUACAGCUGUGAGGUGGCCAACCAGGAGGACUGCAAGACCGCAACUAAUGUCAAGAUCAUUGAAAUCAUUAAGGACUGGAUCGUGAAACCUCUGAGAGACCAGCACGUGAAACCGAAAGCCACUGCUGUAUUCAAGUGCGAGCUCUUCAAGGACACACCCAACUUUAAGUGGCUCAAGGGAGAGAAUGAAGUCGUUCCCUCUGACAAGGUGGAGAUCAAGAAGGAAGGAAAGGAGCUGACACUCACCAUUAAGAACUGUCAGCCUGAGGAUGUUGCAGAAUACGGCAUGGAAGUGGAAGGACGGUUCUACACUGCCAAGCUAACGCUAGGAGAGCGUGAGGCUGAGAUCCUGAAGCCCCUGGCCAGCGUGGAGGUGAUAGAGAAGGAAGAUGCAAUGUUUGAGACAGAGAUCUCUGAGGACGAUGUUCCUGGAGAAUGGAAGCUGAAAGGAGAGGUUUUGACCAGAUCCCCGACGUGCGACAUCCAAAUGGAGGGUCCUGUGCGUAAGCUCUUACUGAAAAACUGCCAGCUGGAUAAUGCCGGAGAAGUGUCCUACCAGGCUCUGAACGCAAUUACCAGCGCAAUGCUCAAUGUCAAAGAAAUCGAACUGGACUUUGUCGUCCCGCUGAAGGACGUGUCUGUGCCUGAAAAGAAACAGGCUAAGUUUGAAUGCACCAUCACGAAGGAUGUCUCUAAGGUCAUGUGGUUUAGAGGGGCUGACAUCAUCACCCCAGACCAAAAGUAUGACAUCAUCGAUGAUGGAAAGAAGCAUAUGCUGAUUAUAAACUGCUGUGAGUUUGAUGAUGAAGACGAGUACACGAUUGGGGUUUUGGACAAAACCUCAACAGCCAGACUCACAGUGGAGGGUAUCAGGCUCAAAUUUAUCUCGCCGCUAAAGGACCAAACGGUGAAGGAAGGCGAAACUGCUCGGUUCGAGCUGGAGCUCUCCCACGAGAACAUCCCCGUCACCUGGUACAAAAACGACGUAAAAAUCCACCCGAGCAGAACAGUGGUCACUCAUGUGGACGGAAAGAAACACGUGCUAGUAAUGAAGGAAGUGACUCUAGAUGAUAUUUGCCAAAUUAAGGCCGAGGCCAAAGGAAUCCCUUCCAUGGCCAACCUUACAGUCAUAGAGGGAGACGCGUACUUCACAGUUAAGCUGCAGGACUACACUGCAGUGGAGAAAGACGAGGUGGUUCUAGAUUGCGAGCUGAACAAAGACGUGGAUGUCAUGUGGUACCACAAUGAGGCUGAGAUAAAGCCCUCUAAGAUGAUGGCCAUUAAAGCCGAGGGGAAACGCAGAACUCUCGUCAUCAAGAAAGUUGGGGACAAAGAUAAAGGACAGUAUUUAUGCGACUGUGGGACAGACAAAACAGCAGCAACACUUCACAUUGAAGCUCGCCACAUCAAGGUGGUUCGGCCGUUGUACGGCGUUGAAGUGUUUGAAGGAGAGACCGCUCGCUUUGAGGUCGAGCUCAGUGAGGAUGAUGUCCAUGGCCAGUGGAAACUGAACGGAGAAGUUCUCACUCCAUCUGCCGACGUUGAGAUCGUGGAGGACGGGGCUAAACACACUCUGGUCUUUUACAACUGCAAAGUGCCUCAAACAGGCGAGGUGGCGUUUACCGCUGCUAACGCCAAGUGUUCUGCCAACCUGAAAGUGAAGGAGCCUCCGGUGUCUUUCAUUACGCCUCUGGCUGACGUGCAUGUUUACGAAAAGGACGAGGCAAAGUUUGAGCUGGAGAUUUCCAGAGAGCCUAAAAGCUUCCGCUGGCUGAAGGGACCACAGGAGCUGUCAAAUGAUGACAAGUAUGAACUCCUCGUAGAGGGAAUGAAGCACACGCUUAUUAUAAAGUCUGCCAAAUAUGAGGACGAAGCCAAAUACAUGUUUGAUGCUGAAGAUAAAAGGACUUCUGGAAGGUUGAUAAUCAAAGGUAUUCGACUCGAAUUUAUCAAGCCGAUUAAAGACGUGACCGUGAAGGAGCGUGAAACCGCAGAGUUCAGUGUUGAACUCUCUCAUGAAAACAUCCCGGUGGUUUGGUACAGAAAUGACGUCCGGCUGCACCCCAGCAAGGUGGUGCACAUGUCAGAGGCUGGAAAAGUCCACACGCUGGCCUUCAAGGAGGUCUCUAUUGACGACACCUCCAUGAUUAAAGUGGAGGCCAUGAGCAAGAUGUCAGAGGCCAUGCUCACCGUGCUCGAGGGCGACCUUUACUUCACAGUGAAGCUUCAGAACUACACCGCCGUCGAGAAAGACGAGGUGAUUUUGCCCUGCGAGCUGAGCAAGGCCAACGGGGAGGUGAAAUGGUUCAAAGACGGUAGUGAAAUAUAUCCGUCCAAGAACAUUGUCGUCCAAUCAGACGGCAAGAAGCGCGUGCUGGUCAUCAAGAAGGCGGCAAAGAGCCACAGGGGAGCGUACACCUGUGACUGUGGCACCGACAAAACCACAGCCGACCUGAACAUUGAAGAGCGCGACAUCAAGGUUGUGCGCCCGCUGUACAGCGUGGAGGUCACAGAGACGGAGGUGGCAAAGUUUGAGACGGAGAUAUCUGAAGGAGAUCUUCACGCUGUGUGGAAACUGAAGGGAGAUACGCUCCACCCGUCUGCCGACGUGGAGAUAAAGGAGGAGGGACCCCGACACAUCCUGAUCCUCUACAACUGCAAGAUUGACAUGGCCGGAAGUAUCGACUUCUCGGCAGCGAAUGCCAAAUCUUCAGCUCACCUCAGGGUCAAAGCCCGAGUGAUCGGCCUGCAGAGGCCUCUGAAGGAUGUCACUGUGACCGCCGGAGAGACCGCCACCUUCGAGUGUGAGCUGUCCUAUGAAGACAUUGCUGUCGAGUGGUUCCUGGGGGGUACAAAGCUGGAACCAAGCGACAGAGUGGUGCUAAAGACAGACGGUAAAGUCCAAAGCCUGACACUGAGAGACGUCCAGCUGAGUGAAGCCGGACAAGUCAAACUCACUGCCAAGGACUUCCAUACUGAAGCUAACCUCACUGUUAAAGAGUCCCCUGUGGAGUUCAGCAAGCAUUUGGAGGACCAGACGGUGGAGGAGGAGGCCACAGCCACACUUGAGUGUGAAGUGUCCAGAGAGAAUGCAGAGGUGCGAUGGUCCAUCGACGGACAGGAUAUCCGCAAGACCAAGAAGUACGAGAUGAUCAUUGACGGCCGCAAGAGGGCGCUGCUCAUCCACGACUGCACUCUGGACGACUCCAGGACGUACACCUGUGACGCCAAAGCCUUCAAAACCUCCUGUUUCCUCAAUGUUGAGCCUCCACAUGUCGAGUUUUCGAAGCCGCUCCAUGAUGUCGAGAUCAAAGAGAAGGAAUCCGCCAGGUUUGAGUGUGAAGUCUCCAGAGAGGACGUCAAGGUCCGCUGGUUCAAGGACGGAAGUGAAAUCAGGAAGGGGAAGAAGUACGAAAUUAUUGCACAGGGCCGCCAACACAUCCUCAUCGUCCACAAGUCGGUGUUUGAUGACGAGGCGGAGUACGAAUGUGACGCAAAGACCACCAAGUCCUCCGGCAUGCUCACCGUCGUCGAGGAGGAGACCAGGUUCACAAAGAACCUCUCCAACGUGGAGGGAACAGAGACGGACAGCGUGAAGCUGAUCUGCGAGGUGUCCAAACCCAGCGCUGACGUCACCUGGUACAAAGGAGACGAGGAGCUGCCCGAGGGCGGACGCUACGAGCACAUCUAUGAUGGAAAGAAAAGGAUCCUGCUCAUCCAGGAUCUCAAGAUGGCCGACGCCGGAGAGUACAACUGCAGGCUGAGCCCGAGCAUCAAAACCUCCGGGAACCUGAAGAUCAACGAGCUGGCUGCAGAGUUCAUCUCCAGGCCCCAGAGCGUGGAGGUGGUGGAGAGCGAGAAGGCCGAGUUCACCUGCUCCGUCUCCAAGGAGACCUUCGAGGUGAAGUGGGUCAGAGAAGAUAAGGAGCUGCAGGCGGGAGACAAGUACCAGAUGGUCAGCGACGGGAAGAGACGAUCUCUGAUCAUCAAGAACUGUGAGCCCAAAGACGAGGGCGGAUACGUGGUGAUGAUCGGACCAACCAGAGCCAGCGCCGACCUCACUGUGCUUGAGAAACUGAAGAUCAUCACUCCUCUGAAGGACACAGAGGCCAAAGAAGGACAGGAAAUCGUCCUGAACUGUGAAGUGAACACUGAGGGCGCCAAGGCCAAGUGGCUGAAGAACGAUGAGACCAUGUUCGAGAGCAGCAAGUACCUGAUGGUCCAGAGAGACAAUGUGUUCUCUCUGAGGAUCAAAGACGCCCAGAAGCCAGACGAAUCAAACUACACCAUCACCCUGACCAAUCAGAGAGGAGAGCAGGCAAAGAGCACCUGCAAGCUCACCGUCAAAGAGGAGAGUCUGAGGAUCAUGGUUCCUCUGGAGGACAUCGACACUCAGGAGAAGAAGACCGUCAGCUUCUCCUGUAAAGUCAACAGACCAAACGCCACACUUAAGUGGAUGAAGGCCGGCCAGGAGAUCGCCUUCAACAAACGCAUCGUGUACCGGGUGGACAAAGAGAAGCACACUCUGACCAUCAAAGACUGCACGCUGGCGGACGAAGGCGAGUACAUUGCCAUGGCCGGAGACGACAAGUCCACGGCUGAGCUGAUCAUCAGCGAGGCGCCCACAGACUUUUCCAUGCACCUGAAGGACCAGACCAUCACUGAGUUCGAUGAUGCAGAGUUCACCUGCAAGCUGACCAAAGAGAAGGCCGACGCUAAGUGGUAUAGAAACGGACGUGAGAUCAGAGAAGGACCAAGAUAUACAUUUGAAAAGGAUGGAAAGAUGUGCACCCUGCGUAUCAAGGAGUGCAGACCUGAUGACGAGUGUGAGUACGCCUGUGGAGUCGACGACAAGAGAUCCAGAGCCAGGCUCUUUGUUGAAGAGACCCCGGUGGAGAUCAUCAGACCCCCACAGGACGUGUUUGAACCUCCAGGCUCAGACGUGGUGUUUGAGGUGGAGCUGAACAAAGACAGAGUGGAGGUGAAGUGGUUGAGGAACAACAUGACCGUCGUCCAGGGAGACAAAUACCAGAUGAUGAGCGAGGGUAAAAUCCACAGACUGCAGGUGUGUGAGAUCAGACCCCGAGACCAGGGAGAGUACCGGCUCAUCGUCAAAGACAAAGACGCCAAGGCCAAGCUGGAGCUGGCAGCUGUGCCUCAGAUUAAGACCACAGACCAGACCUAUGUGACCGACGCCAGGAAGCCCAUCGCCAUGGCCGUCCCCUACAGCGCGUACCCGAAGGCUGAGGCCGACUGGCUGUACAACAACCUGAGUCUGCCCAAAGACAACAUCCACACGUCCGCAGACCGCACAGAGUACCGUCUGAAGGACCCGAUGAAGGCCGACCAAGGCCGCUACAGGGUCAUCAUCAAGAACAAACACGGCGAGGGAGAGGCCUUCAUCAACCUGGAGGUCAUCGACGUCCCCGGACCCGUGAAGAACCUGCAGGUGGUCGACACCGCCGAUGGCGAGGUCAGUCUGGUGUGGGAGGAGCCUGAGAGCGACGGCGGCAGCAAGGUGAUUGCCUACGUUGUGGAGAGACGCGACAUUAAGCGCAAGACCUGGACUCUGGCCACAGACCACGCAGACAGCCCUGAGUACACAGUGACCGGACUCCAGAGGGACUCCAUGUACCUGUUCAGAGUCUGUGCAAGAAACAGGGUCGGCGCCGGACCCAACGUGGAGACCGACAAGCCCGUGCAGGCCAAGAACAAGUUCGAUGUUCCUGAAGCUCCUCUGAAUGUGAUCGUCGGAGACGUCAACAAGUUUGGCUGCACCGUCUCCUGGGAGCCGCCCGUGUCUGACGGAGGCUCUCCCAUCACCUCAUACAUCAUUGAGCUGCGUGAUAGGACGUCGGUGAAGUGGUCGCCCGUCCAGGUGACCAAAGCCGACGAGCUCAGCGCCAUUAUUAACGACGUCAUUGAGAACAAAGAGUACAUCUUCAGAGUCAAAGCUGAGAACAAAGCCGGCGAGGGCAAACCCAGCGCCGCCUCACAGCCCAUCAAGAUCAUGGACCCCAUCGAGCCACCCAGUCCUCCUCAGAACCUGGUCUGGCAAGACCAGAACAAGAGCUCCGUGCAGCUCACCUGGGAGACUCCUCUGAAAAACGGAGGCAGCAUGAUCACCGGGUACAUCAUUGAACGCGCUGAGGACGCCAGCGACAAGUGGCUGCGCUGCAACGCUCGCCUCUGCCCCGACCUCUUCUACAAGGUGACUGGUCUGAAAUACGGAGCCAAGUACAACUACAAAGUGUUUGCUGAAAACGCAGCUGGACUCUCUGGACCCUCAAACAUCAUUGGACCUCUGCUGGCUGACGACACACACGUCGGACCAACUUUGGACCUAAGUGCCUUCAAAGACGGUUUGGAGGUGAUCGUCCCUCAGCCUCUCUCCAUCAGAGUCCCCAUCACCGGAUACCCAACCCCCACCGCCAAGUGGACCAUGGGAGAGAAGGAGAUGACCACUGCAGACGAACGAGUCACCCUGACCACCAGGUCCACCUUUGUAGAAAUGAUCGUCCAACCGAGUGUCCGCCCAGACCGAGGCACCUACACCCUGACUCUGGAGAACGACGUCACAUCCGUCUCUGGAGAGAUCGACGUGAAUGUCAUCGCUGCUCCAAGUGCUCCAAAGGACUUUAAGGUCCUGGAGGUGACCCGGCAGCACGUCCACCUCAGCUGGGAGGCUCCAGACCAUGAUGGAGGAAGUCCUCUGACCGGCUACCAGGUUGAGAAACGGGAUGUGUCCCGCAAAACCUGGGUCAAGGUGGUCACAGGUAUCCAGGAUCAGGAGUUCACAGUCACUGAUGUUGUUGAAGGAAAGGAGUAUCUGUUCAGAGUCACUGCCUGCAACAAGUGUGGACCAGGAGAGCCAGCAUACAUCGACGAGCCCGUCAACGUGUCCUCUCCUGCCACCGUCCCUGACCCACCAGAGAACCUGAGGUGGAGGGACAAGUCAGCCAGCGGCAUCUUCCUAACCUGGGAGCCACCAAAGUACGAUGGCGGUACUGGAAUCAAAGGAUACAACGUAGAGCGCUGCCAGAGGGGAACCGAUAAGUGGGAACCCUGCGGAGAUAUGGUGCCAGAGCUGAAGUGCCAGGUGACUGGCUUGCUCGAGGGCCAGUGGUACUCCUACAGAGUCCGAGCCCUGAACCGCCUCGGAGCCAGUCGGCCCUGCAAGGCCACCGACGAGAUCCAGGCUGUGGAUCCCAUAGAGCCUCCAGAGAUUCAGCUGGACGCCAAGCUUCUGGCUGGACUGACCGCCAAGGCUGGCAGCAAGAUCGAGCUCCCCGCUGAAGUGAAGGGUAAGCCUGAGCCCCGCGUGAAGUGGACCAAGGCUGACCUGGUCCUGAAACCAGACGACAGGGUGUCCAUUGACACCAAACCCGGAUACUCUACAGUCACCGUCGCCAAGACCAAGAGAGACGACAGCUCCACCUACAUCAUCGAGGCCACCAACAGCAGCGGUCGCGCCACCGCCACCGUGGACGUCAACAUCCUUGAUAAGCCCGGUCCUCCUGCUGCCUUCGACAUCUCUGAGAUCACCAACGAGUCCUGCUUCCUCGCCUGGAACCCUCCACGUGACGAUGGUGGCUCCAAGGUCACCAACUACAUCGUGGAGCGGCGUGCGGCUGACAGCGAGAUCUGGCACCGCCUGUCCUCCACCGUUAAACAGACCACCUACAGAGCCGUGGGCCUGGUGAAGUUCAAGGAGUACAUCUUCAGAGUGUUCGCUGAGAACCAGUUUGGUGUCGGCCCAGCGGCUGAUCACCCGUCCAUCAUUGCCAGAUAUCCCUUUGACACUCCUGGAGCUCCUUACAAACUGGAGCCUUCAGACAUCGCCAAAGACUCCGUGACCCUGUCGUGGUACGAGCCCGAUGAGGAUGGAGGAAGCCCCAUCACCGGAUACUGGGUGGAGAGACAUGAACCUGACCAUGACAAGUGGAUCAGAUGCAACAAGCUGCCCAUCAAAGAUACCAACUACAGAGUCAAAGGAUUGCCCACCAGGAAGAAGUACAAGUUCAGAGUCUUGGCUGAGAAUCUCGCUGGAACCGGAAAACCAAGCAAAGAGACAGACCAGAUCCUCGUCAAGGAUCCUAUCGAUCCUCCAUGGCCUCCUGGUAAACCCACCGUGAAGGACGUGGCCAAGACUUCAUGCUUCCUCAUGUGGACCAAACCAGAGCACGAUGGCGGAGCAAAGAUUGACGGCUACGUCAUUGAGAUGCUGAAGAGCGGAACCACUGACUGGAUCCGCGUGGCAGAGAACAUCAACCUCCUGGAGCAUUUCCUGAAGGGCCUGAUGGAGAAGCAGGAGUACUCGUUCAGGGUGCGAGCUGUCAACGUGGCUGGGGAGAGUGACCCCAGCGAGCCCAGCGACCCUGUGCUCUGCAAAGAAAGACUCAAUCCUCCUUCCGCUCCUCGCUGGUUGGAUGUCGUCAACAUCAACAGAAACAGCGCUGACCUGAAGUGGACGGCCCCCGAGCGCGAUGGAGGCUCUAAGAUCACAAACUACGUGGUGGAGAAGCGUGAUGUCAGGCGUAAGGGCUGGCAGGCGGUGGACACCACCGUGAAGGAGCUGAAGUACACCGUGACACCACUCAACGAGGGAUCUCUAUACGUGUUCCGCGUCGCUGCUGAGAACUCUGCAGGGAUUGGACCUUUCUGCGAGAUGGAGGACUCUGUGUUGGCUAAAGACACUUUCACCACUCCCGGGCCACCUUACUCACUUACUGUCAACGCUGUGACCAAGAGAUACGUUGACCUGUCUUGGGAGGCUCCUAAAAAUGACGGUGGCAGACCGAUCCUCAAGUAUUCCCUUGAGAAGAAGGAGAAGCUGGGAACCCGCUGGGUGAAAUGCGGGAAGACUUCAGGUCCAGACUGUAAGUACAGAGUGACAGACGUCAUCGAGGGAACCGAGGUCCAGUUCCAGGUCAGCGCUGAGAACGAGGCGGGCAUCGGACAUGCCAGUGAACCCACCGAGAUCCUGACCAUUGAAGACCCGACCGGAAUCCCAUCUCCACCUAUUGAGCUGCAUGUGACUGGAGCCAGCAGGGACUUCCUGGCCAUUGCCUGGAAACCCCCACAGAGAGACGGUGGUUGCCAGAUCACUGGCUACCACAUCGAGAUGUGUGAAGCUGGUACAGAGAAGUGGAUGAGGGUUAACUCCCGCCAAGUGAAGGAGCUGAAAUACCGUGUGGAGGAGGGCAUCGUCCCUGAGAAGGAGUACAUCCUGAGAGUGAGGGCUAUCAACGCCGCCGGAAUCAGCGAGCCCUCAGACAUCUCUGAGAACGUCUUCGCCAAAGAAUCUGACUGUAACCCAAUGCUGGAGUUCCAGACUCUGGACCUGGUUGUUGUUGAGACAGAGAAGAUGCACAUCCCCAUCCCCUUCAGAGCCGUCCCCUCGCCCAGAAUCACCUGGCACAAAGACGGGAAGGAGCUGAAGGCUGACGAGCGCGUCUACUUCAGGAAAGAGUACACUUCCUGUCACCUGGAGGUGGACAGCAGCGUGCACGCUGACGCCGGACAGUACAAAGUGACUCUGGAGAACAAACUGGGAACCGCCAGCGCCGCCAUCAAUGUCAAAGUCAUCGGUCUGCCUGGUCCCUGUAAGGAGAUUUUGGCCUCUGAGAUCACAAAGAGUUCCUGUAAAGUAACCUGGGAUCCUCCAGACUACGAUGGAGGCACCCCCAUUGUUCACUAUGUCCUGCAGCGCCGUGAGGCCGGCAGGAGGACCUACGUCAACAUGAUGUCUGGAGAGAACAAGGUGAGCUGGAAUGUCAAAGACCUGAUCCCCAACGGAGAGUACUACUUCAGAGUCCAGGCCGUCAACAAGAUUGGAGGAGGAGAGUUUGUCGAGCUCCGCAACCCGGUCAUCGCUGAGGACCAGAAACAUCCCCCUGACCCUCCGGUGGACGUGGAGACCCACAACCCCACCUCCAGCACCAUCACCCUGACAUGGAAGCCCCCCAUGUAUGACGGCGGCUCUAAGAUCAUGGGCUACGUCCUGGAGAGGCAGCAGAAGGGCGAGGAUAAGUGGGAGAGAUGCAACGACUUCCUGGUUCCUGUCCUGUCCUACACUGUCAGAAGACUCACAGAGGGAAAGAGCUACGCCUUCAGAGUCAAAGCCGAGAACGCAGCAGGGGUCAGCGAGCCAUCACGCAACACACUGUUUGUCAAGGCCUCAGACGCUGUCGACGCUCCCAAAGUGUUCCUAAGCGGCAGCCUGCAGUCCGGCCUCAGCGUGAAGCGAGGCUGCGAGAUCUGCCUGGACGCCAACAUCUCCGGCUCCCCGUACCCCCAGAUCACCUGGUACUGGAACAACCAGGUGAUCAGACCUGAGGCACUCCGCAAGAGGCCAGACAAACCCCUGAAGAAGAAGGUGGAGAAGAAGGAAGAGAAGAAGGAGGAGAAGAAGCCAGAGGAGGGAGAGGCAGAGAAGAAGAAGCCAGAGGAGGGAGAGGCAGAGAAGAAGGAGGAGAAGAAGGAGGGAGAGGUGAAGGAGGGAGAAGAGAAAAAGGAGGAAGAGAAGAAGAAAGAGGAAGAGGCAGCAGAGCCGGAGGUGGAGGAGACCGACUACCCGACCAUAAACGAGCGUCUGAACAUCAACAACAGCCACAGGGGCAUGUCCUCCAUCGUCGUUAAGGACUCCAUGCGCGUCGACCACGGCGUCUACAUGGUGAAGGUAGAGAACGACCAUGGCAUCGCCUCGGCAACCUGUGAGGUCAACGUGCUCGAUACUCCCGGGCCUCCGGUGAACUUCAAGUUCGAGGAGGUGAGGAAGAACUCCGUGAUCUGUAAGUGGGAUCCUCCUCUGGAUGAUGGUGGCAGCGAGAUCCUGAACUACUCUCUGGAGAAGAAAGAUAACUCCAAGCUGGAGAUCGGCUGGAGCAGUGUCACCUCCACGCUGAGGGGAUGUCGAUACCUGGUGCCAAAACUCAUCGAGAAGAAGGAGUACAUCUUCAGAGUCCAGGCCGAGAACAAGUUCGGACCUGGACCGCGCUGCAUCUCCAAACCGCUCAUCGCCAAGAACCCGUUCGAGCCUCCUGAGGUGCCUGAAAAGCCACAGAUUGAUGACGUCACAGCCAACAGCAUACUGGUCACCUGGAAUGAACCCAAUGACAACGGCAGCCCCAUCCUGGGCUACUGGGUUGAGCGCCGCGAGAUCAACAGCUCACACUGGGCCCGCGUCAACAGGAACAUGAUCACCGAUACCGAGGUGAAUGUUGACGGGCUGAUUGAGGGGCUGACCUAUAUCUUCAGGGUUGCAGCUGAAAACCAGGCUGGACCCGGAAAGUUCAGCGUCCCCUCUGAACCGCAAACCACCCACGCUCCAAUCCUGCCUCCUGGACCUCCAAUUGCCCGAGUUGAAGCAACCACAGAUCACUCCAUCGACGUGGAGUGGGACCCACCUGUGGACAACGGUGGAGGAGAGGUCCUGGGAUACCAUGUGGAUAAGGCCGUGGCUGGUUCCAAGGACUGGUCCAGGUCUACAGAGCGUCCAUGGAAGAACCGGGCCUUCACUGUCUAUGGAGUCCGUGAGGGAGCCAAGUACCUGGUCAGAGUCAUCGCUGUUAAUGCUGCUGGAGAGGGAACGCCAGGAUUCACAGAGUCCGUAUUCGUCAGGAAUCCUGCAGAGGUGCCAGUGAUCGAGCUGGACCUGUCUGUCAAGAAUGGCGUGAUCAUCAGAGCUGCAGAGACACUGCGUGUGCCCGCCACAGUCACAGGUAAACCCUACCCCUCCAUCACCUGGACCAAGGAUGAUGGAAAACCAGACAAAGACCGCGUGGAGAUUCUCACUGAGGGCAACGACAGCGUUGUUGAAAUCAAGAAUGUUCAGAGGAAGGACUGUGGCAAAUACCAGAUCUCUGCCUGCAACCCCAGCGGCACCAAGGCUGCUUGGACCAGAGUGGAGGUCAUGGAUGUCCCUGGACCUGUCACGGACCUGAAGCCUGUCGUCGUCACUCGCAAGAUGAUCUUCCUGAACUGGGACGACCCCGACGAUGAUGGAGGCAGCGACCUGACCGGCUUCAUCGUGGAGCGCAGAGACCCCAAGAUGCACACCUGGAGGCAGCCCGUUGAAACUGCCUCAUCUAAGUGCGAGUGUGUGGGCAUCAUGGAAGGACAGGAUUACCUGUUUCGCGUCAUUGCUAAGAACAAGUAUGGCAUGGGACCACCUGUCGAGCUGGGACCCAUCAAGGCUGUGGACCCACAGGGCCCACCAUCAUACCCUGAGAAGUUCCACUACACCGAGAGGACCAAGAACUCCAUCACCCUGACCUGGAAGCCUCCUCGUAAUGACGGUGGCAGCCCCAUCAUUGGCUACACUGUUGAGAAGAAGAGACAGGACCAGCAGGCCUUUGAGCCCUGCAACAAGGAGCUCUGCCCCGACAUGACCAUGACUGUGGAGGGCCUGGAAGAGGCCUGGAUGUACGAGUUCAGGAUCAAGUGCGCUAAUCUCAUCGGAGAGAGCGAGCCUUCCAUCCCGUUCACUGUGGUGAUCCAGGAUGACGAAGUGGCUCCUGAGGUCCACAUGCUGAAGCAAUUCAAGGGCGACUGCAUCACCGUGAGGAAGGGUGAAGCCAUUGAGAUCCCCGCUGAUGUCCUGGGUCUUCCUAUCCCCAAGAUCGAGUGGACCAAAGACGACGUGGUGAUCGAUAAACCCACUGAGGCUCUGCUGCUGGACACACAGGUGACCGGCAGGCUGAACUGCAAGACCACCCUGUCCAUCCCUGUAGUCAACAGAAGGGACCGCGGCUGCUACACAGUGACCGCCUCCAACAACAUGGGCUCAGCCAAACACAGCAUCACUGUCAUGGUGCUGGACCGCCCAACUCCACCCAGGAAUAUCAGCGUGUCCAACAUCAAGGCAGAGUCAUGCUACCUGCAGUGGGACCCCCCGCUGGAUAACGGUGGCAGCGAGCUGACCAACUACAUUGUAGAGAAGAAGAAUGUGACGACGGAGGAGCCAGAGCUGGAGGAGGGACAGGAAGCGCCUGCUGAGCCACAGUGGGAGGAGGUCACCAACAGCAUCAUCGAGAAGAAAUACGGGGUGUGGAACCUGGAGACCAGCAAGUCCUACAUGUUCAGGGUGAAAGCACAGAACCGUUACGGCAUAUCUGACCCUUGCACGACAGAAGAAGUCAAAAUCACAGAUCCAUUCGGUCUGCCAGGACCACCUGAGAGACCAGCCAUCGCUGAGUACUCCAAGACGUCCAUGACCGUGACCUGGGAGCCUCCCAGAGAUAGCGGCGGCUCCAUGAUUAUCGGAUACUGGCUGGAGAAGAGGGAGAAGGGCACUGCUUACUGGGCCAAAGUCAACAAGGUGCCAGUCACCAAGAGGGGCGUGAAGGGCUGGGAUUACCAGGCGACUCGUCUGGUUGAAGGAACAGAGUACGAGUUCAGGAUUGCAGCCUGCAACUCUGCAGGAAUGGGACCCUUCAGCAGUCCUACCGACUCUGCAUUUGCUGUGGACCCCCUCACUCCUCCCAGCAUGCCAGCUGCUCCCGUUGUUGCUGAUAAGACAAAGCACAACGUGACUCUGACCUGGAAACCACCAGACAGGGACGGAGGCAGUCCCAUCAAAGGCUACAUCAUCCAGAUCCAGGAUGAAGGCUCGUCAGAGUGGGUGAGGGUGAACGACCCUGAGGAACCCCACCCCACCACAGAGUUCACCGUGCCCAGCCUGCGCGCCCUGAAACGCUACCGCUUCAGGAUCAUUGCUGUCAACGACAUUGGGGAGUCCGACCCCAGCCCCCGCACCACCGAGGUCCUGAUCGAGGACGUCCAGCUUCCACCCUUCAUCAACAUCGACAUGAUCGUGGAAGACCUGCUAUGUGUCCGUGCCGGAGAUCCAUUCAGGAUCCCCGCCACCAUCAGGGGCCGCCCUGUUCCCAAAGUUACCUGGGAUUACGACGGCAAAGCCAAGUCGCACAAGAAGAACAAAUUGCACACGCUGCCCGUUGACUCUGAGGUCGAGUCCACAGACACCACAUCCAUCAUUAACGUCCCUGUGUCUCUGAGGAGCCACUCUGGACGGUACACCAUCACCGCCAAGAACAAGUCCGGACAAAAACACGUCAACGUCAGGGUCAACGUCCUCGAUGUCCCUGGACCUCCGAAGGACCUGAGAGUCACUGACAUCACCCGCGCUACGAUGAGGCUGAUCUGGAAGCUCCCUGACAACGAUGGCGGAGAGAGAAUCAAGAGCUACUUCAUUGAGAAGAAAUGUGUCACUGACCACGCCUGGACCAAGGUGAACGCCGCCUCUGCCAGCCAGGCUUACGUGGUGCCCGGCCUGCUGGAGGGUCAGGACUACCUGUUCAGGGUCCGAGCUGAGAACAGACUUGGAUUCGGUCCCUUCACCGUGACCUCUGACCCCGUCCGGGCCAGAGACCCCAUCUACCCACCUGACCCCCCCACCAAGGUGAGGGUCGACCUGGUGACGAAGAACACCGUCACUCUGAGCUACGAGGCUCCCAAGAACAACGGCGGCUCACCGGUGACACAUUACAUCAUCGAGCGUUUGAGCUGGGACACCAGCGGCAAAGAGAAGGAGACCUGGAAGCAGUGCAACAAGAGGAAUGUGGAGGAGCUCACCUUCGUGGUGGAGGACCUGAAGGAGGGAGGAGAGUACGAGUUCAGAGUAAAAGCCGUGAACGCUGCUGGACCCAGCCGACCCUCCGCAACCGCUGGACCCCUAGUCAUCAAGGAUCAGACAUGUGCUCCCGACAUCCUGCUGCGUGAGGCCAUGGAGGGCGAGGAGGGCUGCGAUAUCAGCAUUGUGGCGAAGGUGAGCGGCUGUCCGUUCCCCACACUCACCUGGAAGACGGCCACUAUUGCCAAACCCGACGAGAAGACGGCCGUCAAGUACGACCAGCACAUGAACAAACUGGUGACCCAGGACAAGUGCACGCUGCUGAUCCAGCAGGCCAGCAGGAACGACAGUGCCAUCUACAGCCUGACCGCCAGCAACAGCCUGGGCUCCGUCACUAAGGACAUUAAAGUCAUGGUGCUCGGACCUCCCGGCCCCCCCGUUGGACCCAUCAAGCUCACCGAGGUGUUUGCAGAGAGGAUCGGCCUGGCCUGGAACGCCCCCAAAGAUGACGGUGGAUCCAAGAUCACCAACUAUGUGGUUGAGAAGCGUGAGGACAACAGGAAGUCAUGGGUUCACGUCUCCAACGACCCGAAAGAGUGCGCCUACGUGGUGACUCGUCUGACGGAGAACCACGAGUACGAGUUCAGGGUCAUGGCUCAGAACAAGUUCGGAGUCGGAUCUGCGAUCUUCAGCGAGCCGGAGAAGGCCAGAAAUCUCUUCACUAUCCCCGGUCAGUGUGAGAAACCGACCGUGAGCGAAGUCAAUCUUGAGUACAUGACCGUGAACUGGGAGGAGCCAAAGUAUGACGGCGGCUCCUCUGUGACCGGUUACAUCCUGGAGAAGAAGGAGACCUCCGCCAAGCGCUGGGCUCGCGUCACCAGAGACCCAAUCCGGGCGCUGCCACUGGGCAACAACUGGGAAGUCACCGGGCUGCUGGAGGGCGCCACGUACCACUUCAGGGUCAGCGCUGUGAACGCAGCCGGCCCUGGACUGCCCAGCCCGCCCUCUGACCCCGUAAUCUGCAGAGACCCCAUCAAGCCUCCAGGACCACCCACUCCAAAGGUGACUGACUGGACCAAGUCCACAGUGGAGCUGGAAUGGAUCCCUCCCCUGUUGGAUGGAGGGUCAAAGGUCACAGGAUACAUCAUGGAGUAUAAGGAGGUGGACAAAGAGGCGGAGGAGAAGAAGGCACAGAAAAAGCUGCUGCUGAGCUCGGAGGACGAGGAGAAGGAGCCUGAGGUCGACGAGGGCUGGGAGAAGGCGAAGGACACAGAAAUCAGGGGAACCAAGUUUGUUGUUCCUGGUCUGAAGGAAGGCGGUCUGUACCGCUUCAGAGUCCGUGCUGUGAACGUGGCCGGAGUGGGAGAGCCUGGAUACGUUGCUGAGCUGAUCGAGACCAAAGACAGAACGAUUCCUCCUGAGAUGGAUCUGGACGCCUCGGUGAAGGAGAAGAUCGUGGUCCACGCAGGUGCAACCAUCCGCAUCAUCGCCUACGUCUCAGGUAAACCCGCCCCUACGAUCACCUGGUGCAGAGAUGACGCAGAGGUGCCCAAAGAGGCCGUGGUGGAGAAGACUGGCAUCUCCAACUCGCUGGUCAUCAAGAACUGCAGACGCCAACACCAGGGCAUCUACACCCUGAGCGCCAAGAACGAGGGAGGAGAGAGGAAGAAGGCCGUCAUCGUGGAGGUCCUCGACGUCCCUGGACCUGUCGGUCUUCCCUUCGCCGGCGAGAACUUGACCAAUGACUCGUGCAAGUUGACCUGGUACUCCCCUGAGGACAACGGUGGCUCUGCCAUCACCAACUACAUCAUCGAGAAGAGGGAGUCUGACCGCAUGGGCUGGACCUCUGUUUCCUACACCGUGACCAGGAACAACGCUGUGGUGCAGGGACUCCACGAUGGAAAAGGCUACUUCUUCAGGAUCGCAGCCGAGAACAUUAUCGGCAUGGGACCGUUCAUCGAGACCGACAAAAUGGUUCUCAUCAAGGACCCCAUCUCCAUCCCCGAGCGUCCAGAAGACCUGAUCAUCACCGCCGUCACCAAAGACUCCAUUUCCGUCUCCUGGAGACCUCCUAAGUACGACGGUGGGGCAGAGGUGACCUCCUACAUCCUUGAGUCUCGUAUGAUUGGACGUGACAGCUUCACACGCAUUGGAGGAGAGGACAAACUGAUGGACAGGAAGUUCGCUCUGACCGGGCUGAAGGACGGCUCGAGUCACGAGUUCAGGGUCUCUGCCGUCAACCAGGUGGGACAGGGCAAACCGUCCUUCGCCACCAAACCUGUGCAGUGCAAGGACGAGCUGGAACCGCCCAAUCUGGACCUGGACUUCAGGGACAGGAUGAUGGUGAAGGUGGGAGACAGCUGCCAGCUGUCUGGGCGCUUCGGUGGUAAACCACUUCCAGCGAUCACCUGGAAAAAGAACGAGGAGGAGCUGAAGGGUGACGACUUAAUCAGCCUUUACAGCUCCGCCCGACACCUCAGCCUCAACAUCAGCCAGGCCAAGAGGGAGCACAGCGGGUGCUACAGCGUUAGCGUGGAGAACGCUGCCGGGACACGCACCGGUCUCUGCACCAUCACUGUGGUCGACCGUCCUCAGCCUCCAGAGGGCCCCGUGGUCUUCAACGAGGUCUACAGGAACUACAUGGUGAUCUCCUGGAACCCUCCUCUGGAUGACGGAGGCUGCGCCGUCUCUAACUACAUCGUCGAGAAGAGAGACACCAACAGAGACCUGUGGAUGCCCGUCACCGAGUCCUGCACAAGGACCACCUGCAGGGUGCCAAAACUGAUCGAGGGUCGUGAAUACAUCAUCAGGAUCAUGGCUCAGAACAUCUACGGCAUCAGCGACCCCCUGCUGUCUGCCGAGUCCAAGGCCAGAGACGUCUUCAAGGUGCCUGACGCUCCUAAACAGCCCACCGUGAAAGAGGUGUUCCACGACUCUGCCCUCAUCAGCUGGGAGCCCCCUGCUGACGGAGGAAAACCAAUCACAGGCUACAUCGUGGAGAGGAAGGAGACCAUGGCCCACAGGUGGGUUCGAUGCAACACAGAGAGAAUCUACCCGAAGGUGGAGUACUGGGUGACGGAUCUGCUGCAGGGCUGCGAGUAUGAGUUUAGAGUCAGCGCUGAGAACGUAGUGGGAGCCGGAGACCCAAGUCCUCCAUCCAAACCUGUCUUUGCCAAAGACCCCAUUGUGAAACCCGGUCCACCAGUGAACCUCAAGGCCAUCGACUUCUCCAAGGAGUCGGUCACCCUGUCCUGGCAGCCACCUGCUGACACCGGCAGAGGAAAGAUCUUUGGAUACCUGCUGGAGUACCAGAAAGCUUCAGAGGAAGAGUGGACCAAGGUGAACCAGACCCCAGACUCCUGCCAGGACACCAAGUUUAAGGUGAUCAACCUGGAGGAUGGCGUUCUGUACCGCUUCAGAGUCAUGGCUGUGAAUGCUGCCGGAGAGUCUGACCCAACUAACCUGAUGGAGCCAAUCAAAGUGCAGGACAGACUGGAGCCCCCAGAGCUGGACCUCGACGCAGGAAUGACCCGAGAGGUGAAGGCCAAGGCCGGCACGCACAUUCCUCUGAUUGCCACCAUCAAAGGCGUCCCGUUCCCCACCGUCACCUGGAAGAAGAAUGACGCAGAUGUGCCCACCAGGGCUGACAUUGAGACUAGCCAGACCGGCACCAAACUGGAGAUGAGGUUCUGUACCCGUGAGGACUGUGGAGACUACACCCUUACUGUGGAGAACUCAGCUGGAUCCAAGACCGCCAUCUGCACUGUGCUGGUCUAUGACAAACCUGGACCCAUCCAGCACCUCCGGGUGUCUGACGUCAGGAGUGACUCUGCCUACCUGUCCUGGAAGGACCCAGAGGACAACGGCGGUGCUCGCAUCACUAACUUUGUGGUGGAGAAGAAAGACACAGCAUCCACUCAGUGGGUUCCUGUUUGCUCAACAUCCAAGAAACGAAGCAUGAUGCUGAAGCACCUGAUGGAGGGCACGUCCUACUCCUUCAGGGUGGCUGCUGAGAACCAGUACGGCCGCAGUGAAUACAUUGAGACACCAAGGGCCAUCAAGGCAAUGAACCCACUCUUCCCACCUGGUCCCCCCAAAGACCUGCACCAUGACGAUGUGGACAAGACCGAGGUGUGGUUGGUCUGGAACUGGCCUGACCGUAAUGGAGGAAGUGCCAUCACAGGCUUCUUGGUGGAGUACCAGGAAGAGGGAGAGAAGGAUUGGGAUGAGUGGAAGACCGUCAGUAUCCCUGAGAGUCAUGUGACUGGCCUGGAGGAAGGCAAGACUUACCGCUUCAGAGUGAGAGCUGAGAACGCUAUUGGCCUCAGCAGACCUGACACCACCGUGCCUAUCCUCUGCCAGGAGAAACUCGUGCCUCCAAUCCUUGAGGUGGAUGCUAAGCUCUGUGAAGGCAUCGUUGUUAAGGCUGGAACCACAAUCAGACUGCCAGCUAUCAUGAGGGGAAUCCCUGUUCCCACUGCUAAGUGGGCCAUUGAAGGAGAGGAGCUCAUCAGCCAGGGUAACACCAAGAUCGACACAGACAACUUCUCCACUGUGCUCAGCAUUAACGAGUGCACUAGAGCCCACACCGGCACCUACCUGCUCACUGUGUCCAACCCUGCUGGAACCAAGACUGUGGGUCUGAACGUUACCGUCCUCGAUGUUCCUGCUGCUCCCAUCGGACCUGUCAACAUCCUGGAAGUUUCGCCAGACUCCAUGAUGAUUGAAUGGCGUCCUCCAAAGGAUGAUGGCGGAAGCCCUGUCACCAACUACAUUGUAGAGAAGAGAGAGUCCAACAAGGAGACCUGGGGAGGUGUAAGCUCUGGCAGCCUCGAGACACAGCUCAACAUCACCCGCCUGCAGAAGGGGGCCGAAUAUGUGGUUCGCAUUCGUGCUGGGAACAAGAUGGGCAUCGGUGCGCCUCUGGAAAGCAAGCCCACAGUGGCUGAGCACUCCUUCAUGCCACCAAGUGCCCCUGGAAAGCCACAAUCCUCCGAUAUCUCAGAGGAUGCUGUUACUCUGGGCUGGACCAUGCCCCUGACUGAUGGGGGCAGCCAGAUCACUGGUUACAUCAUUGAGCGCAGACAUACGGGAGGAAAAUGGAUCCGUGUCAACAAGAAACCCUGCAGGGACCUGAGGUACAGAGUUCUUGGUCUGUUUGAGGGCAAUGAGUAUGAGUUCAGAGUGUUUGCUGAGAAUAUUGCCGGCUUCAGUGGCCCCUCUCCCACCUCUGACCCCUGCAAGCCCUGCAGACCCAUCACUGUCCCCAGCCCCCCUGUCAACCCCAGAGUUAAAGAUUACAGCAAGACCACUGCCGACCUGGUAUGGACCAAACCCAACAAAGAUGGAGGCAGCCCUAUCCUUGGUUACACCAUGGAAAUGAAGAAAGCUGACAGCGAAGAAUGGAAAAAAGUUAACCUGGACGACUUCAUCAAGCAGUGUGCUCACACGGUGAAGGGUCUCGAGGAGGGUGGGACCUACAGAUUCAGAGUCUUUGCCUCAAACAUGAUCGGAGAUGGAGAGCCCAGAGAAGUCCCAGAGUCCGUCACUGCUCAGGACAUCCUCAUUCCUCCAGAGAUUGAGAUGGAUGCCACCUGCCGUGAGCGUGUCACUGUACGUGUAGGACACAACAUCAACAUUGCCGGUUACAUCAGGGCCCGUCCGGAUCCUGAAGUGCUUUGGUCAAAGGAAGAGACAGUCUUGGAGAAGAGCAAGCGUAAUACCCUCAUUCAGAACCUGCCCAUGGUGCACCUGAGGAUCAAAGAGGCAACUAGAGCUGACCAUGGAAAAUAUGUCUUGAAGGCUUCAAAUGAGGGCGGUGAGGCCUCCUGCACCAUCACAGUCAAUGUGCUGGACAGACCCAGUCACUGCCAGAGCCUUCACACCACCUACGUCACCAAGGACUCAUGCAUGAUCAACUGGGAGGCCCCUAAGGACAACGGUGGAUCUGAGAUCACCAACUACAUUGUUGAGUGCCGUGAGCCAAGCAUGAGCAUGUGGUCCAUGAUCUCCUCAAAUUGUACCAAUCGCAAGAUCAAGGCCAAGCUGAUGGAGGGCAAAGAGUACCUGUUCCGUGUAUGUGCUGAGAACAAGAUGGGACCAGGACCCAGUACGGAGACCAAAACCCCUGUGCUGGCCAUCGACCCUCUUGAGAAGCCUGGUGAGCCUGAGAACUUUAGAGUCACUGAUGUUGGUAAGAACCACGUCCAUCUCAGAUGGAGGAGGCCUGAUUAUGAUGGUGGCAGCCCCAACCUCUCCUACAACCUGGAGUCCAAAGCCAAGGAUGCUGAGGACUGGGUGAAACUCAACAGUAGUACACUAACUGACACCUUCUUCCUGGCUGACAAGUGCCAAGAAAACCAGACAUACACCUUUAGAGUGCAGACCGUCAAUGAAGGAGGUGAAAGUGGCUGGGUGAAACUGGCCGAUAUUCUGGUAAAGGAGGAGAUCCUGAAGCCUGUUAUCGACCUGAAGCUGGCUGGAGUCCUGACAGUGAAAGCUGGAGAGUCAGUCAGGAUAGAGGCUGGCCUGAGAGGAAAGCCCCAACCUGAGGUCAAAUGGACAAAGGACAAGGCUGUUGGAGACAACCCAAGGAUUAGCUAUGAGACCGGCUCAGACUACUCCAAGCUCCUCUUGACCAAGUCCAGACGCUCUGACACUGGAAAGUUUAUCAUCACUGCCACCAACGUGGCUGGCACCUUCACUGCAUAUGCCAACAUCAACGUCUUGGACGUCCCCGGUCCAGUGAGAAAUCUCAGGAUUACUGGCAUUGGAGCCGACAAGUGCAGGGUGAUAUGGGAUGCUCCAGAGGAUGAUGGAGGAUGCGAGGUGGACAGCUACAUCCUUGAGAAAUGCGAGACCAGGAGGAUGGUCUGGUCCACAUACUCAGCCUCUGUGGUCACACCCUACUGCAACGUCAUUCGUCUGGUGGAGAACAAUGAGUAUAUCUUCAGAGUGAGGGCUGAGAACAAGAUGGGAACUGGCCCUGCCAUGGAAAGCAAGCCUGUCACUGUUAAGACCCAGUUCAACAGACCUGGACCCCCAGAGGCCCCUGAGGUUACCAAGGUGAGCAAGGAUGAGAUGACGGUUGUCUGGGCUCCUCCUGAGAACGAUGGAGGGAAGUCCAUCACUGGCUACAUCCUGGAGAGGAAAGAGAAGAGGGCGGUGCGUUGGGUUCCCUGCAACAAGAGCCCCAUCUCAGAGAGACGCAUGAAAGUCACUAACCUGAUUCCCAACCAUGAGUACCAGUUCAGGGUAAAGGCUGAGAAUGAGGUCGGCCUGGGAGAGCCAAGCAAACCCUGCAGACCUGUUGCAGCUAAAGAUCCGAUUGAGCCCCCUGGCCCCCCUGCAGGCCUGAAGGUCGGUGACAGCACCAAGACCUCUAUUACCCUGGUCUGGUCUAAGCCUGUGUAUGAUGGUGGUGCCCCCAUCAUUAACUACAGCUUGGACUUGAGGCUUAAGAGUGAAGCAGACCCUGAGAAACCCACAGAGGGCUGGAAGAGGAUUGACACUCAUGGCCCGUUGGUACUCAAAGAGUUCACCAUCGGCCAGCUGGAUGAAAAACAAGAGUACGAGUUCAAGGUGUCCGCCCAGAACCAGGUCGGCUGGGGACGCCAUGCAUACUUGAAGGAAGCAGUCUCACCCAAGGAAGUUCUGGAGGCUCCAGAGAUCGACCUGGACGCCAGUCUGAAGAAAGGUCUGGCUGUCCGGGCUGGCUGUCCAAUCAGGCUUUUUGCUGUGAUCAGAGGACGGCCCGCCCCCAAGGUUACCUGGAAGCGUAUGGGUGUGGACAACGUGCUCCGCCGUGGUCAUGUGGACCAGGUCGACACCAUGUCUUUCCUGGUCAUUCCUGAGAGCACCAGAGAUGAUUCUGGCCAGUACUGUCUGGCCCUGUCCAACUCAGCCGGAGAGAAAGCUGUGUAUGUCCGGGUCAAAGUCCUUGAUACUCCUGGUCCUGUUGGCGGCUAUGCAACCGAUGUCACAAAGACAACGGCUCAGCUGUCCUGGUUGCCACCAGAGAACGACGGCGGCAGCCCUAUCACCAUCUACAUCGUGGAGAAACGUGAGGUGGACAGGAAGACCUGGACCAAGUGCACAGAGGACCACAAGAAAACCAGCUUCAAGGUGACCAACAUGACGCCUGGCAUCGAGUACUACUUCAGAGUCAUGGCCUGCAACAAAUAUGGAAUUGGAGUACCUCAGGACUCACCCAGGUCCUACCUGGCAGUUGACCCCAUCAGUGAGCCAGACCCUCCCAAGAAGAUGGACGUGUUGGAAAUCACUAAGAACAGCGCCACACUGGCCUGGCUGAAGCCACUCAGAGAUGGAGGGGCCAAGAUCAAUGGCUAUGUUGUGGACUACCAGGAGGAGGGUGCACCUGAGGGCAAAUGGACUCCAUAUUCAGUGGUCAAAGACCUGACCAUAGUGGUGGUUGGUCUAAAGGAAGGAACAAAGUAUAAGUUCAGAGUGGCUGCCAGGAACGCAGUGGGAACCAGCCUGGCUCGUGAGGCCGAGGGAGUGUUUGUGGUCAAGGAGCAGCUCAUGCCUGCUAAGAUCAUCAUGCCCGACGUUGUGACUGUCAGAGCUGGAUCCAAGAUGGUGGUUGAAGCCAUAGUGGCGGGUAAACCGGCUCCCUUCUGCAAGUGGAAGCAAGGCAACGAGGACAUACUGACUUCUGACCGCCUGUCGGUCGUAAAGACUCUUACAUCAUGCACCCUUAUAAUCAAGAAUGUAACACGAAAAGACAGCGGCUACUACAGCCUGUCUGCAGAGAACAGCUCUGGCAAAGUCAACCAGAUCCUCAGAGUCACCGUCAUGGACAUCCCUGGACCUCGGCCCCAUGAGAUCACUGAGCAGGACAUUGAUGCCUGCACUCUGCUCUGGAACUCUCCAGAGGAGGAUGGUGGCAGCAACAUCACCAAGUAUAUUGUUGAGAAGUGUGAUGUAAGCCAGGGUGACUGGGUUACUGUAUCCACUUCCUGCACUAAAACCAGCUUCAGAGUGACCAAGCUUACUACUGGUAAAGAGUAUGGCUUCCGUGUCCGUGCUGAGAACAGGUUCGGCGUCUCUCAGCCCGUCCUCUCUGAGAGGAUGAUUGCCAAAUAUCCGUUCGAUACACCCAGUGAGCCUAAAAACCUGCAGAUCAACAAGGUCAACAAAGACUUUGUCAUUCUGUCAUGGGAGCGUCCCAGCAAUGAUGGUGGCACUCCCAUCACUGGAUACUGCAUCGAGAAGAAGGAGAGGAACAGCCUUCUGUGGACGAGAGCCAACGAGUCUGUGGUUAAAUCCACCCAGUACACCUGCAGCAACCUGAUCGAGGGCCUGGAGUACACCUUUAGGGUCUCAGCUUUCAACUUGGCAGGACAGGGCAAACCAUGCAAACAGACCGACUUUAUCACCGCAAGGGCUGGAGUUGACCCACCAGGUAAACCUGAGCCCAUGGAUGUGACCAAGAACUCCGUUUCGUUGGUCUGGUCCCGUCCCAAGCAGGAUGGUGGCAGUAAGCUGAUCGGCUACCACAUGGAGUACACACAGCUUCCAGAAGACAAGUGGACCCGCUGCAAUGCCAACUGCAUGAACAUCCAGGCAGAGAACUACGUGGUAACCGGCCUGGAAGAGGGCCAGCAGUACCAGUUCAGAGUCAUCGCAAAGACAGCCAUCAACAUCAGCCAACCGUCCGAGCUAUCCGACCCCAUCCCUGUCAUCGCAGAGAAUGUCACUCCUCGUGUAGAGCUCGGUGUCGAUAUGAAGAACCUGAUUGUGGUUAAAGCUGGAGAGAACGUAUCCCUUGAUGCGGAGGUGUUCGGAAAGCCACUGCCCAAGGUGAGCUGGAAGAAAGAUGGAGCUCCUCUGGUCCUCGCCGAGGGAAUGAAGAUGGCUCAAAAGAAAACACGUCCACCUGUGGAGUUGUUCUCCGUCACCAGGAAGGAGUCUGGAGACUACACCAUCACAGCUGAGAACAUAAACGGUAGCAAGUAUGCCACCAUCAAGCUCAAAGUGCUCGACAAACCAGGCCCCCCAGCCUCAGUGAGAAUUGCAAAGGUCUUUGCUGACCGCGUGAAGGUUCGCUGGGUGCCCCCGAUUGCAGAUGGUGGCUCUGAGAUCACCAACUACAUCAUUGAGAAGCGUGAAACUAGCAGGGCAAACUGGGCACUUGUCACCGCCAACAUCCACGGACACGUCACAGACUGCUCAGUGGAGAAACUCAUCGAAGGACACGAGUACGAGUUCAGAGUCAGUGCUGAGAACCAGUAUGGUGUCGGAGACGCUACCAUGGCUGACGCUGUCAUGGUCAAGAAUCCAUAUGAUGUUCCCGGUCCAUCUGAUCCCCCCGUCAUCACAAACAUCACCAAGAACUCCAUGACAGUGAGCUGGAAGGCCCCAGCCAAUGAUGGCAAGGCUCCCAUCCUGGGCUACAUGUUGGAGAAACGUGAGGCCACCGAGCUGACCUGGGCUAAGGUCAACAGACGACCUGUCAUCGACAGGACCCUCAAGGCCACUCAGCUGACUGAGGAGUCAGAGUACGAGUUCAGAGUUAUCGCAAUAAACAAAGCUGGUCUCGGCAAACCAAGCGAUGCCUCCAACGCUGCUCUGGCUGUUGACCCCGUCUAUCCUCCUGGACCUCCAGCCUUCCCCAAGGCGGUGGACUCAACCAAGAGCUCCAUCAGCCUGAGCUGGACCAAACCAGCAUACGAUGGUGGCUGUGAGAUCAUCGGCUACCUGGUGGAGUGCAAGCGAGUUGAAGCAGAGGACUGGACAAAGUGCAACAUCCCGAAGAAGCUUCAGGCCACCAAAUUCUUGAUGACAGGCCUAAUGGACCAGACUGAGUACCAGUUCAGGGUCAGUGCUGUGAACAGGAUCGGCUUCAGUGAGCCCAGUGAGGUCCCUGGAAACCACAUGGCCAAGGACAUCCUGAUCGCUCCCGAAGGUGAGCUGGGCGCUGAUCUGAGGAAGAGAUUGGUUCUCCGAGCUGGUGUGACCAUGAGACUCUACGUCCCGCUGAAAGGACGUCCGGCGCCAAAGGUGACAUGGACUAAGGUGGACGCCAACCUGAAGGAAAGGCAGGGCCUGCUGAUCAAGACAUCAGAGUGGGACACCCUGCUGAUGAUUGAGGACAUUAAUAGAUAUGACGCUGGCAAAUACGUGUUGUCUCUGGACAGCGGCUCAAAGAGCUACACCAUUGUGGUCAAAGUUCUUGAUACUCCUGGACCACCACAGAACCUGAUCGUGAAAGAGACUUCCAGAAGCCACGCAUGCAUCACAUGGGACGCCCCACUGAUUGAUGGUGGCAGCCCAGUCAAGAGCUACGUGGUAGAGAAACGUUUGGCAGAGAGGAAGGCCUGGACCUGUGUGUCUGCAGAAUGCCCCAAGACCUCUUUCAGGAUCACCAACCUUGAGGGGGGACAGGCUUACUGCUUCAGAGUGCUGGCUGAAAACGCCUACGGCAUCGGAGAAGGCUGUGAGACUGCCGGCAGCGUCCGAGCCUCAGAGCAACCUGGUCCAGUGACAGACUUCAAGGCUCAGAAGACCACCAAGGACUCCAUCACUCUGGGUUGGAAGAAGCCCAUAAGUGACGGUGGAAGCCAUGUCACUGCCUACAUCCUGGAGCAGAGCGAAGGAGAGGAGAAGUGGAAGAUGAUCAUGAAAGCAAAGAACACCUCACAUACCAUCGGCGAGCUUGCUGAUGGCAAGGAGUAUGUAUUCAAAGUCAAGGCACUCAACGAAUCUGGAGAGGGACCACCUACUGAGCUCGCUGUCAUCGCCAAGGACCAGUUUUUGCUGCCUGACUGCAACUUAAGUGGUCUGCACGAUGGUUGUCAAGUAGUGAAAGAGAGCAGCACCACUCGUAUCAACAUCCCUGUCACUGGAGUGCCCUACCCCACCGCCACCUGGAAGAAAGGUGACUCCAUGCUGGGAGACACAGGCCGAAUGUGCAUUGAGUCUUCUCAGGGCACCACCACCCUGCUGAUCAGAGACUGCCAGAGAGGAGACGCUGACACCUACACCAUCAAUGUCAAAAACAGCGCAGGAGCUAAGGACUGCAAGUUCCAGCUUAAGGUCGUUGGCAGGCCCGGAAUUUGUUCCGGACCCAUCAAGUUUGAUGAGAUCACCGCCGAUGGCAUCACCCUGGAGUGGGGACCACCUAUAGAUGAUGGUGGCUCUGAGGUGACCAACUACAUUGUGGAGAAGAGAAGAACAACUGACAACAAGUGGGCCACAGUUGCUUCAGCCAUCCAGAAGACCUCCAUGAGAGUGAUCCGGCUCCAUGAUGGCAUAGAGUAUAUCUUCAGAGUGUUUGCUGAGAACAAAUAUGGAGUUGGAGAGUAUCUGAGGUCUGAUCCAGUCAUCGCCCAGCAUCCAUUCGAUGUGCCUGGGGCGCCUGCUCCUCCAGAAAUAGUGAGCAUACGCCACGAGUCUGCCAUCUUGACCUGGGCUGAUCCAAGGGACAGUGGUGGCUCCCCCAUCACAGGAUAUCACGUGGAGUUUAAGGAGAGGAACAGUCUAAUGUGGAAACGGGCCAGUAAGACUCCUCUGAGAGUGAAGGAAUGCAGAGUCACUGGCCUGAUAGAGGGACUAGAGUAUGAGUUCAGGGUUAUGGCCAUGAAUAUGGCUGGCUUAGGAAAAGCAAGCAAGGUCACAGAGGCUGUGGUUGCCCUGGAUCCUAUUGAUCCUCCUGGCAAGCCCGAGGUGAUCAGUGUCACCAGGACCACAGUCACUCUGAUCUGGACAGCUCCCAAAUAUGACGGCGGCCACAAGCUGACCGGCUACAUGGUGGAGAAGAUGGAGACUGGAGGAAAGGCCUGGAUGAAGGCCAAUCAUGUAAACGUGCAGGGCUGUGCCUUCACCGUCCCGGACCUGACAGACGGAGCUCAGUAUCAGUUCAGGAUCAGGGCGAGAAAUGCUGCAGGGGCCAUUAGUGUUCCUUCAGAGACCACUGAGCUUCUGACAUGCAAGGAUGAGUAUGAGCCUCCAACCAUCACUAUGAAGAUAAUGAAGGAUGGUGUAUCAGUCAGAGCAGGAGACACCAUCGUGGUCACUGCCGCCAAGAUCUUGGGCAAACCUCCACCUACUGCUGUCUGGUCAAAGGGUGGUCGUGAGUUUAAGACCUCUGACAUUGUCACUAUCACUAGCACACCCACGUCCUCUACUCUUGCUAUCAAGUAUGCAAGCCGCAAAAACACAGGACAGUACACCAUUACCGCCAGCAACCCCUUCGGCAUCAAGGAAGAACAUGUUAAGGUGAAGGUCCUGGACGUGCCUGGACCUCCAGGCCCCAUUGAAGCAAGCAACGUCUCAGCUGAAAAGUGUACUCUGACCUGGCUUCCACCAGAGGAGGAUGGAGGGUGCACAAUCAAGUCCUACAUCCUUGAGAAGAGAGAAACCAGUCGUCUUCAGUGGACCAAGUUAGCUGAAAACGUCAUGGACUGCAGAUAUGUAGCCGGAAAACUGAUCAAGGGCAACGAGUACAUCUUCAGAGUGUCUGCUGUGAACCAGUAUGGCACUGGAGACUCAAGCCAGUCUGGUCCAGUCAAAAUGGUUGACAGUUUUGGCCCACCAGGUCCACCUUCAGUUCCAGAAAUUGAUAAUGUCAGUAGGAAUGCUGUCACCAUUUCAUGGAGGAGACCAGUGAACGAUGGAGGAAGUGACAUCAGAGGAUAUAGUGUUGAAAGGAAAGAGAGAAGAGGAAUGAGAUGGGUGAGAGCCUCUAAGAGGACUGUCCCAGACCUGCGCUUUAAGGUGCAAGGCCUGACUGAAGGAGUAGAGUAUGAGUUUAGAGUCACCGCUGAGAAUAAGGCUGGAUUUGGUGAGCCAAGUGAGCCGUCCCCCUCUGUAAUGACCAAGGACAUUGUGUAUCCACCUGGACCUCCUUCCAACCCCAGAAUUACAGAAACAACAAAAACCACUGCCAGCUUUGCCUGGGGCAAACCCCACUAUGAUGGUGGUCUUGAUGUUGACGGAUACAUUGUUGAGUACAAAAGGGAAGGGCUUGACGACUGGGAGGUGGAGACACAGUACCUAUUGAAAGCUACUGAAUAUGUUAUUGGUAAACUUCAAAAAGGAGGCAAAUACCACUUCAGAGUCAGUGCAAUAAACUCAGAGGGCGUUGGUGAGCCAGCAGAGAUUGAAAAAGUUACGGAAUUGGUGGACCAGGAGACACUGCCAGACUUUGAGCUUGAUGCUGAAUUAAGGAAAACCCUGGUUGUUAGGUGCCGUGCUUCCAUCCGUAUGUUUGUUCCCAUCCGUGGUCGUCCUGUUCCUGAAGUAACCUGGAGCAAAGAUGAUACCAACCUGAAAACACGUGCACACAUUGACACCACAGAGUCCUACACUCUUCUGGUUAUUCCUGACUGCACUAGAUAUGAUGCUGGAAAGUACAACCUCUGUCUCGAGAAUGUAGCUGGAAAGAAGGCUGGCUUUGUCAAUGUGAAAGUUCUGGACACACCAGGACCACCAGUCCAACUCAAACCAAGGGAGAUCACUAAGAACAGCAUCACCCUUCAAUGGGAAAUACCCAUAAUUGAUGGUGGUUCCAAGAUUCACAACUAUAUCGUUGAAAAGAGAGCGGCCACUAAGAAAGCCUACACUGUACUUAGCACCACUUGGCAGAAGUGUUCCUUCAAGAUUUCAGACCUCACAGAGGGAGCUUACUACUACUUCCGUGUCUCAGCUGAGAAUGACCUGGGAGUAGGAGAGCCUGCUGAAACCCCUGAGCCAAUCAGGGUGUCUCAAGCUCCCACAGCACCGGAGAACCUUUAUGUCACAGAUGUCACAGCUGACAGUGCUAGCCUGGCAUGGACCAAGCCUUUGCACGAUGGUGGCUCCUUGAUCACUGGGUAUGUCAUUGAGGCCCAGAAGAAGGACAGUGACCAGUGGGUCCAUGUUACUACUAUUAAGGCUCUGGACUACACUGUAACAGAUCUGAUUGAGGGCGUUGAAUAUACUUUCCGCAUAAUGGCAGUAAAUGAAUCAGGAAGGAGUGAUCCUCGUGAGAGCAGGCCUGCUGUCAUCAAAGAGCAGAGUUCUGCUCCUUCCUUUGACCUGCGUGGAGUCUACCAGAAGACUGUCAUCGCCAAGGCAGGGGACCGUGUAAAGGUUGAAAUUCCUGUGCUCGGCAAACCCAGACCUGUGGUUUCCUGGAAGAAGGGUGACAUAUCCCUCAAGGAGACACAAAGGAUCAAUGUUGAAACUACGCCAACAUCCACUAUUCUCAACAUCGGUGAGAUCAAAAGAACUGAUGGAGGCCAGUAUUCCAUGACUGGAAAGAAUAUGCUGGGUACACUGACUGAGACAAUUACAGUCCUGGUACAUGACAUUCCAGGUCCUCCCACUGGUCCUAUCAAGUUAGAGGAAGUCUCAUGUGAUUAUGUUCUCAUGUCCUGGGAGGCACCAGAGAAUGAUGGAGGCGUUCCAAUCAACAACUAUAUUGUUGAGAUGCGAGAGACCACUGGUACUUCAUGGGUUGAGUUGGCGGCUACAGUGAUCAGAACCACAUUCAAAGCAGCCCGCCUGAACACUGGAACCCAGUAUCAGUUCCGUGUAAGAGCCCAGAAUAGGUAUGGAAGUGGACCAUGCAUUAUCUCUGAAUCAGUAAUUGCUGCCUAUCCAUUUGAUGUGCCAAGUCAGCCAGGCAUUCCUGUAGUCACAUCUCACAACAAGGAUUUUAUGAAUUUGAGCUGGAAUGAGCCAUCCUCUAAUGGAGGAAGUGCAAUCCUUGGCUAUCAUGUGGACAGAAAAGAGAAAAACAGUAUUCUGUGGCAGAGGAUCAGCAAAGCUCUUGUUGUUGGAAAUAUUUUCAAAUCAACAGGCCUUGUUGACGGAAUUGCAUACGAACAUCGUGUCACUGCUGAAAACAUGGCUGGUCUCAGCAAACCAAGCAAGGCCUCUGAGCCUAUGUAUGCUUUGGACCCAGUUGACCCACCAGGCAGACCAGUGGCACUCAAUGUGACCAGACAUGAGGUGACAGUGUCAUGGACCAAACCAGAGGGAGAUGGUGGAUUUUCUAUUACUGGAUACACAGUAGAGAGAAGAGAGUUGCCCAAUGGACGCUGGCUUAAAGCCAACUUCAAUAACAUCUUAGAAACUAUUUAUACAGUCAGUGGUCUGAUUGAAGAUGCAACUUAUGAAUUCCGUGUGACGGCCAGAAACUCAGCUGGUGCUGUCAGCGCUCCAUCCCAGCCAUCUGAGGCAAUCACAUGCAGAGAUGACAUUGAAGAGCCCAGGAUUGAUGUUGAUUCAUCGUAUAGCAGCAAUGUUGUCGUCAUGGCAGGAGAGAUUUUCAAGCUGGAAGCUAAUGUUACUGGCAGGCCAAUCCCAUCCCUGGUAUGGUCCAAAGAAGGAAAGGAGCUUGAAGACACAGCUAAGAUAGAGAUAAAGACAACCAACUUCCAUACAAUUCUUACUAGCAAAGAUUCUCUGAGGAAGGAUGGAGGUUCCUUUACUCUAACUGCAAGCAAUCCAGGUGGCUUUGCCAAGUUCACAUUUAAUGUCAAGGUGCUGGACAGACCUGGACCACCAGACGCUCUCACUGUUACAGAUGUCACUGCUGAGAAAUGUAUUCUUAACUGGCUACAUCCAUCACAUGAUGGUGGUGCUAAGAUUGAAUACUUCAUCAUUCAGAGGCGCGAGACCAGUAGGUUGGCAUGGACAAAUGUGGCCACAGACCUUCAAGCAAACAGAUUCAAGGUCACCAAGCUUCUGAAGGGCAAUGAGUACGUCUUCAGAGUCAUGGCUGUUAACAAGUAUGGCUUGGGUGAACCCCUGGAGUCUGAACCUGUCAUCUGUGCCAACCCCUAUGUCCCAAGUGAUCCACCACAUCAGCCUGAAGUUACCACCAUUACCAAGGACUCGAUGGUUGUCUGCUGGGAGCGUCCUGAACAUGAUGGAGGCAGCAGAAUAAACACUUACAUAAUUGAAAGAAGAGAUAAGACUGGUCUGCGCUGGGUGAAGUGUAACAAGAGGACUGUAACUGACCUGCGAUUCAAGGCCUCUGGUCUCACAGAAGGACAUGAGUAUGAAUUCAGAGUUCUUGCUGAAAACAAUGCUGGUGUAAGCCAGCCUAGUCCUUCCAGUCAAUUCUACAAAGCAGAAGACACCAUCUUCCAGCCAGGACCUCCUGGGAACCCCAGGGUACUUGACACAACAAAGUCAUCCAUCACCCUUGCCUGGAACAAACCUGUCUAUGAUGGUGGUUCUGAAAUCACUGGUUACGUUGUAGAAACAUGCCUGCCCGAGGAAGAUGAGUGGACAAUUCAACCCAGGAAGGGAUGGACAGCCACCUCCUUCACUAUCACCAACCUGAAGGAAAACCAAGAGUACAAAAUCAACAUUUGCGCUACUAAUUCUGAAGGAGUGGGUGAGCCCGCUGCUGUUCCUGGAACCCCCAAGGCUGAAGACAGACUGCUGCCACCAGAAAUUGAACUUGGAGCAGAACUUCGCAAGGUGGUCGCCAUCAGAGCCUGUAGCACACUCAGACUGUUUGUCCCUAUCAAGGGAAGACCAGCACCUGAAGUAAAAUGGGCCAGAGAACAUGGAGAAUCCCUUGAUAAGGCCAUUAUCGAAAUCACCCCUUCAUUCACAACUCUUCAGGUGGAAAAUGUUGAUAGGUUUGAUGGAGGAAAAUAUAUGGUGACUGUAGAAAAUGCGACAGGAAGUAAGACAGCCUUUGUCAAUGUCAGGGUACUAGACACUCCAGGAGCACCACAGAAUCUGAUUAUCAAGGAGGUCACCAGAGAUUCAGUUUCCCUUGUUUGGGAUGCACCUCUCAUCGAUGGUGGCUCCAGAGUUCGCAGCUAUAUUGUGGAGAAGCGUGAGUCAACAAGAAAGGCCUACUCAACAGUUUGUGCCAGUUGCCACAAGUCUAGCUGGAAAAUUGGAGAGCUGGAGGAAGGAAAGCUGUACUUCUUUAGAAUACUUGCUGAGAAUGAAUUUGGCAUCGGCCUCCCUGUAGAGACUGUCGAACCAGUUAAAGCCUCAGAGAAGCCCCUACCACCAGGCAAAGUGUCCCUCUGUGAAGUCACUAGUAAUAGUGUCAGUCUAACUUGGGAAAAGCCUGAUCAUGAUGGCGGCAGCAGGAUAACAGGCUAUAUAGUUGAAAUGCAAUGUAAGGGCAGUGAUAAAUGGACUCAGGUUAUGUUGGUGAAGACCAAUGCAGCUCUUGUAACUGGCCUUACUCAGGGAGAAGAGUACAUGUUCCGUAUCCUGAGCACCAAUGAAAAGGGAGUGAGUGACCCACGUCCCCUUAGUAUGCCUGUGGUAGCUAAAGACUUGGUCAUCUCCCCAACCUUCAAACUGAUGUUCAGCACAUUCAAUGUGCUAGCAGGAGAUGAUCUGAAGAUAGAUGUACCCUAUGCUGCAUGCCCCAAGGCUACAGUAACUUGGCUCAAGGAUGGUGUAGCUCUCAAGGAGACAACGAGAGUAAAUGCUGAAGCCACUGACAAAAACCUAUUCUUGGUUAUUAAGGAGGCUUGCAGAGAUGAUGUGGGCACUUACACUGUUAAACUGAUUAACACAGUUGGAGAGGCAUCCACGGACCUCAGUGUAAUUGUUCUAGAUAAGCCUGGUCCGCCAACUGGCCCAAUUAAGCUGGACGAUGUCACUGCUGACAGUGUGGUUCUUUCCUGGAAUCCUCCAGAGUACGACGGUUGUUGCUCCAUCAACAAUUACGUUGUUGAGAAGAGGGACACAUCUACCACCAACUGGCAGAUUGUCUCUGCCACAGUGGCCAGAACCACCGUAAAGGCAGCCCGUCUGAAGACUGGAUUGGAGUACCAGUUUAGGAUUGCUGCUGAGAACAGAUAUGGCAAGUCCUCAGCCCUGCUCUCUGAAACCAUUGUUGCUCAGUAUCCCUUCGAGUUGCCCAGCCACCCUCGUUCUGUCAUGGUCCAGUCAGCCACCAAAGAGACCAUGGUGGUUGUGUGGGAUGUACCCAGCAAUGAUGGUGGAAGCAAAAUUCUGGGCUACCACUUGGAGCUUAAAGAGAGAAACAGUAUACUGUGGGUGAAACAGAAACAAAUCAUCCCAGAGACCAGAUACAAGGUUGUUGGCCUUGAGGAAGGAAUUGAAUAUGAAUUCAGAGUGUAUGCUGAGAACAUUGUUGGUUUAAGCAAAGCCAGCAAAGCAAGUGACAUACAAGUGGCGAGAGAUCCUUGUGACAGACCAGGGAAACCAGAGGCUGUCAUUGUAACAAGAAACCAAGUGACACUCAGAUGGACCAAACCUGAAUAUGAUGCCGGCAUUAAGAUCACAGGGUAUAUGGUGGAGAAGAAGGAAGGAACUGGCCGUUGGAUGAAAGCCAGUUUUACCAAUAUCAUUGAGACUGAAUUUGUUGUCACAGGACUGACUGAAGAUCAGAUAUACGAGUUCCGUGUUAUUGCCAGAAAUUCAGCAGGUGUCCUUAGCCUGCCAUCUGAUUCUACAGGAGCCAUUACUGCGAAGGAUGAGGUUGACCCACCAAAGAUUGAUUUAGAAGCCAAGUAUUCACAGGCUGUUGUGGUAAAUGCUGGAGAGACAUUCAGGCUUCAGGCUAGUGUCUAUGGUAAGCCUGUGCCAACAGUGCACUGGCUCAAGGAGGGCAAAGAGAUCGCUGAGGCAGCUAGGUUAGAAAUCAAGAAUACAGACUUUAUAGCCUGUAUCGUUGUUAAAGAAGCUAUCCGUGUUGAUGGAGGUCAGUAUACUUUGCUGGUUAAGAAUGUUGGAGGAGAGAAACUCGUAAAUAUUAAUGUCAAGGUCCUGGACAGACCAGGUCCACCUGAAGGCCCUAUCUCCAUCUAUGGGGUCACCAAUGAGAAAUGCUCCAUUUCCUGGAAACCUCCCUUGCAAGACGGAGGUAGUGACGUUUCUCAUUAUAUUAUUGAGAGGAGGGAAACCAGCCGACUGGUUUGGACUGUAGUUGAACCAAAAGUUCAGACACUGAAUCUGAAGAUCACAAAACUCCUUCCUGGUAAUGAGUACAUCUUCAGAGUGAUUCCAGUCAACAAAUAUGGAGUUGGUGAGCCUCUGGAAUCUGAGCCCAUGAUUGCAAGAAAUCCCUUUGUCACUCCCAACCCACCAACAGAGGUAGAAGUAUCCACAAUAACCAAAGACUCCAUGGUUGUGACCUGGGAGAGACCAACUAAUGAUGGUGGCAACCCCAUCCAAGGAUACAUUGUUGAGAAACGUGAUAAGGAUGGCGUUAGAUGGACGAGGUGCAACAAGCGCACAGUGAGUGAGCUGCGCUUCAGAGUGACAGGGCUCCUAGAAAACCACAGCUAUGAAUUUAGAGUUGCUGCAGAGAAUUCUGCAGGUGUUGGCACACCUAGUGCACCAACAGUAUACUACAAAGCACUGGAUCCUAUCUUCAAAGCAGGCCCACCCAACAACCCCAAGGUAGUGGACUCAACUCGGUCUACAGUUUCCCUUACAUGGGGCAAACCCAUCUAUGAUGGUGGAUGUGAGAUUAAGGCUUAUAUCGUUGAAGCCUGCAACGGGGCAACUGAUGAGUGGUUUAUGUGCACUCCUCCCACUGGAAUCCCAGACACUAACUUCAAAGUUACUAGGCUUCUUGAAAAGCACGAGUAUCAAUUCAGAGUAUGUGCUAUCAACAAAGUCGGUGUUGGUGAGCAUGCUGAUGUUCCAGGAAAGGUUCUUCUUGAGGAGAAGCUUGAGGCACCUGAUCUUGACCUGGAUAAUGACAUGAGAAAGAUGAUCAACAUCAGAUCAGCUAGCACUCUAAGACUUUUCGUCCCUGUGAGAGGCCGUCCAGCUCCUGAGGUUAAGUGGGGCAAGGCUGAGGGUGAGAUUAAAGAGACUGCCAUGAUUGACAACACAGGCAGCUAUGCCUCACUUGUCAUUGAGAAUGUUGACAGAUUUGACAGCGGCAAGUACACCUUGACUGCAGAGAAUGCAAGUGGGGUGAAGUCAGUCUUCCUCAGUGUCAGAGUCAUGGACUCACCUAGUCCACCCACCAACUUUUUGGUUAAAGAGAUCACUAAGAAUUCAGUGACUCUGACAUGGGAGCCCCCACAUCUAGAUGGUGGCUCGAAGAUUAAGCAUUAUAUUGUUGAGAAGCGUGAGAGCACCAGGAAAGUUUACUCUCCCAUCACCACUUGCAACAGGAUGUCAUGGAAAGUUGAGCCUCUCCCAGAGGGCGGAAUCUUCUUCUUCAGAGUUCUGGCUGAGAAUGAAUAUGGUGUCGGUCUCCCUGUUAAAACUGUAGAUCCUAUUAAAAUCUCUGAGAAGCCUCAGCCACCUGGUAAAGUCAGUGUUGAUGUAACUAGUAGCACUGUUACACUUUCCUGGGAAAAGCCUAUACAUGAUGGUGGCAGCAGGAGUCAGUACGAAGUUGAACUGGCUCCCAAGGACAGUGAAACUUGGUCUGUGUGUGCUAGUGUGAAGGCACUGGAGACUGUCAUAACAAACCUUCUCAAGGGAGAGGAGUACCAAUUUAGAGUUGUUGCUGUAAAUGAUAAGGGCAAAAGUGACCCCAGACAACUGGUUCAGUCAGUUGUAGCCAGGGACCUUGUUAUUGACCUGCUGUUGACCAAAGUUAGCAGCUACAAUGUCCAAGUUGGGUAUGACCUCAAGAUAGAGGUCCCUAUUGCUGGUCAUCCUAAACCAACCAUUACUUGGACCAAGGAUGGAGGUGCGCUCAAGCAGACUACCAGAGUUAAUGUCAGUGACUCAGCACGUCACACCACUCUAACCAUUAAGGAUGCAACCAAAGAGGAUGGAGGCAUGUACAGCAUCAAUGUUACAAAUGCCCUUGGUUCCAAAGAUGCCACUAUUGAGGUGAUUACCCUGGACAAACCUGGCCCACCAACAGGACCUGUCAAGGUGGAGGACAUCAGUGCUGAAAGUAUGACUCUUAGCUGGGAACCUCCUACGUACACAGGAGGCUGUCCAAUCUCCAUAGUUUGGGAGAGAAAAGAGAUACAACCCACAACUAAUUGGGUGGUAGUUUCUGCCACUGUGGCCAGAACCACACUUAAAGUGGCCAAUCUGAAGACCGGCGCUGAAUAUCUCAGAAUUUAUGCAGAGAAUAGAUAUGGAAAGAGUUAUGCAAUUGAUUCAGAGCCUGUGUUGGCACAGUAUCCAUUCCAGGAGCCCGGCUCGCCAGGAACACCAUUUGUGUCUUUAUACUCUAAAGACUAUAUGGUUGUCGAGUGGCACAAACCCCUCGAUGGAGGCAGUUCCAUCUUGGGCUACCAUCUGGAGAGGAAAGAGAAGAACAGUAUUCUCUGGACAAAGAUCAACAAAAUGCUUAUCCAAGACUGCAGGUUCAAGUCUACUCCUCUUGAGGAAGGAAUCGAGUAUGAAUACAGAGUCUAUGCUGAGAAUAUUGUGGGCAUUGAAUGCAGCAAAGUCUCUGAGGUUUAUGUCGCUGACCCUUGCGAUCCUCCUGGCCGCCCUGAGGCUAUUAUUGUGACCAGGCACUCAGUGAAGCUGAGAUGGACCCCUCCGACAUAUGACGGGGGCAGCUUGGUUACUGGCUAUGUAGUGGAAAAACGUGACCUCCCUGAAGGAAAGUGGAUGAAAGCUAGCUUUGCAAAUGUCAUUGAACUUGAAUUCACUGUCACAGGCCUGGCAGAGGAAAGUAAUAUGACUUCCAGAGUAAUUGCAAGGAAUGCAGCUGGUGCUGUCAGCAAGCCCUCAGAGAGCACAGGAUCCAUCACUGCUCAGGAUGAGGUUGACACACCUAAGUGCGAGACAGAUGCAAUGUACAACCAGACCAUUGUUGUCAAUGCUGGAGACACUUUCAAUCUUGAGGCCAGUGUAGAAGGAAAGCCCAUCCCUACUGCUCAGUGGUUCAAGGGAAGUGUUGAAGUUGAAAACUCAGCAAGAGCUGAGAAAAAUACAGAUUUUAAGGCUUUGCUAGUUGUGAAGGACGCAAUUAGAGUAGAUGGUGGCCAGUACACACUGGUCCUUACAAAUGUGGCCUGGAACGAAGACUGUCCCAUCAGUGUGAGUCUGGAUAGACCAGGUCCGUCAGACGGACCUCUUACUGUCAGCAAUGUCACUGAGGAGAAGUGUUCACUGUCAUGGCUGCCACCCAGACACGAUGGAGGAGCUAGCAUCUCUCACUAUGUCAUUCAGAAACGAACCAGCCGACUGGCGUGGACUGUGGUUUCCGGUGACUGCGGAGCUACUAUGUUCAAGGUCACAAAACUGUUGAAGGGCAAUGAGUACAUCUUUAGGGUCAUGGCUGUCAACAAAUAUGGUGUGGGAGAGCCUCUCGAAUCAACAGUCAUCAUGAGGAAUCCAUUUGUUCCUCCUGGCUCACCUCAUGAGCUUGAGAUCACUAACAUUACCAGAGACUCCAUGACUGUGUGCUGGAACCGCCCUAAAACCACAGGAGGCAGUGAGAUUGCUGGCUACAUUGUUGAGAAGAGAGACAGAGCCGGAAUAAGGUGGACCAAGUACAAACGCAGGGUGACGGACUUACGCUUCAGAGUAACAGGACUGACAGAGGACCACGAAUAUGAAUUCAGGGUAUCUGCUGAGAAUGCAGCUGGAGUGGGUCAACCAAGUCAAGCUACACCCUACCUCAAAGCCUGCGACCCCACCUUUGAACCAGGCUGUCCUACUAAUGCACAUUCUUCGAAAGCAGGUAAAGACUCCCUCACUGUGGCCUGGCAUCGGCAAUAUGAUGGUGGUUGUGAGAUUCAAGGAUAUGCUGUGGAAAUUACAAAUGCUGAUGAAGAAGAGUGGACCAUUUGUACCCCAACCUCUGGGGUCAGUGCUACCAAAUUUAAAAUCACCAAGUUAGUUGAGCACCAGGAAUACAUGCGCAUAUGUGCCAUCAAUAAACUUGGUGUUGGCGAGCCAACAGAGAUUCUGGGAGUUUUGAAACCUUUGGACAAAAUUGAUCCUCCCGAAGUGAUGCUGGAUGCAGAGCUCAGGAAAGGAAUAGUUGUUCGGGCAGGAGGCUCAAUGAGAAUCUGCAUUCCAUUCAAGGGCCGUCCAACUCCUGAGAUCAGCUGGUCAAAGGAGGAUGGAGAGCUGUCAAGUAAUCAGAAAGAGACAGGUGUAGAUUACACACAGCUUUCCAUUGACAUCUGCGACAGAUUUGACGCUGGAAAAUACAUUCUCAACUUGGAAAAUAGUGCAGGCACCAAGUCGGCCUUUGUCUCUGUUAAAGUUUUGGACACUCCCGGGUCUCCUCUGAAUCUAACUGUAAAAGAUAUUAAGAGGGAAAGCGUCACUCUGACAUGGGAGCCUCCUCUUAUUGAUGGUGGUUCAAGAAUCAAGAAUUACCUGGUUGAAAAGCGUGAGGCCAACAGGAACGUUUUCUCCAAUGUGGACAACAAGUGCACAAAGACAAGCUACCGCAUCAGACUCACUGAGGGAGUUAUUUACUAUUUCCGAGUGUUGGCAGAGAACGAGUUUGGUAUUGGACAGGGAGCUGAGACUGUUGAUGCAGUUAAGACCUCUGAGCCUCCUCUGUCUGUGGGUAAGGUCACCUUAACUGAAGUGACUAAAACCAGUGCUUCGUUUUCAUGGGAGAAGCCAGACCAUGAUGGGGGCAGCAGGAUCAUGGGCUACUACAUUGAGAUGCAGCCUGUAGGCUCAGAAGAAUGGGUGGUAGCUACCAUAAGCAAGACCUGCGAGGGCACUGUCACCGGCCUAAGUGCAGGACAUGAAUACUUGUUCAGAGUGUCAGCCUUCAAUGAGAAGGGCAAAAGUGAUCCUAGGCCUCUAGCUGCACCUGUCACUGCAAAAGAUGUAACUUUCGAGCCCAGAUUCAAGAUGGCGUUCAACACUUACAGCUUGCAAAAUGGUGAGGAUCUGAAAAUUGAUAUUCCAGUUCUUGGACGUCCUGUUCCCCAGGUUGAAUGGAAAAAGGAAGGACAGGCUCUUAAAGACACCAGACUAAAUGUAAUCAGCACACCAUCAUCUACCAAGCUCACCAUCAAGGAUGCAAAUAGGGAAGACUCAGGGAAAUACACAGUUACAGCUACCAGUAGUGCUGGAACAGCUACAGAGGAGAUCACUGUUAUUAUUCUUGAAAAGCCUGGCCCACCAGGCCCUGUAAAGAUUGAGGAGGUGAGCUCUAACUAUGUUGCGCUCUCCUGGGAGCCACCAGUUUACACCGGAGGCUGUCAGAUCAACAACUACAUUGUGGAGAAAAGAGACACCACCACGACUGCUUGGCAGAUUGUGUCUGCCACUAUUGCCAGGACAACAAUCAAAGUCACCAACUUAAAGACUGGAGUGGAGUAUCAGUUUAGAGUGUCAUCUGAGAAUAGAUGAAAGAGUUCUGCCAUUCUAUCUGCUGCUGUUAUUGCUCAGUAUCCAUUUAGCGAACCUGCUGCACCAGGGACACCAGUGUUUCUGCUGCAAACUAAGGAUAACAUGGUUGUUGAGUGGGAAAGCACCACCAACAAUGGAGGCAGUGCAAUCCUAGGUUAUCACCUUGAGAGAAAGGAGAAGAACAGCCUUUUGGGACUAAACUCAACAAGCUUUUUAAUCCCAGAGCCACGUUUCAAGACUACAGAGUUGGAAGAAGGUAUCGAGUAUGAAUUCAGAGUUUAUGCUGAGAAUAUCGCUGGACUGAGCCUGGCUAGCAAGGUCUCUGAGAGCACAGUAGCAAGGGACCCCUGUGACCCUCCAGGCACACCUGAGGCAAUUGAUAUCACUAGAAACCAUGUAACGCUCCAGUGGACAAGGCCUCAGUAUGAUGGAGGAAGUGCCAUCACUGGAUAUCUGAUUGAGAGAAAGAAGCACCCAGAUACCCGCUGGAUGAAAGCCAGCUUCACUAACAUCAUUGAUACCCAGUACACAAUUACUGGUCUGACGGAGGACUGUGUUUAUGAAUUUAGAAUCGUUGCCAGGAAUGCUGCUGGUAUUUCCAGCCGUCCUUCUGAGGGCACAGGGGCAAUUACUGCCAAAGAUGAAAUCGAAGCGCCAGGAGCAACCAUGGACUCUAAAUUUAAGGAUCUGACUAUUGUUAAAGCUGAUGAGACAUUUAUCAUUGAUGCAGAAUACACUGGAAAGCCUCUGCCUGAGGUUAUUUGGUUAAAGGAUGGAAAGGAGAUUGACAAAACAACACCAAGAAUGGAGGUCAAGACAUCACUUACACGCACCAUCCUGACGGAAGACUGCAUUAGAGUAGAUGGUGGCCACUUUGUUCUCAAACUUGUUAAUGUGGGUGGAAUCAAGAUGGUCCCAGUUAAUGUUAAAGUACUUGAUAGACCUGGUCCCCCAGAUGGUCCUCUAGAAGUAAAAGGGGUCACAGCUGAGAAAUGUUAUCUCCACUGGAACCACCCCUCACACGAUGGUGGAGCCAGCAUCUCUCAUUACAUUAUAGAGAAAAGAGAGACCAGUCGUUUGUCAUGGACAAUGGUUGAGCCCAAGAUCCAGGCCAUCAGCUACAAAAUCACAAAACUGCUGCCUGGCAAUGAGUACAUCUUCAGGGUCACUGCUGUGAAUAAAUAUGGUGUAGGUGAGCCUUUGGAAUCUGAACCUGUUAUCGCACGCAAUCCCUUCACUACUCCCAGUGCACCCACCACUCCAGAGCCAAGUGCUAUUACUAGAGACUCUAUUGUAGUCACCUGGGAGAGACCUGAAAAUAACGGAGGAGCUGAGAUUGAAGGAUAUGUUCUUGAAAAACGUGACAAGGAUGGUGUUAGGUGGACUAAGUGCAACAAGAAGAGGCUGACUGACCUGAGAUUCAGAUGCGCUGGUCUCACAGAGGGCCACUGGUAUGAAUUCAGAGUCUCUGCAGAAAAUGCUGCUGGUGUGGGCAAGCCUAGCCGACCAAGUGAAUACAUCAAGGCCUGUGAUGCAACUUAUCCACCAGGACCUCCAAAUAACCCCAAAGUCACUGACCAUUCUAGCACCACAGUAUCUCUGUCCUGGUCCAGGCCAAUAUAUGAUGGUGGAGCACCAAUCCAAGGAUAUGCUGUUGAAGUGAAGGAGGCAGCAGAUGAUGAGUGGGUCAUUUGCACACCACACACCGGUGUCCAGACCACUCAUUACACUGUGAAGACACUAAAAGAGAAUGCAGAGUACAACUUCCGCAUCUGUGCUAUUAACUGUGAAGGAGUAGGUGAGCAUGUAGACUUACCUGGAUCUGUGAUUGCUGCAGAGAAGCUAGAGGCUCCUGAAAUUGAAUUAGAUGCUGAUCUUAGGAAGAUGGUUAAUAUUCGGGCUAGUGCCACUUUACGUCUGUUUGUGACAAUCAGAGGAAAGCCUGAGCCUGAGGUCAGAUGGUCGAAGGCUGAUGGCACUCUGAAUGAGCGUGCCCAGAUUGAAGUCACAAGCUCUUACACGAUGCUGGUGAUUGAGAAUGUCGACCGAUUCGACACUGGAAAAUAUGUACUGACUCUUGAGAACCUCAGUGGGUCUAAAUCAGCUUUCAUCAAUGUCAGAGUUUUGGAUUCUCCCAGCGCUCCUACAAACCUGGAGGUUAAGGAUGUGAAGAGAAAUUCUGUCGCUCUUUCUUGGGAACCCCCUCUCAUUGAUGGUGGGGCUAAAAUAUCUCACUAUAUUGUGGAGAAGAGAGAGCAGAAGAGAAUGGCUUUCACCAGUGUUAGCACCAACUGUGUGAGGAACUCUUACAUGAUUUCUGAUCUGCAGUCGGGAGGACGCUAUUAUUUCCGUGUGUUGGCUGUAAAUGAGCUGGGAGUAGGUCUGCCAGCCUCCACAGAUCAGGUGAAAGUGUCUGAGGCUCCUUUGCCUCCUGGCAAAAUUAUCCUAGUUGAUGUGACUCGUCAUACUGUUACCCUGUCCUGGGAGAAAUCUGAUUAUGAUGGAGGUAGCAAAAUCGCAAACUAUGUGGUGGAGAUGCAGCCCAAAGGAGAUGACAAAUGGACUGUGUGCAGUGAAAUCAAGGCACUCGAAGCUACUAUUGACGGACUUGUAACUGGAGAGGAAUAUUCCUUCAGGGUGACUGCUGUGAAUGACAAAGGCAGAAGUGAUCCCAAGCCUCUUGCCAAUCCUGUAGUGGUGAAGGACAUCACAACGGAGCCCAUCAUUAAGUUGGUGUUUAACACCUACAGUAUAAAAGCAGGUGAUGACCUGAAGAUUGAUGUUCCCUUCAUAGGCAGACCUGAACCUGAGGUGUCCUGGAAAAAGGAUGGCCAUUCACUUAAGCAGACAACCAGGGUCAAUGUUCUCGCUUCCAAGACCUCAUCCAAAAUUGUCAUCAAAGAUGCAGCCAAGGAGGAUUCAGGAAAGUAUGAGAUUACUCUGACUAACUCAGUUGGCACCAAGACCGCAGAAAUCUCUGUCUUAAUCCUUGAUAAACCUGGCCCACCUAGCAAAAUUAAGUUCGAUGAGGUGAGUGCUGACUUUAUCUCUCUGUCUUGGGAUCCUCCAAGUUAUGACGGUGGAUGCCAGAUUAACAACUAUGUGGUGGAGAAAAGGGACACUACCACAACCACAUGGCAAAUAGUUUCAGCCACGGUAGCCAGAACUUCAAUCAAGGUUUCUCGUCUCAAUCAGGGAGUAGAAUACCAGUUCCGUAUUGCAGCUGAAAAUCGUUAUGGUAAAAGUUCUGCCAUUGACUCUGCCUCUGUUGUUGCUCAGUAUCCUUUCGAGCCUCCUGGCCCUCCAACCAAUCUCCAUGUUUCUCAUGCCACAAAAUAUGGCAUGCUUGUGGAAUGGAGCAGACCUGCAAGUGAUGGUGGAAGCCCUGUUAUUGGUUAUCAUAUAGAAUGCAAAGAACAAGGCAGCAUCUUAUGGACCAAGGUUAACAGAGGUCUUCUGGCUGAAAACCAGUUUAAGAUGACAGGCAUUGAAGAAGGCCUGCUGUAUCACUUCAGAGUCUAUGCCGAGAACAUUGCCGGCAUUGGUCUAUGCACCAAGGCUUGUGACCCUGUGGCUGCCAGGGAUCCAUGUGAACCUCCGGUUAACCUUCGAGUCACCAACAUUACUCGUACCUCAGUUUCCCUCUUCUGGGAAAAGCCAGAGUACGAUGGCGGAGUAAAGAUUACUGGCUACAUUGUUGAGCGCAAAGAACUUCCAAAUGGCCGCUGGCUGAAAUGCAACUUCACCAACUUGCAAGAUACCUACUUUGAUGUCACAGGCCUCACAGAAGAUGUCCAAUAUGACUUCCAUGUCAUUGCCAAGAAUUCUGCAGAGCUGUUGAGCGUUCCCUCUGAGAACACUGGUGCUGUCACUGUCAAGGAUGAUGUAGACCCUCCAACUAUUAUUAUUGAUGAUAAACUCAGACAGUUAGUUGUCAUUAAAGCUGGGGAGAUCAUUCAAAUUGAUGCUGAAAUCACAGGCCGUCCACUCCCUGUUGUUUCAUGGUCCAAAGAUGGAAAGGAGAUUGAGGCUAAGGCCAGGUGUGAAAUCUCCUCCACCAACUUCGCAACCACACUGAUUGUCAGAGAUGCUAUUAGAAGGGACUCUGGCCAGUAUGUCCUGACCCUGCACAAUGUGGCAGGAACAAGGUCUGUGGCUAUCAAUUGCAAGGUUCUGGACAGACCUGGACCCUCCUCAGGUCCUUUGGCAGUGUCUGGCCUUACAGCAGAAAAAUGCACCCUAACAUGGGGUCCUCCUCAAGAGAAUGGCGGUGGUGAAAUCAUGCAUUACAUUGUAGAGAAACGGGAAACCAGUCGCCUUGCCUGGACUCUUGUUCACGGUGAUAUGAAGGCAACCACUUGUAAAGUGACUAAGUUACUCAGAGGAAACGAGUACAUCUUCAGAGUCAGGGGAGUCAACAAAUAUGGGGAUGGUGAGGCCCUGGAGAGUGAGGCAGCAAAGGCCGUGGAUCCAUUCACUGUGCCUGCAGCUCCUACCGGUGUUCAGGUAACCGCAGUCACCAGUGAGGCAAUGACCAUCUGCUGGGAAAGACCAGUUUCUGACGGGGGCAGCAGUAUCGCUGGCUAUGUCAUUGAGAAGAGAGAGAAGACUGGCCUUCGCUGGUGCCGUGUUAACAAGAAACCUGUUUACGACCUUAGAGUCAAAGCAUCUCACCUUCGUGACGGAUGUGAGUAUGAGUAUAGAGUGUUUGCAGAGAACUCUGCUGGUCUCAGUGCUCCAAGCAUUCCUUGCCCUCUCACCAAGGCUGAGGACCCACAGUUCCUGCCUUCACCUCCUGCUAAGCCUAAGAUCAUUGACUCAACAAAGACCACAGUCACCUUGUCAUGGAAUAAGCCACUAUUUGACGGUGGAGCGCCUGUGACUGGUUACAGAGUGGAAUACAGGAAGACUUUCGACGAUGAAUGGUUUGUUGGAGUACAAAAUACUAAAAACACAGAGUUUACCGUGGUGGGACUGACAACUGGAGCUGAAUACGUGUUUGUUGUUAAGUCCAUUAACAAGAUUGGAGUCAGUGAACCCAGUCCUGAGACGGACAAACAAGUUGCCAAAGAGAGAGAGGAGGAGCCAGUCUUUGAAGUCAGCAAUGAGAUGAGGAAGACUCUUAUUGUGAGAGAUGGAAGCUCAUUUACCAUGACAGUACCUUUCAGAGGCAAACCCAUUCCCAAUGUUUCAUGGACGAAGCCUGAUGUUGACCUUAGAGUCCGUGCUGUCAUUGACUCCACAGAUACCUUCACCUCUAUCACCUUAGAGAAAGCAACUCGCGACGACUCUGGCAAAUACACGGUCACCUUGUCCAGCCUAGGUGGAACCGCCUCCCUGACACUCAGUGUCAGAGUCCUGGACUCCCCUGGACCUCCUGCUCGCGUGGAUGUGAAGGACGUGACCAAGACCUCUGUUACUGUAACCUGGGACACACCUGAGAAUGAGGGAGGGGGACCAGUCAAGAACUACCUCAUUGAUAUCCGUGAGGCAAGCAAGAAAGGCUGGACCAGGCUGACAGACACAUGCCACAGACUCACCUACAAGGUGACAGACUUGCCGGAGGGAGGAGUCUACUACUUCAGAGUGACAGGCGAGAAUGAGUACGGUACUGGUGUUGCUGCAGAGUCCAAAGAAGGAACAAAGAUCUCAGAAAAACCUAGCCCACCACCGAAGCUGGGCGUAACUGAUGUGUCCAAGGAGAGCGUAUCCCUGGCCUGGGCCAAACCAGAACAUGACGGCGGCAGCAGAAUUACUGAAUACCUGGUAGAAGCUCAGGAGAAAGGGCAGGAGAAGUGGGUUAAGUGCGGCACAACCAAGUUCAUCCACUUUACAGUGUCUGGUUUGAGGGAGAAUGCUGAGUACUUCUUCAGAGUGAGAGCUGAGAACCAGGCCGGAUUCAGUGAUGCUAAGGAAAUGGUCACUCCCGUUGUGGUCAAAGACCAGCUUGAAUCUCCUGAGAUGGACAUGAAGGACUUCCCCCACAACACAGUGUACGUUAGAGCCGGUUCCACCCUAAAGUGUGAGAUUCCUCUUACAGGCAAGCCUUUGCCUAAAGUCUCCCUGUCAAAGGACAACGUACCGCUUAAGUCCACAAUGAGGUUCAACUCUGAAGUCACCCCAGACAGCAUCAAGAUCACUUUGCGUGAGAGCAUUAUUGCAGACUCGGGACGCUAUGAUAUCACUGCUUCCAACUCCACUGGCACAACCAAGUCCUUCGUAAACUUUGUAGUUCUGGACCGCCCAAGUGUCCCAAUUGGACCUGUGGAGCUGUUUGAUGUCACAGAAGACAGCGUUAGCCUGAAUUGGCUUCCACCAUUAUAUGACGGUGGCAGCCCCAUCACAAACUACAUCAUCCAGAAGAGAGAGACAACCACAGCCAACUGGGUGGAUGUCUCUUCAGCUGUAGCCCGCUGCACAAUGAAGAUCAUGAAGCUCACCACUGGCCUGGAGUACCAGUUCAGAAUCAGGGCUGAGAACAGAUACGGAAUAAGUGAGCAACUUGACUCAACAGCUGUCGCUGUCAGCCUUCCUUACACUACUCCUGAUGCUCCAUCCACUCCUGAAGUCACUGCUGUCACCAGGGAAACCAUCACUGUAGCCUGGAAGGAGCCAAAGUCAGAUGGAGGAAGUCAUGUGUUUGGCUACCAUCUCCAGAUGAAAGACAGGAACAGCAUCCUUUGGCAAAGGGUCAACAAAAUGGUGAUCCGUGCAACACACUUCAAGGUCACCAGCAUCAACGCUGGGCUUAUUUACGAGUUCAAGGUGGCAGCAGAAAAUGCGGCUGGAAUCAGUGCGUUCAGCAAAGUGUCUGAUGCAGUGCUGGCUAUUGACGCCUGUGAGCCACCCAUCAACUUGCGCAUCAGUGACAUCACAAAGAACUCCAUUAGCCUGGCAUGGAAAAAGCCCAACUUCGAUGGUGGAUCCCCCAUUACAGGAUACAUGAUUGAGAAGAGAGAGAGGGUCAGCAGUGCCAAGUGGUCAAAGGCUAACCUCACCAAUGUCUCAGACCGCCGCUUCACUGUAACUGGCCUCACCCAGGAUGAAUCAUAUGAGUUUAGAGUCAUGGCAAGGAAUGCUGUUGGCUCAGUGAGCAACCCAUCCAUGACUGUUGGACCAGCCACAUGUGUAGACACCUAUGGUGCUCCAAAUAUUGAAAUUCCUCAAGAGUACCACACCGAGGUCAAGCACAAAGCUGGCUCUGAUGUGGAGCUCAAAUUCAAUAUCACAGCCAAACCCGCUCCUACCAUUGAGUGGUUUAAGGAUGGCAGAGAGCUCAAGCCUACAGCUCAGCAGUCCUUCAAACAUACAUUUGAGUCAACCAGUGUGUUCGUGAAGGACACAUGUCGUCUGAAUUCUGGAAUCUAUGAGGUCAAGGUGAAGAACUCCCUGGGAUCUGCAAGUGCCAUUGUCAGGCUGCUCAUUCAAGACAAGCCAGGCCCCCCUGCUGAUGACAUACAGUUUAAGAAGGUGACAGCUGACAACAUUACCAUCAUGUGGUCCCCGCCUGCUGAUGAGGGUGGCGCCAUGGUUACACAUUACAUUGUGGAGAAGAGGGAGACCAGCAGGGUCAUGUGGUCCAUUGUCUCAGAGAAACUGAUGGACUGCAUCGUUAAUGUGCCCAGACUCAUUCAGGGCAAUGAGUACAUUUUCAGAGUCCGUGGAGUUAACAAGUAUGGCAUUGGAGACCCACUGGAGUCUGAGCCUAUGAUCGCCAGGAAUGCAUUUGUUCCUCCCAGUGAGCCAUCAAAGCCUACAGUGACAAUGAUCACAAAGUCCACCAUGACAGUGAUCUGGGAAAGACCAGCAUUAGAUGGAGGCAGUGACAUUGAUGGCUACUACCUGGAGAAGAGGGAGAAGAGGAGUCUGCAGUGGUUCAAGGUGGUGAAGGGCACCAUCAGAGAUACCAGGCAGAAAGUCACCAGCCUGGUGGAGAAUAACGAGUACCAGUACAGAGUCUGUGCUGUCAACAAAGCCGGAGCAGGAAACUACUCUGAGGGCUCAGACCUCUUUAAGGCCUAUGACCCCAUUGAUCUGCCUGGUGAGCCAACCAAGCUGCGUGUUGUUGACUCCACAAAGACCUCAAUCACCCUAGGCUGGGAGAAGCCUGUGUAUGAUGGCGGCAGCGAAAUCACACACUACCUUUUGGAAUCAAUGAACACAGAAGACAAAGAAUGGGUGAUCACCAACCCACAGGUCAAGACCUGCGAGUAUGUGGUGCCCCACCUGAAACCUGGAACCUACUACUUCUUCAGAGUUUCUGCUGUUAACUGCAAGGGCAAAGGAGAAGACAUCAAAAUGUACCAGCCUGUGCAAGCCAAAGAUAUCCUAGAGGAAGCUGAUUUGGACUUGGACAUUCCAAUGACAACUCAGUACACAGCCAGGGCUGGCCGUGAUGUUGAAGUAUUUAUUCCCCUCAAGGGAAGACCUGCCCCCAAUGUCACAUGGCGCCGUGGCGAUCGCAACAUUGCUGGUGACAACCGCUACACCAUCAACAGCACUGAGAGAGCAACAACCCUCCUCAUUCCCAAAGUCACUCGUGAUGACUGCGGCAAGUACCUGCUGGAGAUUGAGAAUGGUGUUGGAGAGUCCAAGAUCAUCACUGUGUCCCUUAAGGUUCUAGACAGUCCAUCAACCUGCCAGAAACUAAUUGUCAAGAAUGUGACAAGAGGAAGGCUGACCCUCAGCUGGGAGGCUCCUCUCAUAGAGGGCGGUUCCCCUGUUUCUAAUUACAUUGUUGAGAAGAAAGCAUCAACCAUGAAGGCUUAUCAGGUGAUCACCAACGAGUGUGCCAACACAAGUUACAAGGUGUCUGGCCUGGAGGAGGAUGUGGCUUACUUCUUCCGUGUGUCAGCUGAAAAUGAGUUCGGCGUGGGUGACACUUGUGAAACCAGCGAGCCUGUGAGAGCAGCUGAAACUCCAGGGGCUGUUAAAGAAUUGGUUAUGUUGGACUCCACAAAGAACUCUGUCACCCUGCAGUGGACAAGACCCGACCAUGAUGGUGGAAGCUAUAUCACUGAGUACAUAAUUGAGAAGAGAACCAAGGAAGACCCCAACUGGGCUCUGGGUGCAUCAUGCAAGCGUUGCAGCUGCGAGGUCACAGGUCUCAAGGAAAAUGCUGUCAUGGACUUCAGGGUGUUUGCUAAAAAUGAGAAGGGCAGAAGUGACUUCUCUCAGGUUGGUCCAAUCACAGUGAUUGACUUUGUCAUUCCACCUGAGGCCAGCCUCACUGAUUACCCCAAUGGAGAGCUUGCUGUUCGUAUUGGUCAGAACAUCCACAUCGAGCUGCCCUUCAAGGGUAAACCAAAACCUGUAAUCAGCUGGCUAAAGGAUAACGUGCCACUGAAGGAGAGUGACAGGGUUCGUUUCAGGACCACAGACAACAAGACUUCUGUCACAGUCAGAGGAGCCAAGAAGGAGCAUGCCGGCCAGUACACCUUGGUUUUGGACAACAGAGUCAUCAAAAACUACUUUGACAUUAAUGUGACUACGCUUGGACCCCCCUCAGUGCCUGUUGGCCCUAUCCGCUUUGAUGAGGUCAAAGCUCAGAGCAUCAUCAUAUCCUGGGACGAGCCGAAGGAAGAUGGCGGUGGCGAAAUUUCCUGCUACAGUGUGGAGAAACGUGAGACAUCCCAGGCUAACUGGAAGAUGGUCUGCUCCAGUGUUGUCAGGGCCACUUACAAGAUUCCAAACCUGGUCAAGGGAACUCAGUACCAGUUCAGGGUCCGUGCAGAGAACAAGUAUGGCGUCAGUGAAGCACUCACUUCUCCUGAAGUUAUUGCCCAGCACCAAUACAAACCUCCAGGUCCUCCAGGGAAGCCAGUGGCUUUCAAUGUCACCAGUGAUGGUAUGACCAUCAAGUGGGAGGGUCCAGGCUUUGACGGAGGAUCACCAAUUUUGGGCUACCAUGUUGAGAGAAAGGACAGAAACAGCCUUCUGUGGCAGAAGGUGAAUUCCACCAUCAUCUCCAACAAAGAGUACAGAAUAAUUGGUCUCUUGGAGGGUCUGGAAUACUCCUUUAGAGUCUAUGCAGAGAACAAUGCAGGACUCAGCCCUGUUAGCGAACAGAGCAAACACGCACUUGCUAUAUCUCCUGUUGAUCCACCUGGCACCCCUGUCUGCAUUGAUGUGACCAGAGACUCAGUCACCCUGCAGUGGGAAAUCCCCAAGAAAGAUGGCGGAAGCAAAAUUGUGGCCUACAGUGUGGAGAGGCGCCAAGGCAGAGGAAAAUGGCUGCGCUGCAACUUCACUGAUGUCAGUGAGACCCAAUUCACUAUAACUGGACUGUACGCUGGAGACAGAUACGAAUUCAGAGUGAUUGCCAGGAAUGCUGUGGGUACAGUCAGUCCACCAUCUAAUACCUCUGGAUACAUUAUGACCAAGGAUGAGAGCAUUACUCCUGAAAUUGAGUGGGCUUCAGACCAGGUGCUCACCCUGAGGGCUGGAGAGCAUGUUAAGCUCGCCUGCAAAAUCACUGGGCGUCCUGUCCCCCAGGUUGUCUGGUACAAGGAUGGCAAAGAAAUUGACAAGAGGACCAUGAUUGAUAUUGAAAUCACCACCGGCAUUGGCACCAGCAGUGUCUUUGUCCGUGAUGCUGACAGGAACCACCGUGGCAUCUACACUGUGGAAGCCAAGAACAGCUCCGGUACCAGGAAGGCUGAUGUCAACGUCAGAGUACAAGAUACCCCUGGACCUGUUGAGGGUCCAAUCCGCUUCACUGGCAUCACCGCUGACAAGUGCACCGUGUGGUGGAACCCACCGGAGAACGAUGGCUGUGCUGCCAUCCUGCACUAUGUGGUGGAGAAGAGGGAGACAUCAAGACUCUCCUGGGCCUUGGUCACCUCCAAAUGCGAAGCCUGUUCUUACAAUGCCACAAACCUUAUCAAGGGCAAUGAGUACCAGUUUAGAAUCUCUGCUGUCAACAAGUUUGGUGUUGGCAAACCACUGGACUCUGAUCCUGUCAUUGCACAGAUGCAGUACACUAUACCCGAUGCCCCUGGUACCCCAGAUGCCUCUCAUGUCACAGGAAACAGCAUCACCUUGGGCUGGACCAGGCCAAGGACAGACGGAGGUAAUGAAAUCAAACAUUACAUCCUUGAAAGGAGAGAAAAGAAGAGUCUGCGCUGGCUGAAGGUAUCCUCCAAGCGGCCCAUCACAGAGCUGAGACACCGUGUCACCAACCUCACGGAGGGCAACGAGUAUGAGUUCCGUGUCAUGGCUGAAAAUGGCGCCGGCAUCGGACCAGCCAGCAGUACCUCCAGGCUCUUUAAGUGCAGGGAGCCAACCAGUACUCCCAGUGCUCCCACAGUAAUCAAGGUCAUUGACUCCACCAAGUCCUCGAUCACCCUGGAAUGGACCAAGCCAGUCUUUGACGGCGGCAUGGAAAUCAUCGGUUAUAAUAUUGACAUGUGCAAGGCCAGUCUAGAAGAGUGGCACAGAGUCAACAAGCAGACUUGCAUCCACACCAGGUACACAGCCAAGGGCCUGGUUGCUGGAGAGCUGUACAAGUUCAGAGUCAGUGCUGUGAAUGGAUCUGGAGAGGGUGAAUCCUCAAUGAUGCCUAACGCUGUUCAGGCCCUUGAUAGACUUACAUCUCCUGAGAUCGACAUUGAUGCCAACUUCAAGCAGACUCACAUUGUGAAAAAUGGCGGGUCAGUCACACUCUCCAUUGCCUUCCGUGGCAAACCAGCUCCUCUUGCUACCUGGUCCAAGGUAGACAGUGAGCUGCCAGUCAUGGCAGACAUCAACACAACAGAUUGCUGCUCCACUCUGACCAUUGAGGGCUGCACAAGGUACGAGGCUGGCAAAUACACCCUGUCUCUGGAGAAUAACUGUGGACGCAAGUCCAUCACAUUCACUGUCAAAGUGCUGGACACACCUGGGCCCCCAGGAGCCAUCACCUUUAAAGACGUUACCCGCGGAGCCAUGACAGUUAUGUGGGAUGCCCCCACAACUGAUGGUGGAGCUCGUGUCCACCACUACAUUGUGGACAGGCGUGAAGCCAGCCGCCUGGCCUGGCAAGAAGUCAGCACCAAGUGCUCUCGACAGAUGUUCAGGGUAGUUGGUCUUGAUAUUGGUGUACCUUAUCUCUUCAGGGUGAUUGCUGUUAACCAGUAUGGCCAGGGAGAACCUCACGAGAUGUCAGAGCCUGUUACUGCUACAGAAGAACCUGCACCACCCAAGAGAGUGGAUGUUGUUGACACCAGCAGUUCAACAGCCUCCCUGGUGUGGCUGAAGCCUGAGCAUGAUGGAGGUAGCCGCGUUAGAGGCUAUAUCGUUGAAUUAAGAGCCAAAGGCACCGACCGCUGGAUUGUUGGUGGAGAGACUAAGUCUCUGAAGAUGCUGGUGGAGGGUCUGAUCGAGAAUACUGAGUAUGACUUUAGAGUCAAGGCAAAGAAUGAUGCUGGAAUCAGUGAGCCCCAAGGCACCUUGAGCUCUGUAGUCAUCAAAGAGCCUCGUAUUGAACCAACUGCUGACCUCAGCGGCAUCACUAACCAGCUCAUCACCUGCAAAAUCUCCAACACCUUCACUAUCGAUAUCCCCAUCAGUGGCAGGCCCGCACCCAAGGUAACCUGGAAGCUGGAGGAGAUGAAGUUGAAGGAGACCGACAGAGUCUGCAUUAGAACCACCAAGGAGACAACCACUCUGAUCGUCAGAGACAGCAAGAGAAGUGACAGCGGCAAGUACUACCUGGUCUUGGAGAAUUCUGCCGGUGUGAAGACGUUCACAGUGACGGUACUUAUUGUUGGCAGACCAAGUCCACCCACAGGCCCUGUCGUAAUCUCUGGGGUCUCCUCAGAGUCUUGCAGUCUGGCCUGGUCUGAGCCAGCUGAUGAUGGUGGCUCGGAAAUCUCCAACUAUAUUGUUGAAAAACGGGAGUCUGGCUCUGCAUCCUGGCAAGUGGUCAACUCCAGUGUCCAGAGAACCACCAUUAAAGUUACUCAUCUCACCAAGUACAUGGAGUACACUUUCAGAGUGUGUGCUGAGAACAAGUUUGGAGUCAGCAAGUCUACUGAGUCUGCUCCUGUUGUCAUUGAGCAUCCAUUUAUUCCUCCAAGUCCUCCAAGUCGUCCAGAUGUGGUGUCUGUGUCCGCCAAUGUCAUCAACAUCAAAUGGGAUGUUCCAUAUGCCGAUGGUGGCAGCCAGGUGUCAGGCUACUGGAUUGAGAAGAAGGAGAGGAACACCAUCUUGUGGGUGAGAGAGAACAAGCUGCCCUGCCUGGAGUGCCACUACAAGGUCUCCAACCUGAUUGAGGGCCUGGAGUACCAGUUCAGGGCGUAUGCCAUGAACAUCGCCGGACUCAGCAAGGCCAGCGAGGCCUCCAGACCUGUGAUCGCACUCAAUCCUGUUGAUCCUCCUGGUAAACCUGAGGUCACUGACAUCUCACGCUCCUCCGUGUCAUUGUGCUGGACCGUGCCCUUCAAUGAUGGCGGCAGCAAGAUUGUUGGUUAUGUGGUGGAGAGGAAAGUCUACAGCACAGACGAGUGGGACGACAACCGCUGGCUCAAGUGCAACUACACCACCAUCACCGAGAACUACUUCACUGUCAUCAACCUUGUAGAGGGAGAGACCUUGGAGUACCGCGUCAUCGCCAAGAAUGCUGCCGGCGUCCACAGUGUGCCCUCUGAGUCCACUGGACCCGUCACUUGCAAGGACGAAUACUCUCCUCCUAAGGCUGAGCUGGACAGCAAGCUGAUCGGUGAGACCGUCACCGUCAUGGCUGGCUCCGACCUGGUCCUGGAUGGUGCUGUGGGUGGUAAACCAGAGCCCACAGUAUACUGGGCAAAGGGUGACAAGAUCCUUGAGCUUGGAGAGAAAUACUCUCUGACGUACACCUCCACCAGAGCCAUGGCUGUCAUCAAGAGCUGUGACAGAUACGACACAGGCAGAUACAUCCUGACUGUCAAGAACGCCAGCGGAAUCAAGACUGCUUCCGUCAGCGUCAAAGUCCUUGACACUCCUGGAGCUCCAGCUGAUAAACUUGUGAUCAGCAGAGUGACAGAGGAGAAGUGUACAGUUUCCUGGAAGAUCCCUCUGGAGGAUGGUGGAGACUUAGUCACCCACUACAUCGUGGAGCGUCGUGAGACCAGCAGACUGAACUGGGUCAUCAUGGAGCCCGAGUGCAAGACACUCUCAUGUGUCAGCUCCAGGCUGAUCAAGAACAAUGAGUACGUCUUCAGGGUCAGAGGCGUCAACAAGUACGGGCCCGGAGUUCCUCUGGAGUCUGAGCCUAUCAUCGCCAGGAACGCCUACACCAUACCAUCCUCGCCAGGCACACCAGAGGUCACAGCGGUGGGUAAGGAGCACGUCAUCAUCGAGUGGCUGAAGCCAGAGAGCGAUGGAGGCAGUGAGAUCAAAACCUACCUGGUGGACAAGCGUGAGCAGAGCAGCACCAGGUGGACUCGCGUGAAUAAGAAUUACACCAUCUAUGACACUCGUCUGAAGAUCUCCGGACUGCUGGAAGGAAGCGAGUACCAGUUCAGGGUGACCGCUGUCAAUGCUGCUGGAGACAGCCAGCCAAGUGACGCAUCCUCGUACAUCCUCUGCAAAGACCCCACAUACACCCCAGCUCCUCCAUCAAUGCCUCGCAUCACAGAUACAACCAAGCACAGCAUCAGCAUGACCUGGACCAGGCCCAUGUACGACGGUGGCUCAGAUGUCACUGGCUAUGUCGUGGAGAUCCUUGAGGAGGGCAUUGAGCAGUGGUACCGCGCCACUGCCAAGGCUCUGAAGACCAAUGAGUACGUGGCAGCUGGCCUGGCAGCCAAUAAGAAGUACAGGUUCAGAGUCGCUGCCAUCAACAGCAAGGGCACAGGAGAGUUCAGUGACCCCAGCGCUGAGGUUGAACCUCUGGAGAGAAUUGAAAUGCCUGACCUGGAGCUGGCGGAAGACCUGAAGAAAACAGUGUGUCUGCGUGCCGGAGGAACUCUGCGUCUGGUUGUGUUUGUCAAUGGCAGGCCGACACCUGUGGUGGCCUGGAGGAAAACGGGUGUGGAGCUGCAGACCCGCGGCUUCAUCGAAACCACCGAAAGCUACACAUCCCUGAUGGUGGAAAAGGUCAACCGCUAUGACUCUGGAAAAUACGUAGUGGAGGCAGAGAACCCAUCUGGCAAGAAGACUGCCAUCAUCUUGGUUAAAGUUUACGACACUCCUGGUCCUCCAAGUUCUGUGAAGGUGAAGGACUACACCAAGGAGUCUGUAGUGAUCACUUGGGAUGUCCCAAGCAUCGACGGUGGCGCUCAUGUCAGCAACUACAUUGUAGAGAAACGUGAUGCCAACAUGAAGUCAUAUAAGACAGUCACCACAGAGUGUAGGAAGACCCUGUUCAGGAUCACUGGUCUGGAGGAGGGUCAGUUCUACUUCUUCAGAGUCCUGCCAGAGAACAUCUACGGCGUUGGCGAGCCCUGUGAGACCUCCGAGGCUGUGCUGGUGUGUGAUGUGCCAUCUGUGCCUCAGAACCUCCAAGUCUCAGACGUCACCAAGUCGACUGUCACGCUGCGCUGGGAAAGGCCGCACCACGAUGGUGCCAGCAGACUGACGGGCUACAUCAUCGAGGCCUGCAAAGUUGGCUCAGACAGGUGGAGCACUGUUGCCACAGUCAAGGCCUCAGUGUCCCAACACACCAUCCAGUCCCUGAUGGAGAACGAUCAGUAUCUCUUCAGAAUCAGAGCCACCAACAGCAGGGGAGCCAGUGAGCCCAUGGACACCGUCACCCCAGUCACCAUCCAGGACAUUAAGAUUAAGCCUUCUAUCGACAUGACAAGCAUUCCUCAGAAGAUCGUCCAUGUGCCCCGUGGAAAACCCAUCGACCUCAACAUCCCCAUCAAGGCCAAACCUCAGGCUGUCUGCUCCUGGUUCUUCAAUGGCAACCAACUGAAGGACAGCCUUGAUCGCAUCAAGAUUGAAAGCAAUGGCAAAUACACACACCUUGUCAUCCGCGAGACCACCAUCAACGACACCGGAAACUAUUCACUGCAGGUGAAGAACGCCAUCAGCAUGGCAACUGAAGUCAUCAAAGUCAUCAUCCUUGACAAACCCGGAAUCCCAGUUGGUCCAGUAAAGAUCGAGGAGAAUGACGGUGUGUCAGUGGCCAUCAGCUGGGAACCUCCAGAGAAGGAUGGUGGUGCCAACAUCAGUGGCUAUGUAGUGGAGCAACGUGACGCCCACCGGCCAGGCUGGAUCACCAUCUCGGAGUCGGUGACGCGACCUUGCUUCAAAUUCACCAGACUCAGCGAGGGAACAGAGUAUGUGUUCCGUGUUGCUGCCAUGAACCGCUUUGGUGUCGGUGGCUUCCUUCAGUCUGAGGUGGUCGAGUGCAAGAGCGCCAAGACCAUCCCUGGACCUCCAAGCACACCAGAGGUGCUUGAUGUCACACACGAGGGCAUGACUCUGACUUGGCAUGCACCCGAGGACAACGGUGGCUCCACCAUCGCAGGCUAUAUCAUUGAGCGUAAGGAGGCCCGUUCUGACAGGUGGAUGAAAAUCAGCAAGAACCCUGUCACAAUGACCCGAUACCGCUCCUCUGGCCUGAUUGAGGGCCUGGAGUAUGAGCAUCGUAUCACAGCCAUCAACUCCAGAGGAGCUGGCAAACCCAGCGAGAGCUCCGCCAUCACUGUGGCCAUGGAUCCCAUCGAACCUCCAGGUCCUCCAGUUCAGCCCAGAGUCACAGACAGCACUAGGACUUCUGUGUCUCUGGCCUGGCUGCCACCUGAAGAGGAGGGCGGCUCUGUCGUUACUGGGUACUUCAUUGAGAUGCAGAAGGUGGACCAGGUGGAAUGGACCUUGUGCAACACCACUCCCACCAAGAUGUGCGAGUACAUCCUUACCCACAUGCCCCAGGGCGCAGAGUACAAGUUCAGAGUUAUCGCCUGCAACGCUGGUGGUGCUGGAGAGCCUGCUGAGAUUUCUGGAGUGGUCAAAGUCCAGGAAAUGCUCGACUACCCCGACCUCGAGCUCGAUCAAAUAUACGAGGAGGGCUAUGUGGUGCGGCAGGGCGGAGUCAUCCGGCUGUCUGUGCCCAUUAAGGGUAAACCCAUCCCUAUAUGCAAGUGGACUAAGGAUGGCCGUGACAUCUCUCACCGGGCCAUGAUUGCUACCCAUGAUGACAUCACUGAACUGGUCAUUAAAGAAGCACACAAAGAGGAUACCGGUACCUACGACCUUCUGCUUGAGAACAAAUGCGGCAGGAAAGCCGUGUACAUCAAGGUGAAGGUGAUCGGUCGUCCAGACACUCCAGAAGGACCCCUCGAGUUUGACGACAUCCAGGCCAGAUCAGUCCGUGUCAGCUGGAGGCCACCAUCAGAUGAUGGCGGCUCCGACAUCCUGGGAUACAUUGUGGAAAGGCGUGAGGUCCCCAAGGCUGCCUGGUGUACGGUAGAUUCCAGGGUAGCCGAGACCUCACUCAUAGUGAAGGGCCUGAAGGAGAAUGUGCAGUACCACUUCAAGAUUUCUGCUGAGAACCAGUUCGGAGUCAGCAGAUCUCUCAAGUCUGACGGGCCUGUUAUGCCAAAGACACCACUCUGCCCACCAGAACCUCCAAGCAACCCACCAGAGAUCAUGGACGUGUCCAAGUCUAUGGUGUCCCUGUCCUGGGCCCGGCCCCGGGAUGAUGGAGGCUCCCGCAUCACAGGAUACUACGUGGAAAGGAGGGAGGUGUCCACAGAGAAAUGGGUCCGCCACAACAAGACCCACAUCACCACCACCAUGUACAACGUCACCGGUCUCAUCCCCGAUGCAGAGUACAUGUUUAGAGUGGUGGCUCAGAAUGACAUCGGACAGAGCGAGUCUGGUCCUGCUUCUGAGUCUGUGGUCUGCAAAGAUCCAUUUGACAAACCCAGCCAACCAGGAGAGAUUGACAUCAUCUCCAUCACCAAAGACAGCAUCACCAUCCACUGGCUCAGGCCUGAACACGAUGGUGGGAAGGAGAUUUUGGGCUACUGGAUUGAGUUCAGGCAGGCUGGAGAAAGUGCCUGGAAGAAAUGCAACAAGGAGCGCUCCAAAGAUCGUCAGUUCACCAUGGGUGGCUUGAUGGAGGCCACAGAGUACGAGUUCAGAAUCUUUGCAGAGAAUGAGACUGGAUUCAGCCGGCCACGCCGUACGCCUAUGGGCAUCAAGACCAAACUGAGUGUUGGUGAGGCUCCAGCUUUGAAGGAGGAGGUUCAAGAUGUUACUACAAAGCUUGGCGAGUCCGGCACUCUGACCUGUGGCAUCAUUGGCAGACCUUUGCCUGAGAUCAAAUGGUACCGCUACGGCAAGGAACUGAUCCAGAGCCGCAAGUACAAGAUGAGCUCAGAUGGCCGUAACCACUCACUUAGCAUUCUGACCGAUGAACAGGAAGAUGAAGGCAUGUACACCUGCAGAGCCAUGAAUGAAGCCGGGGAGGUUGAAACUAGUGGCAAACUGCGCCUGCAAGCUGCACCCCAGUUCCAUCCUGGUUUCCCUCUUAAGGAGAAGUACUAUGCUGGGGCAGGUACCAGCCUCCGCCUUCAUGUUGUUUACAUUGGACGCCCGAUCCCUCAGAUCAUGUGGUUCUAUGGAAAGAAGCCUCUGAACGCCUCAGAGAAUGUGAUCAUUGAAAACACGGAAAGCUACACACACCUUGUUGUAAGGAACGUCCAGAGGAAGACCAACGCCGGCCGUUACAAAGUGCAGCUCAGCAAUGGAUUUGGAACCGUUGACACCAGCCUGCGUGUUGAAAUCCAAGAUAAACCAUGCAUACCUGAGGGUCCUGUGGUCGUUGAUGCUCUGCUGAAGAGCUCAAUGAUAAUCAGCUGGAAAGCUCCGAAGGAUGACGGAGGCUCCAUGAUCACCAACUAUAUCGUGGAGAAGCGGGAGGCCAAAGAAGGCGAGCAAUGGGUCCUUGUGUCCUCCUCUGUUUCUGGCAUCACGUGUCGUGUCCCCAACCUGAUCGAGAAUGCUGGCUACUACUUCAGAGUCUCCGCCCAGAACCAGUAUGGGGUCAGCGAGUCUCUUGAGAUCCCAUCAGUGGUCAUUGUCAAGAGUCCAUUCGAAAAACCUGGCAUCCCACAGCAGCCCUUCAUCAUCAGCUCCACCAAGAACUCCUGCGUUGUCUGCUGGAAGCCUCCGAGCAGCGAUGGCGGAGCUAAAAUCACCAGCUACUACCUGGAGAAACGUGAGAAGAAGCAGAACAAGUGGAUGUCAGUAUCCAGCAAGAAGUUCGUGGAGACCAACUACGAGGUCAAAGGCCUGCUCGAGGGCUUUGAGUACGAGUUCCGUGUGAAAUGUGAAAACAUGGGUGGUGAGAGCGAAUGGAGUGAGAUAUCUGCGCCCAUCAUCCCCAAGUCAGACCAGGCUCCUCGUGCUCCUGCAUUCAGGGAGGAGAUCAGGGACAUGACCGUCAAGUACCAAGCAAACGCCACAUUUGUCACAAAGGUGGUGGGGUAUCCCUUGCCUGUAGUGAAAUGGUAUCGCAGUGGAAAGGAGAUCCUGGCAGAUGGAACCAAGAUCAAAGCCCUGGAGUUCAAGGGGGGUUACUAUCAGCUGGUCAUCACUACCGCUGAUGAGACUGAUGCCACCGUUUACCAAGUCAGAGCAACUAACUCCACAGGAUCCAUCUCUGCAACAGCCAACCUGGAAGUGGAAGUUCCUGCCAAGAUCCACCUGCCCAAAGAACUUCAGGGAAUGGGAGCAGUCCAAGCUGUCCGUGGUGAUCACAUCACCAUCAAGAUCCCAAUCACUGGCAAACCUGAGCCAGCUGUCACUUGGCAGAAGGGCCAGGAGAUCCUGUCAAACUCUGCUUAUCACCAAGUCAUAACCACCAGAUCUUUCACCUCGCUGGUCUUCCAGAAGGGAGUACAGAGGAAGGAUACUGGCUAUUACAUCAUUAAUGCAAAGAACAGAUUUGGAGCUGACAAGCAGACUAUCGAGGUGAAUGUGGCUGACAUACCUGACGCUCCAAAGGCACUUGUUGUCAGCGACAUUUCUCGGGACUCGAUCACCUUGACCUGGGAGCCACCUGCUAACGAUGGUGGAAGUGACAUCAUUAACUACGUGGUGGAGAAGCUUCCUACCAGUGGUGAUAGAUGGAUCCGCACAGGACAGUCAGCUGACUGCAGCAUCACCAUCAUUAACAUAUUCGGAAAGACCAAGUACCAGUUCCGUGUCCUCGCUGAAAACCAGUUCGGCCUAAGUGCUCCUUCUCAGCCAACUGAGCCCAUUACAACCAAGGAAGACAAAUCUGUGAUCAGGAACUAUGACGAGGAGGUUGACGAAACCAGAGAGAUUACUAAGGAGGAGGCUCUGUUCUACAAGGUGAAGGAGCUGUCUUCCAAGUACACCAUCUCUGAGGAACUUGCUCGCUGCCAGUUUGGAGCUGUUUAUCGCUGUGUCGAGAUUGCCACAAAGAAGACCUUUAUGGCCAAAUUUAUCAAAGUCAAAGGUACUGACCGUGAGUUGGUUCUCAGGGAAAUUGAAGCCCUGAAUAUGGCAAGACAUAUGAAUAUCAUUUACCUUUAUGAAUACUUUGAGAGCAUGGAAGAGAUCAUUCUGAUCUUUGAAUUCGUCUCUGGAGUUGACAUCUUUGAACGCCUUGGUACCAGCAACUUUGAGCUCUCAGAGCAGGAAAUUGUCCGCUACUUAAGACAAGUCUGCUCGGCUCUCAAAUUCAUGCAUAGCCAUAACUUUGGCCACUUUGAGAUCCGCCCAGAUAACAUUGUCUAUACAACAAGAAGAAGCAGUAACAUAAAGAUAAUCGAGAUGGGCCAGUCAAGGCUGAUGGUUCCAGGAGAAAACAUCAGAAUGAUGUUCUCAGCUCCAGAGUACUGUGCCCCUGAGGUGCAUCGCCACGACCAGGUCACAACAGCCACUGAUAUGUGGUCUGUUGGUGUUAUGGCCUACGUUUUGCUCGGUGGCCUUAAUCCAUUUGCAGCAGAGUCAGUGACAAAGAUGAUUGAGAACAUCUCCAACUGUGAGUACAUAUUUGACAGAGAAGCAUUUAAGGACAUCAGCAUGGAGGCUAUGGACUUUGUGGACAGACUUCUGGUCAAGGACAGGAAGCUCCGUAUGACUGCCCAAGAGGCUCUGGAUCACCCAUGGCUCAAGAUGAAGAUUGAGCUAGUCAGCUCUAAGGCAAUUAGGACACUCAGGCAUAGAAGAUACUACCAAAGUCUGGUAAAGAAGACAGACACGAUUGUAUCAGCAGCUCGUGUUGCCUUUGGUGGUGCCUUCAAAAACCAGAGAGGACUGGCUGUUGGUAGAGUCAAGAUUGGAACCGAGUAUCGUGGCCUCCGUGCUGGUCCUGUCAUGCAUGGCUCAGCUGAGGAAGGUGGCCAUGUGAGAUUCACUUGCAGCAUUGUAGACUAUGACAAGAGUACUCAGGUGUCUUGGUACUUUGGUAACCGUCAACUACACCAAAGCACCAAGUAUGAAAUUACCUUCAGUAAUGGCUUUGCCAGCAUCUAUGUAAAAGACAUCGAAGAGAGCGAUGACGGAGUGUACAGAUGCAAGGUGGUGAGUGAUGAUGGCGAGGACAGUGCAUAUGGAGAGCUCUUUGUUGAAUCAGUUAGGAGCAUCAGAGAGCACUACAUCAGCCGAUCCAUCAAGAAACUUAGGAGGAGAGUCGACAAGACUAAAAUCCUGCAGAGACCGCCAGAGUUCACUCUGCCUCUCUACAACCGCACAGCCUACAUUGGCGAAGAUGUGCGUUUUGGUGUCACUAUUACUGUACACCCUGAGCCCCAUGUGACCUGGCUUAAGAAUGGAGAGAAGAUUAAGCCAGGGAAGGAUGAGCACAAGUAUACAUUCACCACUGAUAAGGGUCUGUACCAGCUGAUGAUCCACAGCCUGGACCUGAAUGAUGAUGCUGAAUACACUGUCAUGGCCAACAACAAGUUUGGAGAAGACAGCUGCAAGGCCCGGCUCACUGUGGUACCUCAUCCUGUGACGGAGGAAACUAUGAGACCCAUGUUCAAACGUCUGCUGGCCAAUGUUGAGUGUGUUGAAGGACAUAGUGUACGCUUUGAACUUAGAGUCUCUGGAAUCCCAACUCCUGCACUGAAAUGGGAGAAGGACGGUCAACCUCUGCAGUUUGGUUACAAGGUCAUUGUGAUAGAGGAAGAUAUUGACUUAUAUGUCCUGCAUAUCAGAGAGACUCUCCUUGAAGACUCUGGCUUGUACAAAGUUACUGCAACUAAUUAUGCUGGCUCUGCAAGCUGCCAGGCUACACUGAAGGUGGACCGUCUUACCUACACCAGGAGAGAGUACAAGAGUGAGGAGGAAAAAUACAGACAUGUACAAAAACAAAUUGAAAAGACUAACAAGAUGGCUAUGCAAAUUGUUGCCACCGAAGAGGUCACAGCUUUCAACCCCACCGCCCAGGAAGCUCUUAAAUUUGCUGCAGAGAUGUACAAGCCUGCAGUGAGCACCAAGAAUGUUGAGGGUGAGUUCGACAUCAGAGAGGAGAAGUCAGAGACCAAGAAGCUGGAGGAGGAAAGGAGAAUCUUCAUGCCAUAUGAGAUCCCUGAGCCCCAGGUUCAUGAUCCCAGAGUUCUGGAUGAAGACAAGGCUAUCAAGCAGUUUGUGCCUCUUUCUGACAUGAAGUGGUACAGAAAAAUAAGAGACCAGUACGAGGUCCCAGAAAGGAUGGAGAGGAUUGUGCAGAAGAGGCAGAGACGAAUUCGCCUCUCCAGAUGGGAGCAGUUCUAUGUCAUGCCCCUGCCAAGAAUCACCGACCAGUACAGGCCAAGAUGGCGUAUUCCAAAACUCAGUCUGGAUGAUCUGGAGACUGUCAGGCCUGCCCGCCGCUCUCCCUCUCCUGAAUCUGAAGUCUCCUUCAGGUCCAGGAGGAGGUCUCUGGGAGACCUCAGUGAUGAGGAUAUGAUGAUGCCUGUGGAAGAUUACCUUUCAAUGAAGAGAACAGAAGAGGAGGAAAUGAUGCUAGAAGAUGAGCUUGAGCUUGGCUUCUCUGCCUCUCCUGCAGGCAGCCCUGUCCGCAUGCAGCGGCGUGCCAUGGCACGUGAAGAGAGGAGGAUGGAGGUCAGGCAAGAGGCUGUUGAGGUGACUGAAACAAAGAAGAAACGUACUAUUUCUCAGUACAUGAGAAGGAGAAGGUCUCUGUCUCCCACAUACAUUGAGCUAAUGCGUCCAGUUUCUGAGCUGAUCAGACCACUGCGCCCCAGACCUGUUGAGGUAGAGGGUGAGGUUGUGGUGAGAAGGUCCCCUACACCUGAGAGGACCCGCCCCCGCUCUCCCAGCCCAAUCAGGUCAGUUGAGAGGUCAUCCCGGUCCUCCUCCAGGUUUGAGCGGUCUGCCCGCUUUGACAUCAUGUCCCGCUACGAGGCCCGAAAGGCUGCUCUGAAGUCUGAGAGGAAAUACGAGGUGGUUAGCCAGACUCCUUUCAGUCUGGACCAUAUUCCACGUGUGACCGUCAGGAUGCGCUCACACCGUGUACCCAUUGGCCAGGACACCAAGUUCACUCUGAACAUCCAAUCUAAGCCAGAGGCUGAAGUCAUGUGGUUCCACAACGGAGCUGCUAUUUCUGAAAGCAGUGAGAAAUACAUCUUUGCCAAUAUGAGCGGUGUCCUUUCCAUCACCAUUCUGGAAUGCCAGGAAGAGGACAGUGGAACAUACCGCUGUGUGUGCUCCAACUCCAAGGGAGAAUCUUCCGACUAUGCCACCCUUGACGUGUCAGGUGGGGGUUACACCACCUUCUCCUCUCGCCGUAGGGAUGAUGAAGCUCCAAAACCUCGCGUUCCUGAAAUCAACAAGAUUGACCACUACCACACAACCCACUUCAAAGCUGGCUAUGCCUCUGAAACUCACUUAAAGGUAGAAGAGAGCAAAUCUAAGCUAACUGAGACACAUGAAGUUGUUACACGUGAGAGAUAUGCUGCCUCCUCUGCUGAGAGGUACUCCUCUGCUGAGAGGUACUCUUCUGCUGAGAGGUUCUCCUCUGCUGAAAGGUAUGACUCAUCCAUCAGGUUUGCCUCUGCUGACUACCUAUCAUCUGGUUCCUCCUACUCAUCUGACAAAUUUUCCUUGACUGGGAAACACACCACAUCAGAAGCUAAACUGAAGUCAUCUGCUGCUGCUGUUACGGAGGAGGCUGUUGUCACAAAGGUGAAGCCGUCUCUUCCUGCAAGAAUGCUAACCAAGCCCCAGUCUUUGACGGUUGCUGAGGGAGAGACAGCCAAAUUCUCCUGUGAUAUUGACGGGGAGCCUGCACCAACUGUAACAUGGAUGCACGAGACCAGAACCGUUGUCACAUCUCACCGCAUCCAGGUCACCACCACUCAGUACAAGUCCAGCUUUGAGAUCUCCUCUGUGACAAUCUCAGAUGAAGGCAGCUACACUGUUGUGGUGGAGAACUCAGCGGGCAGACAAGAGGCUCACUUCAGCUUGACCAUCCGCAGACCUGCUCCUAAAGAGGAAGUCAAGGCUGUCAAAUCCCCUGAACCAUCUAUAAAGUCACCCACUCCAAGUGUUAAAUCACCAGAACCUUCAGUAACAUCACCUUCUCCCUCUGCAACCUCUCCUAUCCCCAGUGUCAAGUCCCCCACUCCCAGUGUGAAGUCACCAACACCAGGUGUGAAAUCCCCUACACCAAGUGUGAAGUCUCCUGAACCAGAGGGAAUUAAAUCUCCAAGGAGUGUCAAGUCACCUGAGCCUGCUGCACCCUCUCCAGCACCUGGCAUAAAGUCACCAGCUCCAAGUGUUAAAUCUCCUGAACCUGAAGGAGUGAAGUCACCCCAAGGCAUAAAAUCUCCUGAGCCCAGACUGAAGUCCCCACUUCAAAAGUCUCCAGAGAGAGUGAAGUCACCUGAAACAGAGGAAGUGAAAUCCCCUCGAGGAGUCAAAUCUCCAGAACCCGCUGGAAUCAGAUCACCAAGAGGCCUCAAGUCCCCAGAACCCGCUGGAAUCAAAUCCCUGAGAGGCAUCAAGUCCCCAGAGCCUCCCGGCAUCAAAUCACCAAGAGCACUGAAAUCCCCUGAACCUGAGGGGAUCAAAUCACCUCUCAGGAUGAAAUCACCUCCUCCCAUCAUGUCCCCCAAGAGAGUUGUGUCUCCACCCACUGUAAAAUCCCCAAUUCCAAAACCUCCCAAGGUUCUUAGUCAGCUCAAAGCUGAGGCCUUUGAGGAGUCAGUGAAGAUGUGCUGCAUCUGCGAGAGCAGUGUCAGGGAGGUGGUGUGGUACGUCAACGGGAGGAGGCUUUCACAGAGCAGUCGCUUUGAGAUGCAGUACUCUGAAGGCUCCUGCAGCCUUCUUAUCCACGAUUUAGCAGACAGCGAUCAGGGAGAGUACAUCUGUGAGAUGACGUCUGAAGGAGGUGUUUCCAAAUCCUCCUUCUCCUUCACUGGACAGACGUUCCAGUCCAUACGAAUGAAGGUCACAGCUCACCGUGAGCAGCAGCUGGCACUUAGAGGGUCCAUGAUGAUGAGUCACAAGGAGGCUUCAUCGUCCAUGAGCUCAUCCAUGAUGAUGAAGAAAGAAAUGCACACAAUGGAGGAGUCCUCUGCUUUCUCAUCCUCCAGCCAGCAGGCCCUGAUGUCAUCCAUGAUGGAGUCUAGCUCCUUCAGCAGCAUGGCAGCUGAGAUGAAGUUUGAGACCAUGUCCAUGUCCAGCAUGUCAUCAAUGGCAUCUGAGUCAUACGCCAUGAGCUCCAGCAGCAUGACGGAGAUGGCCUCUCACAUGGAGGGAUCCACGUUCAGACCAAUUGGGUGUGCUCCCAGGAUCGAGGCACUGCCAGAAGACAUCAGCAUUGAGCCUGGUAAAGUCCUUACAGUUGCCUGCGCAUUCUCUGGUGAUGCCAAACACAUCGAAUGGUCACGAAGCGGGAGAACCAUCGAGGUGAUUGCUGGUGGACGCUUCCACAUCGAGACCUCAGAGGACCUAACCACUCUCAUCAUCACCGGAGUGAGGGAGGAAGAUGCUGGAACCUACACCCUCAAACUGUCCAACGAGCUUGGAUCCGACACAGCGACUGUUCACAUAAGCAUUCGAUCAGCGUAAAAAGAAAACAAAAAAAACAACUAAUCUUUCAAUCUUCCCCUUUUCCCUACUUCCGUGCCUUUUUAUUUAUUGAUUAAGCAAAAUAAUCUACUUGAUAAAGAUCUGGAUUUCUGUUCUUGUAAAUAUAAACUAUUUUUGUACCAAACUUGACAUUAAUUUAUGCCAAACUAGACUCAAGUCUAAAGUUGUUAUAAGAUGUGCCAUAUUGGAUAAAUAUGACUUAGGAUUUUUGAUCCAUUUUUCUGUGACAUGUACAUAAUGUAUAUAGCCGAAUUGAACGGUUAUGGAAAUGUAUGCAUUGUUAUUUAUGACAAUAAUAUUAACUGAAACAAAAUGAAACUAAAUGUGGUUUAACAGGAGAAAGUUUCAAAAGGAACGAAUACCCUGUUAAACUGAGAAACUAAACUCUGUGCCUCAACGAUAAGUUGAAGUCUUAAGAUUGCCUCAACAGGUAGAGAGGCUCCCUGUUGAUGUUAACUCAAUUCGAGACGGAAAUAUGAACGCACUGCUGUAGAUGAAGAGCAGUGUUGUUGUAUUAGAACAAGAGUGUGAGAUCUUGAGUGCUGUUUGCAUAUACCCUCAUGUAAGCAGGACAACUGGACCUCGUGCUCUGACUGAAUAUGUCAUCCAGCCAUUUCAAUGACAUGCUCACAGUGCGAGCGGCCUGCACUCCCUGAGCACGUGUUUUUUUUUUUGUUUUGUGCUCUUCUUCUGGCAAACGACCACUCGAUAGGACUCUUGGGUAGUACCAUCAACCUGGCCAAUCACGAUAAUAAAAGUCCGUCGGGUGCUCGUUUGCAGAGGCAGAGCUGGCUCCUGGAGGUCUGCAGUGUGUGUGUGUGUGUGUGUGUGAGAUAGUUUUUAGGAGUUCAGUCGAGCUGAGCGUCGCCAUUUGGCCAACACCACCGCUGCUGCUUUCAACGAGGACAGAGAGAAGUCCUGCCGGCGCUCAGCACUUUGAUUUGAUUGAAGUUAGACUUGUAGCGUUGAUUAUUUUCGCAGCCUCCUCGAGUUUUUCUCCAAUUAUUGAUUUAAUAAAGCAUGAUUAUCAGCACUACA
Molecule: messenger RNA, 92080 nt
Organism: Notolabrus celidotus (New Zealand spotty)
Lineage: Eukaryota; Metazoa; Chordata; Actinopteri; Labriformes; Labridae
Gene: ttn.2
Product: titin, tandem duplicate 2
Biological process (GO): DNA metabolic process; protein phosphorylation
Molecular function (GO): ATP-dependent activity, acting on DNA; DNA binding; ATP binding
Source: RefSeq, a predicted model, not a curated record